AUGGCUGCUGCAGGAAGGAGUGAUGAAAGGUAUGCCUUAAUGUAAAGAAACCCCCAAUUUCCUUGGCCUAUUGUAAGUGGGCUUUUGACCCAGAAUUCUGGGUACAGGUUACAGUGAAGGGGAAAGUCCCAUUAACUGGUUUUAUCUUUCCACCUGGUAGUGUCUGAGGCAAAAUGGCAUCAUAGCCAUGAUGACUGUGCAUAAGUUAAAUGAAUGGCUACAUGGUCAACCAGCAUCGCUCUAGUGCUGUGAAGCAGGCCCCUAUGUCCUGUUUGUCUAAGCUAUGUCUGCCCUUCUGUAUCCAGGCCUUUUGGGGUAAAAAUGGUCCUUGUCUUUUGUCUGAUGGCCCCUACUUUGAUGGAGAUUGUGGAUGCAGUGUGCUGGUAUUAGUAGUAGUAGUAGUAGUAGUAAUUUAGAUACUGCUCUUUACCCAAAGAUCCCAGGGUGGUAUGCAAGACCAACAACAACAACAACAACAACAACAACAACAACAACAACAACAAACAUAAUUUGCAUAGCAUAAUAAUAAAAGACAAUAAAAGAAUCACGGGGGGGGGAUUAUAAUAGCAGGCUCCUCGCAUUUAAAAGGCCAUAGUUUGUUUAAUGGUUGAAGGCCAUUUUUGGAGUGAACAGUGAAUCAGUGUGUUAGUGUAUUAAUGGGGGAUGAAAUUAUUGGGGUCCAUGAGUCUAGUGGUGCAGCAAUAAAACUGCUAGCACCUUUGCAAAGGUAAGCAGAGUCUGGCAUGGUUUCAAAUUGGAUGGGAAACAGUGUAUUGUGAUUCCAGCAUUGGACUAGACACUCAGAGUAUCUUCCAACUCUACAAUUCUAUGAUUUUUUUAAUUAGGAGGAGGCAAGGUGUAGAAUGAUUUCCACAAAGAAAUGGUUCAUCAACCCCUUAGCAUUUUUCAGUGCCAUUAGGAUAUUGGGAGCAAAUGAGCUCCUGUCUUCCUUAACUCAUGAGUUUUGGUGAUGCCAUUUACUAUUUGGUUGGACAGGUGGUUUGUUGGCAAGAUUUCGACUCAAUUUUACAACCAUCUUUACAGUAUGCUCUACAAAAGAAAAUAACAGUGGAUUAAUUUUUUUACAUUUAUACUUCUUCUAUAAUGGAAUUCAAGGCAGCAUAUGCAGAGUUCCCAAACAGCCACCCUAAUGCUCUAAACCUGCUUAGCUUCAGCACUAUGGGGGCCUCAGACCAUACCCCAGGACCCCAUUUAUUCUAAUAUGCAAAUUACAAAGAGCUUCCAAAUGAAAACUGUCCAGGAGAAAGCUAUAAUACAGAUAAGUAAGGAAGCUCCUCUUUUGUUCUAGUGUGGAUUAUUAAUUUUCAGUAAGCUCUGAAUUAGGAGUCGUUCCCCAGUGCCUUCCCUGCUAUUUCUCAGAGUGAUACUUAAUUAGGAAAGGCAAUUUAUCAGAUGCUUUCAAAAUCUGCUGCUCUUGGAUUCUGUCUGAAGUAAGGAUAAUUUGUGAAAAGUACUGCAUGGCUCCAACUCUAGGUAUGCUGUGUGUAUGUGCACACUGAAUUGGUCCCACUGGUUGUAUUUGAAUUUAUUCAGAAUAGAACUCAUCAUUAUUUCCUUUCUCUACAACAUCGUUUCUGAGCCCAAAAAGUGUGACAAUUGUUUCUUAUGCUUAAGUGUGUGUGUGUGUGUGUGUGUGUGUGUGUGUGUGUGGAAUUCAGUUUUAUAAUUCUUAUUCAUGUAUUUCCAUUCCUGGAAAUGAACCUUCGCAGUGGAAGUGAGAACUACUGGUAAAUAUUAUGUGUAUAUUUAGUUCCAUCGGUAAAUCUUAUCUUGCAACAUGAAAUGAAAUGUCUGCAACUCUGCAAUAAGUAUCAUAUGCCUUCACUGGUGCUCCUCUAUCUAGCUCAGCAUCAUUUACAGUGUAGAUUCUACAUUAACUGGCAGCAGCUAUCCAGGGUUUCAAGCAGAAGUUUCUCCCAGCCCUAGGUGGAGAUGCUGGGGACUGAACAAGAGACCUUCUGCAUGCAAAGCAGAUGUUCUGCCACUGAGCUAUGGCCCUUCACUACAAAGGUACAAGGCAUGUUUUGUUGAUUUAUCAGUAUUUUUUCUAUUGUUAUUACUAUGUUGUUGCUGCUGCUGCUGCUGCCAUUGCCCUCCCUUCACAAUGAUGCCCCAGAGCAGGUUACAAUAAUUUAAAAAUAGAACAGUAAAACAGUAAAAGUGGGUUAUUAUCAAGAGAAUGAGGUGUUUCCUAAAACAUGUGUUUCCGAUGUCAAAGGGCAGGCAGGGUAAAGCCAUGUGUCUUCAGCAUACGGUGAAAAGUACAAACCCAGCGAGUAAGCUGAUUGCUGCACUUUGGGCUAGCUGAAGUUUCUGAGCCAUCUUCAAAGGCAGCUCUCUGUACAGUGGGUUGCAAUAAUCCAGUCUGGAAAUUAGCAGGUCUUGGAGUACAGUGGCCAAGUCUUCUAUGUUCAAAAAAGGCCAUAGCUGAUCAGUGCUGAGUUGAAGCCCUAUUGAGAUUGGCUGCAGUCUUCCUUUGCAGCACAGUUUGAGUUCAAGCCUUGCAAGAGGGUGAAAGGAGCCAAGGCCUUAAAAGCCCUCACUCUGGGGCCAUUUUGCCCCACUCGUCCAUCCUUGGGUUAGAGCUUCACUGAGCUGUUAGGGUUGCUGAGUGACAGGACCAAAAAUGUUUUCUUCUUCUUAUUAUCAGUCUUAAUUGGUACCUUGGUUGGUGAGUUUUUUUGCCUUUCCGUCUGUGAAGUUAUGUCAGGCAUUAACAAGCUUUCUAAACUGUGAGUGGAAAUGGCACAGGGCAGGAUCAGCAUGGCAAAGAAGGGCUCCCUAAAAGGGGCCUGGGAGGAGAAUUGGCCAUGGCAUGCCCAAAGUUCGGGUUGGGGACUCUGUCUAGCUGAAGUCUCUUAUUGUGGUUGCUCAGUUAAACCCUGGAUGCUUGGCUUGCAGCACACCAGGGUUCAAAGUUGAGCUACUCCCAGGAAAGGGCUUAGGCAGUUCCCAAUGAUGACAAAAUGUAAUUAUAUCAGCAGGUGCUGAAUGAAAUGAGAAAAAUGAUCCUUGCCUCUUUGCCAUGCCAACCCCACAUAUGCUGCUGGCCAAUAAAUAUAUGGCCUGAUUAUACCCAUCACCUGGUCUUGGUUAUUUCACCAUUCUCGGGGGACCGCAAAAUGGAUGUGCUUGGACAAUUAGCCAGCACCUAAUUCCCAUUGAAAGCAAUGGGACAUGUUAGCCAUGCCUAGUCUGACUAAUUUCAGUAGAAUGUAAGUACAGUGAUGUUUCUGUGGAUAUGGGUCAACGUAUUUGGUGUUCAACAACUAACACAAAACAUUUGUGAAGAUAAUGCUAAACUUCAGAUAUGAACAGAUGGCUUAAAGUGUGAUGAUUUGAUCCUUACAUCAAAUUUAGGAGGCAGAAAGACUGUCCUGGGUUCUCUCCAUAGAUUCAGAGUUCCUAUGCCAGAUGUUUUAAUAACAUCCUCUAAAUAAAGCCUUUUAAAUGGGUCUGGAUGAAAGAAAUUGAUUCACCAAGGUUUAAAAGGUUGAAGACACAAAAAAAGUUAAAGCCUUUUAAAGCAAGAGGAUUAAGAAGGCUGCUUGUUGACUCUUUGGAAGAUGAUGGGGAAAAUAAUUUUGCACCGUGCUUCAUCUGGAAUCGCAGAGAAAAUAUAAUGAAGCUUUAUCAAUGCAAUGCAGAUUCUAAGAAUGAAUUGAGAACUUUAAGAAGUAGCUUGUUGACAUUAGCAGGCAAAACUAAGAAAGAGCUUUUAGGUGAACAAAACACAUUUUCUAUGCUGAAGUCUAUAGCAGUCUUCACUAACCUAGUGUCCCUCAAAUGUUUUGGUCUACAACUCCCACCCAGCCAAAGCUACUGCCAGGAGUUUGACUCAAGGCCCCAAUGCUUUCAUUCUGCUCUUGGGUGAAUUAAUUAUUAAAGCAUGUCAUAAAGCAAUGACUUACAAACUGUGAUCUAAGAAACUCUUGUCGUUUGUUGGAGGCUUCUCAGGGGUUCCUCAGUGAGAACAUUUCCUGAAAGAUAGCCAGCCCACCACUAGUGAUUUUUCCCUACAAUGUAUAGCCACAAGAGAAGCCCUGCCCACCCAUUGACCAGUUUCUAAUGCUGUCUGCCUCCCAAACAGCUCUCUUGUUGCUUGACUCCUUUUUCUCUGGCCUUGUGUUGCUGGUCAGCUUCUUCACAGAACCUUCCCAGCUCUGAUGGACUACUCUAUUUCUCAGCCAGAAGACUGGGAAUGAGGCACCACAGAGCAUGGAGAACCAAUGUGGUAUCUACCAGAGGCCACUGAACUACACCUCCUAGCAUCCCUUAGCCAUGUCAUUAGUGGCUUAUGGGAGUUGUAUUCUCACAGUCUCUGGAGGGCACUAUGUUGGCUACUCCUGUCCUAUUAUCUUUAAGUUUCUGGUUGUAUGUGGGUUUCUGACAGACUUAGUUUGUCACUGAUAGGUGGAAAGAAUAGUAACUGACAAUGAUACUUAAUAUUUACAUAGCACUUUUCCUAUAAAUUAUUGAAUAAAUCCUUAACAACAAAAGUUUUCUGGGGGGUGACAGAGAACCAGAUGCAAGUCAGAUGUACAUGUGACUUGACAUGUGCAGUAGCAACAUCCAUAUUCAUGCCUAAGUGUUGUUGAUGUAUCAUCUAAAGAUCAUGGAACUCAAAAAUGUGUGUCACUAAAAUGCAGUGCUAGGAACAGCCCAGAGAGCAUAUCUGUGUGACAGUAAUUGUGUUCCUAUCUUGCUUCUUAUGCUGGAUUGUAUUAAAAUUCCCCACAGCUUCAAACAUGGUGUCUGUUCUCUUAUCAUAGUGUCAAGGGAGAAGGGACCCUGUUACUAUAUCUGGAGAAAAAUAGAAUAUUAGCAACCUUCCCAGCAAGGAGAGGAAAAAGAAGUGAAAUUAACAAGACUGAAGAGUGGUGCUAGCUGCUGGGUAUCAAUAUGGCUGCUUAAGCAUCCCUUUGAGGCUCUUGGCAAAGCAGAUCAUGAGGCAUGUGGGGUAUAGCUAUGUGGGUGCUCAGAAUAAGCAUCAUUCCAUAUAUAUUAAUAUAUUGAUUGUGUUGCAUAGCCCUGCUUCAAAGUGAUGCCUGUUAAUUUCUUAGUAGGUACUGUUCGCAAACUGGGUAGUCUUGAAUAUGCCCUGUUCAGGAAAAAUAUGCUUUUAAAAAUCUAAGCCAAGAGUGCUUUGAAUUUAGUCUCUGCUCCUAAAUAAGCUCAGGCCAUUCCAAAAUGUCCCUGCUACCUUUCUUCCCCCCCCCCCCGAAACUACUUUCAAGCAGCAGUGGUGAGUAGGUGGCAAGGAGGCAAGCUAUUUCUUUUGUCUUCACUGGGUCUGAAAACCAUACCAGCCAUAGGCCUUGAGCACAAAGAUUAAUGGGAAAUAUAAUUUGCUAGCAUUUAAGACUGGGGACGCAAACAUGACAGGCUACAGUGUGCAUGUAGAAGAUCCCAGCAUAUACCCCUUCAAAAAUCCAUAAUGAAUUGCUCUUCCUACCCAGUUCCUAUUCAAUUCCUGUUUGCACUGGCUUGACUGAACAUUACACUGAACAUGCCCCCUCAGGAAUGCCCCAGUUUCACUGGAUAGCAGGAUUUAAUGCCCAUGCUUCUUCACAUUUUGAACAGAGGAAAGGCACAAUGGUGACUCUGCUCUGGCCAAAUCCCAGGUGUACCCAAAUUGGCCUGAUUUGGUUUGGCGUUUGGGAUUUGGUGGGCCAGUCCUGGUUAGUAGACUCCUUCUCAGUCCUCAGAUGUUUCAACCACCAAUCAGCUAUAGAAUCUCUGGGAUACUACAUGUUUCCUCAGAAAUAAUUCCAGCCCUGACUUGGCUGCCCAAGCAGCUGUAUUAUUAAGGAUACUAUCAGUGUGAUUCAGAGUCCUUUUUGCUAGGCAGGCAUGACUUAAAUGGAUGCCCCUUUCAAACUGUAGGCAGUGCAUGGAGGGCAGCUAACUCACUGCCCAGCUGCUGCUCUUGCAUGUCAUUUGAGGUAGGAAGAACAGUCCUGCCCUUGCCAGAAGGGUUAUCACUUGGUGCCGGCAGGGGCACAGAUGGACUGGUGUUGCACCUUGCUGCAUACUACAGCCUCUGACACCAGGAUGUGCAUUCAGCCUCCAUGCACCCCCCUCCCCAAUAUGUGUUGAAUACCCUCCCUGGUGAAAUGUGUCCGUCUCAGCUUUUAAUUUCAAAACAUUCCUGCACACCCAGGCAUUUGCAGACUGAAAAGCUGUUGCUAGCAACCUUGAAAUUAUUAUAUUACUUUCUUGUUUGCUGCCCUGGGCUCCUUUGGGAUAAAAGGCAGGAUAGAAAUUUAAUUAAUAAUAGUUUUUAAUAAUGCUGUUAUUUCAAGCCACCUCAUUAUUUGGGUGCAGGGAUUCCCCCCCCCCCCAGUUUAAAGACAACACCUCCAAAUUAGGCAGUGGCAUUCAAACCAAUAUACAUUAUACAUACCAAGGUCUCACACCAUUAAUAGCUUCCAAAAGAUGAUAUUCAAAUACAUUGAUAGCUACUGUGUUGAUGAUGAGAGGCCUGCAGCCAAUGCUUAAGUUUCAUCCUGUCUCUCUAUGAGCAUAUACCAGAAGGCUAGCUUGAGGCUUGAUCCCGUGCAUAUUUGCAGUCAUUUUACUGAGACAAGUGGGGUUUACUUCCAUGUGCCCAGGAACACAGCAUUACUCAUUCAUCUCCACAACUCUCCUGGGAAGGGGAAAGGAAAAGUCACAGAAGAACCCUACCCCCACAUCCCAUCCUUGGCAUUGUGGCUAGCUUUGCAAAUAAGACCGUGUCUCAUUUCAUUUUCACUUACAUAUUGAUUUCACAACAGGGGGCAAGGCACUUUGGACCCCCCCCCCCAAGUUCUUAAAGGAGUGGUAACAUCAUAUGCAAUGUCACACAUGCCAUGCCAGCACAUCAUGUGGCUCCAGCCCCCUCAAAAGCAGGGGCUAGCCAGCGCCUCUGUUUCACAUCUAUAUACCGAUUAUUGCAAUCAAUAAAACUUCAAUGUGGUUUCCCCAAAAAAUUUAAACAAUAAAAAGUCUAAAAGCAAAUAUGUAAAACAUUCAAAAAUAAAUAAAACCAACAGCAAGCUAAUACCAGGUUAAAACACAUGACAGCUUCUGCAUGUCUCUAUAGGCUUGCCUAUGCAAAAGUAUUUUUAGUGGGUGCCAGAAAAUAUACCACUUUAACAGUGAUGGGAUCCCUCCAAAAAGAACCUUGAGAAUAGUAGUUUGUCCCAGAGCUACAAUUCCCUGCACCCUUAACAAGCUACAGUUUCCAGGAUUCAUUGUGUGUGGGGAACACAAGACUGUUUUUAGUGCUACAACAGUCCUUUAAGUAUAUGGCGAAGGUGUGACCUAAGUUGUUUGUUAUUUACUUUAGUAGCAGCUGCUCUCAAGUAAGAGCAAACCAUAAAGUCUUGAUGAAUAAGAGUGUGCAACAAAGCUUCUUCUCCCUUUGCUUUCUGGAGAGAGCAUGAGGUGCAAGCCUCAUCAUGGGUGCAGGCAGGCCUUGCUAAACUGAGUGAUUCCUGCUUCUCUGUAAAGGAUCAAGCUGAAAUCGAGACUUGUUCUUUUUGGCUCUUGCACAUAUGCACAUAUCACACCCCCAUUUCAAGUUGUCUCCUAGGGAAUGAGAUGUGCACUGUUCACAGCAAAGUUUCUCCACUACAAGCACAAUGCAAAAUAAGAGUGCUGUCUGCUCUUGGGCAUUUACUUUUGCUUGUGCAGCAGCAAACAAAUGGUUAACAAUCUGAGUGGAAAAACACUGAAGUUAUUAAAAGAUUUUCUUAUAAGAAUUAUUCAAAAAUGAGAUCUAUUGUAAAAUGUAAGGAUUAAUUUAUUAAUCAGAGCUUUCUGAACUCUCGCAUUAAGCAGCUUUGUUAUGCUAAUUCCCUUAUAAAUGAAUAAUGGACUUAUCCUCCCAUUAUUGCCUAUCAUUUAAAAAGACCCCAUUUAGAAAAUGAAGAUGUCCUUUUCGCUUGCAAAUUAUUAUACGUUUUAGGGCACAAGUUUGUUUUAAAAUGAAUACUAGAAAAUACUCCCUGCCUGCCUUCCCCAUCAUUCAUAUUCAUCAAUCAUUGUUCUAAUCAGAUUUGUCUGAUCUUGAGCAUUUAUCAGAGACAAACCUUCUAUGCUAAUUAAACACAAGAGAAGGAAGAACUGUGUCUUAGCCAAUUUCCUUCUGAUAAAUUCCCUUCAAGUAAAAGGUUGCCUAGGCAGACAUGCAACGGUGGGAAAAGAUUGACAGCCUGCUCUGUUCCAAAGACUAGCUGUAACGGCAUGCAAGAGUUUACGACGAUGCAUGCUGAAAGCUUCAUCACAUCCUGAUUUGACAUUUAUAUUAAUUAAUUAAUUUGGUGUUGUUGCUUUUUUGUUUUUUGUUUUUAAGCCAUGCUUCAUCCUGACAGAUUCAAGUGUGCUGUACAAUAAUGCAAUGCGAUGGCCUCAUCUGCACUAUACAUUUGAAGUAGUAUUAUAACACUUUAAAUAGUCAUGGCUUUCCUCAAAGGAUCCUGAGAAAGGUUUUUUGUUAAGGGUGCUGGGACUUUUCUAGGAACCCCUGUAUUUCCUAAAUUCCCAGCAUUCCCUGGCACUGAGGGAUUGAUCAUUAAACCAACCUGGAAAUUGUAGCUCUGUGAAGAGCUGUUAAGUACCCUUAACAGGCUGUGGUUGCCAGAAUUCUUUGAGGGAGCCAUGACUGGACUUCUUGUAAGUAGGAAGGCAUGUUAAGUAUAAUUUUUUAACUGACACUGAAAUGGAGACUGACAGUAUAUAUUGCUGAAAAGGUUUAACAAGGGAAAAUUCCACUGUAUACUACAUGGUCUUUGAGCUCCUUGAUGGGUUGAUAAUAAUUGUUAUUGUUCUCUGCUAGCUAACAUGUGAGUGUUUAACCUUAGAUCACAUGGGAGGCUAUUGAAGUACAAAUUUGCCAUCUUGGAAGUGUGGUGGCUUGGGUCCUUUGUUCCCAGGCUCUGUGGGAGUAAGGAUGUAAUGAAGCUCUCCAGGAGCACAUGGCUUCAGGCUGUAAGGAAAGAGAGAGAAAUAUCUUUUCUUAUAGGUCUGUUUGGAAUUAUAUUUUAUUUCUAAGAUGCUGAGCCUGUGCUGGACAGCACAAGAUCUUGUAUGGAAUUAUUUUGGAUGUAUCUUUAAUGUUUUUGUUCUGUUUUGAAGGAAGUUCUGCAAGUCAAGUUUUGAACAAUCUUAUGGGUCUAAUGGACAAUAUAGUGGACAAUGUUUCAUUUCAGAAAGGAGUCAGUUUUUCUGCAUCCAGUCACUUCAAGCUGCACGAUAUUAAUAUCUGCAGUAAGGCAGGCAGGUCGGGGCUGGCUGAGGAUACUGGAACAAGACUCCAUUUGUCCUAAUGAACCAGCUUCCACUACAGCGACACCUGUAAAAGUACCCCUGGGCUUGUAACUUGGCUGUUCUACCAGGCACAACAUUUUUGUCAGCCACCAGUUCAGUGGGGGAACAAUAUGUAUGGUUGGUGUGAUUUGUGCAAUUUUGACUGCUUCAAAAAGUGCUACCCCACUGUGGGGGAUUGCAGCAGCUAAGCAUACAACCCCUACAUGGCAGUUCCAGUUCACGCAGAUGACAUCUCUGCAAGGCUGUAGCUCAGUUGUCAUUAGCACCCUAUUUGUGGUCCUGAAAUACACCUAUGGGAGCCACUGGUAAGGAUGAACCACCACCCUGCAUAAUUGACAGUGGUUUUUCUUAAGCUGAGCAUUAAAUUCUGAUCCAUUCCCAGUGGAUAUUGUUCAACAUGUAAAAAUAACAAACAAAAACCCUGCAAGAAACAAUGUCCCAAAGCAUAUUGAUUCUCUUUCCUAUUCCCCCCCCCCAGUUCUGUAUAUCUAAAGAUACGUGUAGCUUUAUUUAUGCAUUUUCUGAGUGACAGUUUUGUUUGAUUUUGCUUUCCACCUAGCUGUAUUUUCACCUGCAGGAUGCAGAGCGUUGGCACUGUUUGAGUGUCUGACCUCUUUCUGGCUGAUGCAGCAGAAAACUGAUUUAAGCUGGCAAAGCAAUAAAGGCAAACAAAAUAAACUCGCAUUCUUGGCCUGUUUUGCAAGAAUUCAAACUUAACUAGUAUUUUAAACGGGCUGCUCUUUUUUAAAAAAAACCUCUGUCUUCUUCUGAAAAAUGAAGCAGUAGCAGUUGUCACUGCUUUUCAUGAUUUCUGUCUUGCAAUACUUUAAGCUUAACUGGUAUUUUACACUGACCCUUCUUUUAAAAAGCAAAGCAAAACUCUGGCUUCUUCUGAUAAAUGAAACAGCAGCAGUUGUCGCCACUUUUCAUGACUUUUGUCAGAAGAAGUAAAACUGCACUGUGCUUUAAUACUACCAAUAUUCUCUCCCCCUGCCCCACCAUUACAAACGAUGCCUGACCUGCAUUGUAUUUCAAGCCUUUCACUCACAUAGUUCAUCUCAUUUUUAUUUCUCUCAGUGGAGUGAAAUCACAGUAUUUUAGGGGAGACAAGACAGCAUAAUUAUCAUGCUAUGAAAACAGUUCAUUUGUCGAGACAGAGAUGAAAGAUGAGAUGGACAAACCCGAGGAAAGAUUCUUUGCACACAUUAGUGGUGUCAGCUGCUAACUGCUAUUCCACUCAUAAAUGAAUUUUCAAUGGCACUGAGGUUUUUUUUUAUUAAGUAAUGCUGUCAAAGGUUUUUUCAGAGUGUGAAAGGUGCUUUUUAAAUAAAUGUGUUCAUUUUGGCCUAUCUUUGGGUUGUAAAUCAAACACUCUAUUAAAUUUUACUCACUACCUGCUGAAGAGCACCAACGGAAGAUGAAUCUUCACUUCCAAUAUGUUUUGUCUACUAUCACACUCAACAUUUUUAAUAAGCAAAUCAUGCACUGCAACCUAUUGGGUAGGCUGCUGUCUGAAAAUACAUCCUAAUGCCAAGCAUUAGACUUAAACUCAAAAUGCUUGGGUUCUUAAUGCACUUUAAAAAAAAAGCUAUUAGCUUGAUUAUUCCAAGAGAAUAUAAGGAUUUAAAAAACAUAAGAAGAGCCCUAAUGGAUCAGACUAAACGUCCCCCUAGACUAGGGAGGAAGAACCUGUGGCCCUACAGAUGUCAUUGGAUUACAAUUCCCUAGGCCCCAGCCAUCAGGGGCAGUGUUCAGUGAUGAAGGGAGUUGUUGUCCAACAACAUCUAGAGGAUUACAGAUUGUCUUCCUUGUCCAAGAGGGCAGCCACAUACCUCUGGGAAACCUAGAAGCAGGACAUAAAGGCAAUAGAUAUAUCCAUCACUGUUUAUCUUAUACCAGCUUGGUAAACUUAUCCUCCAUGAAUUUGCCUAAUCCUCUUUUAAAGCCAUUGUGCCAUCACCGCAUCCUGACAGGAAAUUCCAUAUUUUAAGGCUGAAUGCACCUGACACACUUAAAAAGCAUGCCCACCAUUCUUUUACACAAUUUGGAUUGAAGAUUGGGGCGAAUGUAUCAAAACACAAUAUUUCAUAAUAAACUAUGGGAUAAAUAUGGACAGUGGCUAACGCUGUGUCUUCAACAGGCCAACUAAACCAGGUGAAAGUAACCGAUGGGCCUAGAACCCUCUGUGAGUUAGGGAUUUUCCCUGCAUGUGAAGACAGGUUCUGAGCGGAUUAGACUAAUAGUGGGUCCAACGGCGAAGAAGGUGUUUUCUGCACAUGGUGUAGAGGGAAGAGAAGGUAGCUCAUCCAGGAGAAGGAAAACUUUGAUCCUAAACCUCUUGUGCUUUGCAGGAUAUCUUCAGAAGAAGAAAAGACUAAGGAGUAAACCCUACACAAAUCUGGAGCGGAGUCACUAAGAUGGUUGGAUGGCAACUCCUGCAGCCAAGUAGGUGUCAAACAUAUUGCUCUGCUUUCCUUUGGGCCACAUCAGCAAGGCCGAGAGUGGGGUCUUGUCAUCUGGACCUUCACACAUACAGAGCUCAGGCUUGCGCCCCAUGGAGGUCACUUCAGUCCUACUAAUGCAGCAGUUUGACUUCAACCCUGGAGGCACAUUCCAUUGUUUUUCGAGAGAGCCAUAUGUCAGCAGCACGACUACCUCACUUGCAGUUGGAGUAGACUGGAUGCAGAGUAAACAAAAGUGUGUAUGCAGCUCUAGACUGUGUUCUGUGAAAGUGUUGGUCCAUUUUCCUGCCUUGAAUUUCAUUGGAAGAACCAAAAUGCACAGAAUAUGGGAGACAGGAAGAGAAAUUUGCCCCCUUUUCUGCCAUCACAUACUGAGAACAUGCACAGGAAACCAUUCAAUUCAUUCUGUUUCCUGGUACAGUGGUACCUCUCGUUAUGGAUUUAAUUCAUUUCGGGGUGCUGUGCGCACCCCAAAAAUCUGUAACUAGAGGUACCGCUUCUGCGCUCAAACGCGGCAUGAUAGAGUUCUUCAGCGCAUGCACACAGCACACAGAGCCCUUCUGCGCAUGUGUGAGCAGUAAAACCUGGAAGUAUACACUUCCGGGUUUGCUGUAGCUGUAACCCAAAGAUUCCGUAAUCCGAAGAUUAUGCAACACAAGAUACCACUGUACAUGAUCCUGGUGCUGCAUUUUAUUUUAUUUUACAGCAAGAGACUCUGCUCUUCCAAAUUCUUACAAACUGUCUCUGGCUGUUGUAGACUUGUUGUGUACCUUUCUCCCACUUGAUGGUUAGAAAGCUUGUCAAAAUCUUUCUGUUCUGCCAGGUUUUUAUCUGCUGCUGGUUUUUAAACUGAUGCCCUGAUGCUGUUUUUACAGCUAGUGUACUGUUAUGUUGUUUAGUUAACAAAAGCUGGGGAAUCUAGUAUGUGUUUUUUAUCUUGAUUCCUGACUGCUAGAUUGAGCCACUUUGAUUGUCUAGUUCUAUGCAUACUGUGUGUGUGUGUGUGUGUGUGUGAGAGAGAGAGAGAGAGAGAGAGAGAGAGAGAGAGAGAGAUUAUUUACUAUAUUGCUUGAUAUUCUUGAUGCCCUUCAAAGCUCUCAGAGCACACCUUGCAUAAAAGGUAAAGGGACCCCUGACCAUUAGGUCCAGUCGUGGCCAACUGGGGUUGAGCACUCAUCUCGCUUUAUUGGCUGAGAGAGCUGGCGUACAGCUUCCGGGUCAUGUGGGCAGCAUGACUAAGCCGCUUCUGGCGAACCAGCGCACGGAAACGCCGUUUACCUUCCCACCAGAGCGGUACCUAUUUAUCUACUUGCACUUUGACGUGCUUUCAAACUGCUAGGUUGGCAGGAGCAGGGACCGAGCAACAGGAGCUCACCCCGUCAUGGGGAUUCAAACCACCGACCUUCUGAUCGGCAAGUCCUAGGCUCUGUGGUUUAACCCACAGCGUCAUCCGCGUCCCACACCUUGCUUAGGGGGUUAGAAGACAUAAUACAGAGGCAGCCACUAUGGUGCCUACCUGUCAGGGGCAGGCUGGAUGAUGAAGAGUGGUGGGAGGCUCCUGCCCAAGAGAAGAAAAAGACACAGAAUAAGAAGACUUAGAUCCUAGGUCAUGCUGGUGGGAUACUGAAUAGCAGUCUGGGAUGAGCGGGGAGGUGCUAGAAGCAGGAUGUUUGAGCAAUCAAGUGGGGAUGGGGGGCAUUUGCAGAAGGAAGGCCUUCCAGGACAGGGUUAGAGGCUGAGAGUUACAGUGCGAGUGCAGAUGCGGACAGAGAGGAGUCAGCAGUUGCCUUUGCUACCCAGCAGCAGGACACCCUGCUCAAGGAGAGUCCUGCACAUUGCUUGGCUAGAAAGGCCCAGAGGAGGAUCCCAGCCCCUUAACACAGCCUUUGCCUGCUUGGGAGUGAUUCAGAGUGAGAGACUAGAGAGGAAAGGACAAACCAGAGGGCUCUACUAUGUCAUUAUUUUCUGUUAAUAAAAAGCUAAUUGCAUUCCAUGCCUCCUGUGCUUCCCUGUCCUGUUGUUGACCUGGACAUGCUUCACAGCUCCUUGACCCUUCCAGAGGUUUGUUGGACUACAACUCCCAUCACCUCCAACUAUGGACUAUACUGGCUAGGGCUGAUGGGAGUUGCAGUCCAGCAAUAUCUGCAGGUCAUUGCCUUGGUUACCCCUGAGUUCACACUUAUGGUAGACCCUUUCUGAGCAUCUCAGGAGUGAGCAUGGGCUGCUACUAUUCUUGCAAUGGGGUACUACUCUUCUGGAGAUACUGUUUUAGAAGAUGUUCUUCUGCAUGGGGCUUGUCUACAUGGUGCAAUCUGAAACCUUAUAAAUCAUGACUGCUGUGCAUAUACACCUCACAAGGAGGUACCACUAUCCACAUGGAACCUGCACAUGAGCACUGGCCAUAAAUAUGAACCUCUUCAUAGUAUUUGCAGGAUGUUACCAGUUAAGAAAAGCAGGAUGUUACUCACUCUCAGUUCCUUUAUUUUUGCGGGAUUCAUGUGACAGUGUUGAAAGUCCAGCCAAGAAAAAAAUGUCUUCAACUAGCCAAUAAAACUGAGAUGCUAGUUCCUUCUAUUCAUUCUGUUGAAUAGCAAGCUUUUGAUUUUCAGUUUCAAGCUGUUACUCCUUGCUGUUAAAAUGUUAGGUAUUUUGUCUUCACGAACACUAAAAUUAGGGUAUGCCGUGUAGAAUCUGCAGAGAAACCAUCAGAUAUAUUUGUAAAUACUUCAAAUGAAAUUCAGUGUUGCAAAUAUUUUGAAAUGGAUUCAAACAGAUCACCGCUAGGUUAUGUUACGGCAGAUGAAAUUCUUUUAAUUACAUGGUCUACUGUUGGGAUUUGAAAAGUAUUAGGAAUAUCAAGCUUGCCGUAAAUAAUCCAUUGCAUGUCUAUAGUGUCUCACACCUUUUAAGUGCUGAACAAAUUAGCUAAUUAAUACAACAGCCCCUCUAACUCUAGUUUGGUGUGAAAGGCCACAAUGAAAGACUCUGCCAACACAUAGGCUAAAUCCAUCAGGCAUAUGCUUUGUACUGGUGUUAACUAGAUGCUAGACAACAGAUACCAAGGAAAUGAGUGGGAAAUUUGCAAGUGAGUGUGGAUAACAGAAGCGGCUUAAGCAAUAAAUGGGUUAGAAAGCAAAAUUUCUGCAAAAUGUUCAUUAUUGCUCACUGUUCUAGUCUAAACACCCCACUAGCUGGUUAACCUUUAUGGGCACUCUCAGUGGUUAUUGUUUUAUCCACUACAACCAUUGGACUCACUAUUGGUCUCAUCCACUCAAUCUGCUGGAACCUGUUUUUGUACACAGAGGAAGACCCUAACUCACUCAGGCUUUGAGACCCUUGGCUUGCCAAUCAAAGUCAUUCCUGGAGUGUGGCUGCUGUCACAUACUGGCAGCUUCUAGGAGCCUUUGGUGAAGAAGAGGAGGAGGAGGAGGAGGAGUUUGGAUUUGAUAUCCCGCUUUAUCACUAACGCAGGUGGUGCUGUGGUCUAAACCACUGAACCUAGGGCUUGCCAAUUGGAAGGUCGGCAGUUCGAAUCCCCUCGAUGGAGUGAGCUCCCAUUGCUCGGUCCCAGCUCCUGCCAACAUAGCAAUUCGAAAGCAUGUCAAAGUGCAAGUAGAUAAAUAGGUACCGCUCCGGCAGGAAGGUAAACGGUGUUUCUGUGCACUGCUCUAGUUUUGCCAGAAGCACCUUAGUAAUGCUGGCCACAUGAGCUAGAAAAACUGUCUGUGGACAAACGUCAGCUCCCUCGGCGAGUAAAACAAGAUGAGCGCCGCAACCCUACAGUCGUUUGUGAUUGGACUUAACCGUCAGGGGUCCUUUACCUUUACCUUUUAUCACUACCCUAAGGAGUCUCAAAGCGGCUAACAAUCUCCUUUCCCUUCCUCCCCCACAACAAACACUCUGUGAGGUGAGUGAAGCUGAGAGAAAUGUGACUAGCCCAAGGUCACCCAGCAGCUGCAUGUGGAGGAGUGGGGCCACGAACCCGGUUCACCAGAUUAUGAGUCUACCACUCUUAAUCACCACACCACACUGGUUCUGAGCGCUGAGUGCAGGGUGUGGACCACAGGUGGACAAAAAGAAGGAGCACAACACGUCCCCCACCAAUUACUGCCCUUCCCCUAACGCCCCAUGCACCUCAUGCAUGUCUUUCAUUUCUACUUAAAAAUAGGAGGGUAGGUUGCAUAACGCUGACUAUAAAUAAGCGCUAUAUAUUUUGUUCACAAUCUACAGAAAAAGGUACUCUAUAACUAAAAUAAGAAAAAAGUUUAUUUUGUUUUAUUUUUAAAAGAACUAAAUGGAAUAGCAAACAUUUAUUUGACCUGCUGAAAUCACAUGCAACUGAAGACUGCAAGUUAUGCUAAUAGAAUAUUCCUUGUAGCUGGAAAGAAGAAAGUGCACUUACCUGACCCCUGGAUUUUUACAUUUUUCCAUUAUGUAGAUUGACUGUUUUGAUGGGCUCAGGUGAAUGUUGAUAUCUGGGUCUCAAGGUGGGAAUGAAUCUGAUUGUCUGUGAAUUGGUAGAGAAAUGAAUAUGAGCAAUUGCCGGUUACAGUAUUGGCACUACAUUAGCUGCAGAUCAAAUAAAGCUUUGAAGCAGCUAAUCAUUUUCGGAGUGGCCAUCGAAUGACAGUAUUGACAAAGCCGAAAUGCUCAAGAGCCAAAAGGAGAAAAAGUGAGAUAGAAAAGCAAUAAUAAAAAAGGCCUCUCUGAUCAGUAUCAUUUUUUAUUGUUCUGCUCAGAGAUGAAAUGAAAUAAACUGUGCAGCAGAACAGACAAAAGGAAGAGCCACUCGCACAUCAUCAGCAAACUCAGGUUCCUUGAAAGGUAAACUGUGUCCAAUUUUAUAAGAAGAUAUUCCACAUUCUUAUUAUUACCAGCACCAAUGAUAUAUAGGAGGCUUUGAUUUUAACAACCCAUGUUUCUAUGGUCUCUCACACAGCGCUGGAUCGGGCACAAGGGUCCUUCCUCAAGGGGCUGUUACUUCAGUGAACUGUAGAAAUGGGGCCACUUAAGCUUGGUUUGAGGAACUUAAAUGGAUGAAACUGCUAGUCUAUAAGUGUGCAGGAAAAUUACAGUGCAUGCACAAUUCUUCACUGUGGCAAAUUGCAGCUGCAUCUCUGGCUUCAUGUGUGUGCUUGACACAUGCCCACUUAAGGCAAAGCUGGAGAGCUCCAAACUGAGGUAAGAUUGAAGUGUGCAGGAGACUAAUAGACAGAAACAGUCUGCAGCUGGCUGCCCAACAGGUUCCAGUGACAAGAUAAGCUAUGGGGUGCCAAGAGGGCUCUUCACAGGAUUGUCUGGAGGAAUGGACUUUACAGGAUCCAUUCUAGAGGGCAACAGCUGUGUUUCAUCUGGGAUAUAAGGUUUCAGGCGGUCCUGAAGGUACCCUGAGCCUAAGUCAUUCAGGACUUAGUAAAUUAGGACAAGGACCUUCAGCCUGGCUCAGAAGUAGAUAGGCAACCAGUGCAAAUGUUUUAAACAGUGGUGCCACAUGCUGUUUAUAUUGUAAUUAUUUGUAUGGUUUAAAUAGAUUUUAUAUGUAUAGAGUUUUACUUCUAACAAUGUUUAACUGUUUUAAAAUUAUUGUUUUUUCUAUGUUUUUAGCAGUUCUGUGUAAGUCAACUUGAGUCUCAUCAGGGGAAAAUGUGGUGUGUGUGUGUGUGUGUGUGUGUGUGUGUGUGUGAUAAUAAUGUGCCCUCAUCAGCAAUAUGGCUGCACCAGUUGGAGUUUCUGAACCAGGCCCAAGGGCAACUCCACAUAGAACAGAUUGGUUUUUAAAUGUUUCCUCAUCCCCCUUACCUGUUUUAUGUAACAACUUGCCUGAUAAGCAGUUCUGGAAGGUCACAUCAUUGUGAGAUUUUGGUUGUUCCCAGUAAAGGUAUCACCAAGCUAUGGAUUUUUUUUAAUUUUUAUUUUUAAUGUGUCUCAGAUUUUAUCAAGGGGGGAAAGUGUGUCGACUACCCUAAGUCUGGGAAAUACUGACAUAUUUCCUGAAUAUGGAAUAAUGUAAUGUAAUGGUAAUGAAUUGCUGUGCGCUGGAGCACCUUCCAAGCUCUGUAUCUUUCAUCACAUCCCUUUCUGUGCUCAGUAAUCCCUAAACUUACAUAAUGCAGAGAAAAUGGCAUUCAAAGUGGUCUUUAUGAACGUUUUUUGUGUUUCAUGGCUUGAAGAUAAGAGUUUCUGUCUGCUGUAGAAAAUCUCUGUCAACAGAAUCUGCUUGAUCAAAGCAUCCGUUGUCAGUUAUUAGUAGAAGGAGUGAAAAUCCACGAUACUGUGAUGAUCUUCAGCAUUUUUCAGCUUGCCAUUUUAUUUUAUUCCCCCCACCCCAUUUUUAUGCUUUCCAAAUUGUAACAAUAGUUUAACAUUUCAGCUCAUGAUUUUGUCAUAUAUCUGGAGGAGAGCAGGGAAAGGAAAUGUUUUUCUUUCUCGCCUUUGGAGAAUAAUUUAGUCUUUUCUCCUGCAACACAUUUUGACUUGCUUGCACAGUUCUUCAUCAGUCCUGGUCUCCUAACUCCGAUUUGUAUGAAUCAUUAGCCAUUAUAGUUAAAUGGGCUUCCACUGAGCCUCUCUGGUGAGUAAAACCACUGUCGUGUGCAGGACAAUAGCUAAUACAUGAUAAGGAAAGCUUCCCAAUCUACUAAAAAGAGGAAACUAAUCCACACUUUAAUUGUAUAAGGAAAUAGCUCCUUGAAGGUAUAAUUGAAAGUAUGCAGUGGAAUAGCCUUGCAUUUUCCUUCCCAAAGGGUGCUCAUCAAUGGUUCCUCUUCAUCCUGGAGAAGAGUGACUAGUGGAGUGCCACAGGGUUCUGUCUUGGGCCCGGUCUUAUUCAACAUCUUUAUCAACGAGUUGGAUGAUGGACUCAAGGGCAUCCUGAUCAAAUUUGCAGAUGACACCAAACUGGGAGGGUGGCUAACACCCCAGAGGACAGGAUCACACUUCAAAACGACCUUGACAGAUUAGAGAACUGGGCCAAAACAAACAAGAUGAAUUUUAACAGGGAGAAAUGUUAAGUAUUGCACUUGGGCAAAAAAAUGAGAGGCACAAAUACAAGAUGGGUGACACCUGGCUUGAGAGCAGUACAUGUGAAAAGGAUCUAGGAGUCUUGGUUGACCACAAACUUGACAUGAGCCAACAGUGUGACGCGGCAGCUAAAAAGCCAAUGCAAUUCUGGGCUGCAUCAAUAGGAGUAUAGCAUCUAGAUCAAGGGAAGUAAUAGUGCCACUGUAUUCUGCUCUGGUCAGACCUCACCUGGAGUACUGUGUCCAGUUCUGGGCACCACAGUUCAAGAAGGACACUGACAAACUGGAACGUGUCCAGAGGAGAGCAACCAAAAUGGUCAAAGGCCUGGAAACGAUGCCUUAUGAGGAACGGCUAAGGGAGCUGGGCAUGUUUAGCCUGGAGAAGAGGAGGUUCAGGGGUGAUAUGAUAGCCAUGUUCAAAUAUAUAAAAGGAUGUCACAUAGAGGAGGGAGAAAGGUUGUUUUCUGCUGCUCCAGAGAAGCGGACACGGAGCAAUGGAUCCAAACUACAAGAAAGAAGAUUCUACCUAAACAUUAGGAAGAACUUCCUGACAGUAAGAGCUGUUCGACAGUGGAAUUUGCUGCCAAGGAGUGUGGUGGAGUCUACUUCUUUGGAGGUCUUUAAGCAGAGGCUUGACAAGCAUAUGUCAGGAGUGCUCUGAUGGUGUUUCCUGCUUGGCAGGGGGUUGGACUCAAUGGCCCUUGUGGUCUCUUCCAACUCUAUGAUUCUAUGAUUCCCUUCAGCUAAUCCCCAACAGUGUUUCUUAUAUCCGCCAUGAAUUCUCUCAUUUUAGAGUGAACUGUGUGGUGCUUCCCCUUUGGCAUGACCCACCUCCAGAGAUGCCCCAAAGGAUUGUUAACUUGGAGUGAGGUGCCAUGGCCAUAUCCAAAGAAUUGUGGGACAAGCACUCCGUUGAACUUCCAAUAUGUAGAAGCUCCUCCCUCCUGUGCCCAAAGCAGCAGGAGGAGGAGCUCAACGACAACAACAACAACUGACCUUUUCACUCCACUUUGCUCAUUUUCAGGUGCAGUUUCUGUUCUCACUGAUAAAUGGAGACUGGUCAUGAAAUUUUCAGCACAGCACUAGUCUGAUCUAUCAGCAAAGCCAUGUCUUGCUCAUGCAUUUCUUCUUUCCUUACCUUCUACAAUUUCGGGUGUUACAAUAAAAUGCUUGUGUACAACAAUCUUUCCUUCUCCCUCCCCUCCUCCAGAUUCCACAGCUGUAUAAGCUUUGCCAGAACCAACUAUUCCCUAGACACACUGAUGCAGGAUCCAAGGAUGUCUGUUUGUCCCUGUCGACAUGGCUCUUAUGGCUCCAAGAGAAAUGUGUGGCCAUCUUCAAGUGCUCUGGCUGGGCUGAAACAGGCACCCAUGCUCAGUUUGUGAUGCUGCUGGCAAGUAUCCAUGCCCUCAUGUCUGGCAGUGGCACUUUGAUGAGCGUCAAUGUUUUGAAGUUCUUCAUAUUAGAAUGGCUGCUGUUAUUGUUGCUCCUAGUCCUGUUCUCCACUCUAUGCAGAUGCUACAUUUGAACAGAACAGGCCUCAGAGGCCAGUUGCCUUUAGGAUAUGAUACACUGACUGUAACACAAGCAGGAGGAGAGAUGGGAAAUGUGAAACUAGUGGUGACAUAGUAAACUCCUGUCAGAUCAAAGUUGGCGGGUGGCUGCCCUUAGGAAAAGGAUGCAUGCUAGCAAAUGGUGCGUUUUGCAAAAGUGUUGGUUGAAAAAUAGUGUGAAGCAAGCAAGUGUAAAACAGUGUAUUUUGCAAAUGUGCUGAGUACAAAAAAUAGCAUGAAGCAAAGAAAUGGCAAAAUUAGGGAUGCUGGAUAAUUGAUACAAGAGCUCUGCUUAAAGAAGGGAAAUCAGCUAUCUUUGCAUUCAGCCUUUUCCUGGUGAAUGGAAACAAACAUUAACAACCUAAUUCACAGCCAUAAAUAUAGUGCACUUUACAUUAGUAUACAUUUCUUUUUUCCCCUUUCCCUUUUCCCCUUUUUGCAUAUUACCUGGUUGGAGAACUACAUUACAAAAUUCAGAUAAUGUGGUGUUUGAGGGAUAGCUGUGUUUCGGUUCAUAUUCAAGUGAAUUAGGUAAGUUCAUCUUUGGAUGUGAACUGACUCAAAUUUAUCCCCCAUUCCUAUUCUCGCUAUUUCCCCUCUUCCGGGGAAUAACAUUCAAGGAAGGUGUGAGCAUGCAAACCAUCUGGUAAACAUUAGGGGCACCUGUUCCACUCCUGACUUUCCAAAGUUGAGAGGGCAAGUGUGAAGGGGAUUUCUAACUGCAUUCAGCUGAAUGGGCUGAGAAGGUCCUGCAGUCCUUUACACUCAACCAGGAAAGUCAGGGGUGGCACAGACAGGCCAAUGGAUGCACACCCCUACACACUUUGUGCCAUUGUGCCUUUCUUUUAAAAAUGCCUGAACAGGGUUGUUGCCUUCCUUAAUGUUCUGACUAAAUAAUGAUUCUGACUAAACAUCAGGAAGAACUUUCUGACACUAAGAGCUGUUCGACAGUGGAACAGACUUCCAUGAGAAGUGGUGGCCUAUCCUUCCUUGGACGUUUUUAAGCAGACAGUGGAUGGCCAUCUGUCAUGAAUGCUUUAAUUGGGAUUCCAACAUUGCAUUGGGUUGGACUCGGGGUCACGUCCAACUGUACAAUUCUAUGAUUCUAGGAAUGGUUUGUGGGUUGUUGUUGUUUUUUGUGGUGACUUCCCAGUAGCUGAAAUGUCUUUGACUGUUAUCUCCAAUAAUAAAAUAAUAAAAUAAAAUAAAAUAAAAUAAAAUAAAAUGAAGUCUAGUCCUAGUCAUUGCCUGUGGGGGCUUUAUCAGCUGCUUGCAAACAUAAUCAAAAUUAGGCAGCAGGGAAGACUCCCACACCCUCCCCUCUAAUAUAAUCUAUGAGUUGAAUAAACAGCCAGUGUGCUGACAAAACCUGUUUCUUUCUAACCUUUAAAUGCUGAUAAGUAUUUUAUAUUCUGAAAAGUAUAGAACUACCAAAAGAGAUUAAAUCAGAAAGAAUAUAAAUAAAUGUUCUGUACAGUGUUUUCAGUGUGCUGGGAAAUUGGCAAAUAUACUCGGAGAAAUGGUUGCAUCAAAUGAAAAAUGGCAUUUGUUAAAAAGGUUCGUGCCACAAAAUAAAAGAGGGGAAAUGCUGACAACAUUAGUCUGAAGCUAAAUUUAUUAUUUCCACAGAUAUAAGAUAUACUUCUAGCCCCUUGAGUCUGACCAGUGCUGAACCUUAUCAGACAUACUAGAGAUAGAUGAAUUACCCCAUAAACACACCAGCAUUUGUAAUCGAAAUAAAAAUUCCAGACAUCUGAACUUUUCUGUAUUUACUGGAUAGACUUAACAAUAAUACAUUGCUUCUCACUUCUACCACAAAUCUCCAGAGCAAAUCAGCUUGAAAUUAAUGGAACUUGUACAAAUACCAAAGUUGCUUCAACCCCUUAGCACCCCAAUUAAUUCUGGCACAGUUUCACCUGCCUUCUACCACUGACCCUCUAGCUUCUUGGCUGGGCCAGCUGUUUUCUACCUCCCAGUCUUGUCCCACAGGUUCCUGUUUUGUUCUAUUAUGUGGAGCUAUUUGAUUUCACCUUUUCCACAGAGCAGCUUGGUUCCCAGUAGCCCAUCAACUUGAGGUGGUGGCUCACUUCAAAUAGUAGUUUCAGUAAUGAAGCAAUUUGCUGGUCCUUUACUAUCCAUUAUGUGCAGUUGCUGGUCCUUUAUUAACCAUCAUGUGCAAUUGGAUUAUUCUUCUUCCUGACAGAUCCCCCCCCAUCCCCCACAUAUGUCCACACCAUUUUGCACUUUCCCCCCUAGUAUUGCUUCUCUUGAAAAUUGAUAGCUAAUUUCUCUUAAGAGAUGGUGGAGUCUUGAAUUCACAUUUUACUAGUCACUGGUCAUUAUGGUCUUCUAUUUUGGGCAAUAUAAUUGCUGUGCCUCUGACUGUAAUCCUAUACCCAGUUACUGAGGAAUCACCCCCGUGGAAAUCAGUGGUGCUUCCCUCUGAAAGUGAAGGAAUGCACUGCACAUUUAUGUAUACAAACACCAUAAAAACAGGAACUGUGAGUAUACUAAACUUUAAGGAGAGGGGCUCUGAAAUGAACCCUCUGCUCAGGAGAAACGACUCAAGGCUUCUCAAGGAGGUGUGUGUGUGGCAAACUCAGCCCGCCCCCCAGAGGGACAGCAGCAAUUGGGAAGGGGGGGAUUGUAAACAGCGAAACAGAAGUAAAUGAAAUGCAGAAAAGCACAGGCAGAGAUAAAAAUGUGUUUAACAAUGACCAAUAAUUCAGAGCUCAAGCAACACAUAUAGCGUGAUAAAAAUCCAAUGUGCUAAUUCAGUCCACAAGUGAUAGAAUGGAACCUCUUGGUGUAAUGUAUCUGAUGAAGUAGACCACAUUUUGCAAAGACUUAAUAAAUUUGUCCGCCUUUAAGAUGUCAUAAGACUGUUGCUUUCGCUGCAGGAGACUAGCAUGACUACCCCUGUGGAAAUUAAUGAGAUAGUAGCAAUUAAUAUUCAUUUUAAAAUGAAACUGGGUUUUACAUCAUCCACCUCUAUAAAUAUAUGAUGGGAUGUCGGUAUGAGUUGCUAAUGCAGUCUGCUAUGUAUCUUAUAGACCUUUUCAAUAACAGCCUAUGGAUAUUAACCAAGUCCUCUACAUCUAUUGAUUGAGGUGUUUAUAAAAUGCUAAAUCAUUAUGUUACCUAACUAACAUCAGCAUAAAUUUAUUGGCCUGGCCAGACAAUGUUUCUUCAUUAAAUAAAUGUGCAUUUUAACUACCACUAGGACCAUAUUGACAUAUUUACUGGACCUGAAACACCUAUCUUAGAUCCAGCAUUCUCACUCUCUUUCCAUAGCACAAUGCUUUUGUUUUUGUGAGUAAGAAGGCUUUUGGGAGGAGAGUCACAAUUCCUUCCACUGCAUUAAAUUCACUCCUACUAUGUAAAGAUAUUCAUUCCCAAGACUGCCAGUGGCCAGGGGAUUUACUUAUGCAAUCAAAUGGCUAAUUUUUUUGGGGGGGGGAGGUUACAAUCAUAUUUCCAUGAACUACAGUAUUCAAAAUGUCUGAAAAGUUUCUAUCUCUCAGUAAAAUGUUGCCUUGAGAGAUGGUGAGCGCCAUUUGCCAGAUCUGAUUAUACUCAUUAGGCAUCUAGGGUGGUUGGGAAAAUAUAUUUGCAAAGAUGGUGCUUCCCAAGUUUAAACCUGCAAGGGAACAGCUGGUUUUUAUGUGAUGACUUCCUUUGCCCUGCUGUGCUGCAGAUUUUCCUGCUAUGACAGGGCUUGUUAUGGCCUGUAAAUGAGAUGCAACUUGCAGCAGGAUUCUGUUAAUAUGAUAUCUGCAGGAGCAGUGGGGAAGUCCUGGGAUUUUGAAUUUAGAGACCGUUAAGUGUUGCAAGGAUCUGGAAUGAGCCAUCCUAUUUUGAAUUACAACCUGAAAUUCAACAGUGGUAGGUUUUGAGUUGCUAGCACUGUGCCAUUUCCUCAACAGUAGCUGGCUUUGAAUUUAUUUAUUUUUGAAACAAAUGUUGCUCUAUUUUCCAGCCCUUGAAUCCCAUCUUCCAUGUGACUGGUGUCUAAUAAAUAUUUAUUUAUUUAUUUAUUUAUUUAUUUAUUUAUUUAUUUAAAAGAUUUCUCAGCUGCCCUUCAUCAGAGGAUUCCAAGGAGGUGUACAAAAGUGUCAAUUAAGCUAUUAACUCAAAGUAUACAUACUUACCACUCAGGCUCGCUUGCUUACCACCCCCACCUACUGCUGAAAAGACACCCUCUCCCUUUGCUUCUUGCCAAAACCACUCUACCCCUUCACUUCAUCCAAAGCUACACACACUUCCACACACAUUACGGCUCACAAACCCCCUUCCCCUUACAUCUCAACAAACCUCCUUGACCACCCUGAGGGAAGGCCAAGAAACAAUUCAGGUUUCUUCCUUGAAAAAUUCAGUAGCAGCAGUGGAUGUGUGUGAGAGAAAAGGAGAGGUUUUCUCCCAUUCGUUCUCUUUCCAUCAGCAGAAACAUUCUGACAGUAAGAGUUGUUUGACAGGGAGGUUUUUAAGCAGGAGUUGGGUGGCCGUCUGCCAUGGAUGCUUUAGCUGAGAUUCCUGCAUUGCAGGAGUUUGGACUAGAUGACCCUUGGGAUCCCUUCCAACUUACGAUUCUAUGAUUCCAUGAUUCUAUGUACUUGAUAGUCUUGUGGUUCACAAAGCAGGCAGGUCUUGGCGAUGUUAGAAGCAAAUCUCAGUCUGGUAAUGUUGACUGCUCUUUUCUUUGUGGUAACCAACAUUUCCCAAUGUUGUUGUUGCUGCUGCUGAUCGUAUCCAUUGCAUAAGCUUCCCCCCACCCCACCACUUUCAUUAUGGAUUUAUCUGUAUAAUAUGCAUUGCCAAAUGUAUCCCUUUCCAUUUGGACUGAGUGGUAGGUAUUUGGCUGCUGAAUAGAAAUGUUUCAUGUUAGAUAAAUGGUUUUCACAAAUUGAUAUUUUUAUUUGUGAUACAUAUCAUUUUCAAUGCUAUUGUUUCAGCCAGACAUUAUUUCUAUCAACCACUCAGGACUUUGAAAAAUGAAUCUGUCAGUGCUAGCAUCAAUGUCAACUGAUUCCUUACUAAGAUGCAUAAAUAUGCAGCAAUAAUCAAUGUGUGCUGCUGUGGCAGCAAACACUAACUGGAAAGAAGGUUGCUAAUUAUGGACAUUAACCUUUGGCACUAGUAAAGGUUAUAGCUGAGCUGAAUCACCAGGGAAGGUUUUCUCUGAUGCAGAGUAGAAUGCUCCUUGGAGCCUUGAAAGGAACAUUCACAAAACCACUAAAUUUAGAUUCGUUACCCUGUGACACAUUGUAACUAACCUUUUUUUGCAUAAGGUCCAAACAGCUGAAAUGUAAUCAAAAGAAUAGAUUUCCCACCACAUACACUUUAGGAAGAAAAUCAGGCUGCAAGCCUGCAUGUGCUCACUAGCGAAUAAGACCCUCUGAAUACUAUGGGAAUUCUUUCUGAGUAAGCAUGCACAGGAUUUCACCGUUAACCAGUAAAGUGUUCCUAAGAAAGGAAAGCAUUGUGGGUUGCGGGUGACGCUGUGGUCUAAACCACUGAGCCCAGGGCUUGCCGAUCAGGAGGUCGGCAGUUCGAAUCCCCGCGACGGGGUGAGCUCCUGUUGCUCGGUCCCUGCUCCUGCCAACAUAGCAGUUCAAAAGCAUGUCAAAAUGCAGGUAGAUAAAUAGGUACCACUCCGGCGGGAAGAUAAAUGGCAUUUACGUGCGCUGCUCUGGUUUCACCAGAAGCAGCUUAGUCAUGCUGACCACAUGACCUGGAAAAACUGUCUGCGGUCAAACAUUGGCUCCUUCAGCCAGUAAAGCGAGAUGAGCACCUCAACCCCAGAGUUGUUCACGACUGGACUUAACUGUCAGGGGUCCUUUACCAAACCUUUUCAAGAAAGGAAAGCAUUGUGGCCUCAAACAUGGAUCACUGUGGUUGACUUGCAUUUGAUAGUCCAAUGCUCUCACAUUGGCUAAGCAGAUAACUAUGGGAAGCCCAGAAGCAGAAGCUGGAUGCAAUAGUACUCUCCCUACUUUCAGUUCCCAGCAAUUCCAACAGUGGAGGUAGAGCAUAACUUUAGUCUCCAUCAAUUUGUCUGAUUACACUGGGCAAUUUUUUUUUACUUUUUGACUGUUGUCUAGAUUUCUACAACUGAUUUAGGGUAUUUUUGCACUGCUGAAUCAGGAAAUGACAUCCGUUUCUCUCCAUCAGGUCAGGUUUACUGUAAACUGAAUGGUGGGCAUUGAUAAAAGUAAGUACACGUAAAUUGCAUGUUGCUUCACCAUUUUUCAAACUUCAGGGCUUGAACUUCCAUUUCUUGGAACUCCUGGAACGCUCAGCGGCAUGGAGGUGUCUCUUCAGAGUCCAACAGUAGUCAGCCAUCAUGACUGCGUCCCAGCGACCCUUAUACCUGGUCUCCAUCUCUUUCAUGUCCUGAUGGAAUCUCUCCCCCUGCUCGUCACUCAUUGAACCCAGGUUCUCAGGAAACCGGUCCAUAUGUGAAAAUAGGUAGUGCAUCUUGACGCUUAUGUUGCAGCCCAGGUUUCUGAAAGCAGUCAGCAUGUUGUUGACAAGUUCUGCAUAGUUUCUGGCCUUAUUGUUGCCAAGAAAGUUCUUCACUACCAGAACAAAUGCCUUCCACGCUUCCAGUUCCACUUCGUUCAUUGAGUUUCCGAACUCUGGAUCUCUGAUGAGCUGACGGAUCUGAGGACCGUCAAAGAUGCCAGCUUUCAACUUCUCCAUGGUCAAUCCUGGAAAAGCCUGGCACAAGUAAGUGAAGCAAUCACCAUCCUUGUCCAGAGCCUUGGUGAACUGCUUGAUUAAGCUGAGCCUGAUGUGCAGCGGUGGGAAGAGUAUUCUGUCUCUGUCCACCAGAGGGUCGUUGAUGAUGUUCCUUUUUUUGCAAGGCACCAAUUCCUCCCGCACAGGCCAGUCCUUCUUCGUGUAAUGCUGAGCACGGUCCCUACUAUCCCACAUGCACAGAAAACAUGGGUACUUGGUGAAGCCAGACUGUUGUCCUAACAAAAAGUUCACCAUCUUCAGGUCAACACAAAUAAACCACUUAUGCUGAUCAUAACCAAUUUUUUCCAGCACAUACUUCACCGCUUCAUAGUUCUCUUUCAGUGUACUCGAGUGAGCCAGGGGUAUAGAGGCAAACUGGUUUCCGUUGUGUAGCAGAACACAUUUCAGUGAUCGCUUGCUGCUGUCAAUGAACAGUCUCCAAUCUUUGGGUUCGUACUGUGGCACUCCAAGCUUGAGCAGAAGCUGCGCAAUAUCUGCACAGUACACCAAGUCCUUCUCUUCCAAGAAAAAACGGAGGUUUUAUGACUUCAAACUGAUCCCUUUUUGACAUAAUCACCCAGAACUAUCGGACCUGAAUACUUCUUGUCAUUAAAAUAAUCAUUUCCAAUAAAAACAAUUAUUCGACAUGGCAUUUUACCCCCACCAACCUCUUCUAAAAUGCUCCACACAAGCGUACAUGUGAACAAAAACGUAAAAAAGACAUGUGGCCAUAGCUCAAAAACUUGACCUGAUUGAGCAAAACCAAUGUGAUUUUUGGAUUCAGCGCAUCAGAUUCGUCCUAAAUCAGCUGAAAAAAUGCAGACAACAAAUUUGUUGUUGACCAGUGUUAUUUUUUAAAGCCAAGUUGGUUGCCAUCACUAUCUCUUCUUGGAUUCAGAUUUCAUCAUGCUCAUGGGCUCAUUGAGUGACCUCUGUGGCAGGUCUCUGUCUCUCACCCUCCCAUCUAUAAUAUCAAACUAAUAGUGGCAUACUUCAUUUGGUGGUGAUAUGGAUCAAUUAGAUAAGAAAAUAUUCACCCUGAAGAGCAGAGACAGCAUGAGCUUUAAAUCUAAACAAGAAGUAAUUGGUUGUAAAACCAGAGUUAAUUCAUGCCUUAUUAUUAUUAUUAUUAUUAUUAUUAUUGAGCUUAAUAUUAAGUCUUAAUAACAUUUUUAGAAAAUAGGAUUUAGUAUUUAAAUAGGGUCUUAAUAUUCUCUUCACAAUCCUCAUAAAUGCUCUAGAAUUGACUAACCUUUAUAAAGUUUGAGCAAAUUACCAUGACCAAACAGCCAUUACAUUUGUGAACUGACUUGGGGCAUUUGGCAUGCUUGUAGGUGUCUUGAACCAUUGUUUUAGCAACAUGGCAAGACUUCAUCUGUUUUUGAAAGCUUGGCAGUGAUUGGACAACUGUGGGUUGAACUGCAAGGGAGAUGGGUGUCAACUAUUCCAAAGAAAGUGAUCCACUCAAGCAACAUUCUUAGUACAUCAGUCUGAUUGACCACCAGAAUAGUUAAAUGCACUUUAGUUUCAUAAAUUAGGCCUUAGGAAAUUUGUGGACUUGCUCUUUGGUUGAGAAAUGAGGUUUUGAGAUGACUUUUCAUGGUUCAGCUACCUACAGGCUCUUCUUAUGUACAAUAAAGGUAGAAAGGGAUAGCUUUGCUUGUAAACAACAUGUUAUUUUUCAAGUUCUCAGAUGAAAGCAUGUAACGAGUUCAGCCAAAUGAUUUAUAUCUCCAUAAUGAAGCCAAAACAAUUCUUUCAAAUUACCAACAGAAAAUAAUAUACUUGGUUACAUGAUAAGUGUUGCUUGAAGGUCCAUACACUGAAUUCUUAAAAUAGUUGAACUUUUUGCAGGAUCAGAAAGAAUGGGCCAGCAAGUGUACAUAAGAAACUGUCUGUGAUGCAGAAAUUAUAGCCGCAAUUCUUUGUUGUCUUGCAGAACAAAUGAAAUGCAUUAUCCUGCUGUCUGUUUUAGAUUAUACACACAUUUGUUUAUUUUGGAACAUUCAGAAUUUUUUCUCCAAGCAUUGACAAAUGACUGUUUUUAGGAGACACUCCAUUCUCCAUGCACAUGCAAUUCCUUGGUAUCUAUAAACUAGUUUUUGAGAAUGAGUGUGUACAUUAAAAUUUCACUUGCUUUUAGCUGGUAGCCAACCUAGGUCUUUGGGUUCAUUUCACCAGGACAUGUGAACUUAAGUGACAAUCUCACCAGGAAAUGAUGUGUAGACACAACUCUCAGCCGCAGUGCCUUAUCAAGUAUGUGUUUGCUGUUUAAUCUUUACAGAAAAUGUGUGUGAUAGGUUGGCUGUGGAAACAGGGAGUCAUCUUUCAUUAUAAGAUGUGAUAUGGCCCUAACUUCAUGAAGUUCUACUGUACAGCUAGCAAGUCCAGAUUGUGAGGUCCUAUCUGAAUUACUGAACUAAUAUUUUAGAUUCACAUAUUCGUUAUCUUGCACUGCAACGUGCCUGAAAGCUUGGUGUUGCCCUUUGUUCUUGUGGCACCUCUAUUGUUGUGAAGAAAAUCAUAGGGCCUGAGCUGUCCAGAAAUCCCAUGUUCCCCUAUGCUGAAUAGGAAAGAUUCAUUUUUUCGAUCCCCAUAACUGUGUUUGGCUUUAAAAUGGGAAUUUCUGACUUUGUUAAGGUUUGCCAAGAAGAGGCUGAACUGUCAUGAAUUGUGCUCUGGGUUUUUGGUAAUGAACUUUUCCUGCAGCUUUGCUAAAUAGCUCUGCUCCUGUCACAGUGGGCAAAACUCUGUGGGUGAGAACAUGGUUUUUGUGAUUCACAUGAAAGGUGGAUACUGUAGUGAGUAUGCUUUUGUCUCUGACAAAAAAAGUGAAAUGUCAGAUUCCUCUUGAUUUUUGCUCUUUCUCACAAAGAAAAUGAAUAUAAACAUGUUCCCCUGACUCACAGCGUAUGAAUCAAUGUCUUACAUGUUCUCUCCAUAAUUGACACCACUCUAGCUUUCCAGUGCCCAGAAAUUAGCAUAGGGACUUGGGAGGAAAAGGGAAGAGAAGUCUACAAUAAGCAAUGUUCUAUGGUAAAGGUCACUAGUGUUAAAAUGGCUCUGAGUAAUACAAAUUGACUUGAUAUUAGCAACCAAGGAAAUAAAGGUGGUCUAAUAAAUAAAUGUGCUAGAGUAGCCUGGUUUACAAACAUCGUUCUAGUGACAUGAUGAAGCAAGGCCUCCUUGGUUGUAUCCCCAAUAUAGAUCAUUCUUAAAUAAAAUGCAGCAGUCGGUUCUUGGAGCAUAUAUUUAGAUAUGUCAUCCCCAUCAAAAAUCACAGUAGCUCAGAGCAAGACUAUCCCAGUUUCAAUUUGAUAGCAAGAGUCCAUUAAUACAGUGUGUCACUCUAUUCAUUCCUAAUAGUUCCCCUGUGAACUACUUGCUCUGCCAGGCUACAAUACAGAACAUCUUGAUUCAGGCGAUUGCAGCUUUUGAAUGGACAUUUGACAGAUGCUUAUGAAAGCAUUUGUGACCAGAGUGUAUCUUUUAAAAGACUGGCAUCAGCAACAUCAACCUUCCCCAUCCAGGUGCCCUCCAGAUUCUUUUGAACUGCAACUCCCAACAGCUGGCUGGGGCUGAUUGGAGUUGUAGUCAUCAGAACAUAGGAAGUUGCCUUAUACUGAUUUAGACCCUGGGUCUGCCCAGCUCAGUGUUGUCUAAACCAUGGGUAGGCAAACUAAGGCCCAGGGGCCGGAUCCAGCCAAAUCGCCUUCUAAAUCCGGCCCAUGGAUGGUCCAGGAAUCAGCGUGUUUUUACAUGAGUAGAAUGUGUCCUUUUAUUUAAAAUGUAUCUCUGGGUUAUUUGUGAGGCACAGGAAUUCAUUCAUAUUUUUUUUCAAAAUACAGUCCAGCCCCCCACAAGGUCUGAGGAACAGUGGACUGGCCCCCUGUUGGAAAAAAUUGCUGACCCCUAGUAAACUGACCACUAGGGCCUCAUCCUAGCCUUACCUGGAAGUGUCAGGGAUUAAACCUGGGACCUGUAUCUAAUGCAGUUGCCCUGCCACUGUGACGGCCUCUCAUCAAAACAGCUGGAGGGAAGCAGGUUGAGAACAGCUGUCCAAGAGCUUGUGCACAGCAGACACCCUAAUUCCAUGUCACAGCAGAAUGCUUUAAAAUCUCAUUUGUGUCCAUGCAUGUGUGUGUAUAUACAUGCACCUGCUUUUCCCCCUGCAUAAAUGAGUUGUUUAAUUUGAUAAGUUCAAAAAACAAGUUGCCAGUAACACAUUUGUUACAUCUCAACAACAAAUUUACAAUAUGCCUUCACCUAGAAGCACUCAUUAUCCUCCUAAAAAGUGGUCAUCUGCAGCUGAGUGAGAAUUUGUACCCAUAGGUAAAGGUAAAGGUACCCCUGCCCGUACAGGCCAGUCGUGUCCGACUCUAGGGUUGUGCACUCAUCUCACUUAAGAGGCCGGGAGCCAACGCUGUCCGCAGACACUUCCGGGUCACGUGGCCAGCGUGACGAAGCUGCUCCACAUUUAAUCUACUGCGCCACAUUGGCUCUCCGGGAAACAAGGUUAGGUGAUCAGUGUUCUGCAGACCCACCCAGAAAUCAAGGUUAAAUCCAAACACUUUUAUUGCAAUAUAUCACCAUAGCAAAUAAUGGGACCUUUCCUAGAUGGCUGCACAAUGAAAUGCUACUAUAUAAACAAAGCACUCCCAAAGUGCCUAUAAUACCUGAGAAAUAUGUUGUUUCACUAUAAAUCCAGCCUGUUGCCUAGAGCAAAAGUUUAUGUGGAUGCACUCUCAGUUCCUCUGCAAAGGGCUUUGACUUUUGGAUCUGCAUUGUUCUCCUAACCAGGCUUGCAGUUUGGGGGAGCCCCUGGACCUGGCUUUGCUCCUGGAUUCUCAGACAGGACUGUAACCAGGUGCUCCCUUCCCUAGCCAAGCACACCCAUUUUCCAGAGGGCAGAUCCGGUCAUAUUAGUUGCCGUGAGAUUUGGCUGUUUGAUAAAGGAUAAACACAGCAGAAAGAGAGGGGUAGUAUUGUUGGCUAUUUGCAGUGUGGUAGCACUGCAGAGAGCUUGCUGGGGAGACCAUGCAUUAAAAAGGGACUCAAAAAUAACUUAAACAAGGUUUUAAUUACAAAAACAAAAACUCCAUUUACACUAAAUACAUCAACAACCAAACCAGACCCAACCACCAACCCAUCCCCCCAGGGUAAUGGGAGAGCUAGGUGCUGCUCCUUAUAUACUCUACCCAAUUGCUGACACAGCUUAAUCAAUACAACUCAGCAGCACCUGCUAUGUUUCACAGCUGUAAAGCUGGGUCUCGUUAUUUUGCUCUGGCCCCUUAAAGACAUACACAUCGGGUGGAACAAUGAUGAACCUUUACAUUUAAAGAAACCAUUCAACAAGUAUUACAUGUAAAGAAUGUGUACAUACCUGCACAGGAUCAGAAAAUAGAAGUUCUAUUGGAAGCACCUAGGUGAGGAUAGGAGACAAGAAAAAGUAAUGAUAUUGUGGCAGUAGGCUACAGAUCUGAAACUGCUGAGAAGUGGAAUCAGAGGGCACUGAUGUACAGUGGUACCUCAGGUUAAGAACUUAAUUCAUUCUGGAGGUCCAUUCUGAACCUGAAACUGUUCUUAACCAGAGGUACCACUUUAGCUAAUGGGGCCUCCCGCUGAAACCGCUGCGCGAUUUCUGUUCUCAUCCUGAAGCAAAGUUCUUAACCCGAGGUACUAUUUCUGGGUUAGCAGAGUCUGUAACCUGAAGUGUCUGUAACCUGAAGCAUCUGUAAUACGAGGUACCACUGUACUGGACUCAGAGCCAAGAAAGUGCCCAGAUUCUGAGCUUUCAUUUUCAAAUAAGAUAUACCUCUGUCACUCCUAGAAAGAAAGUUAUGAAACAAAAUGUGUGAUUUACAUGGAAUGAUCCACAUUGGUUGCUCCCUCCUUUUAGGGUUUUUAGCCAGUGAGAGCAGUCAGAGUUUUGAUUGACGAAUGAAUUAUUUGGACACUAGGCAAACUCUAGGAUCCCAAAGAACUACUUCUUUCCCUUCUUUACUGCUCUUUUUUUCCUACUUCGGUCUCAUUUUCUUGUCCUUGAAAUCACCAUAGUUUCUCUUCUCUUUUUCUUAGCAACUAGGACGUACCUUUACUGUGGUGGGUUUGUCUGAGAUCAGUAAUCUUAUGCAGAGUGUAUUACAAUAGUCCAGUCUUGAGUUUACACGUGCAUAACUCACAAUGGCAAGGCUAUCCCUUGUCCACAGGCAGAUGCAGCUAGCAUACACGUCCAAAUGGGUAAAAGUCACCCCUAAGCACUUAGGCUUCCAGUGACAAUGAGAGAUUGAGAAGCACCCCCAAAUUGCAUGCUUGCUCCUUUCACUAUAGUCAGAUUGCCCAACUCAGAGUCCUGGGAAUCCUUCACCCACUUGCCAUGUGUAGUUAGCAGGGGAACAUGAAAGGGCAUUUUCCAUUGCAGAACCUAUGUUAUAUAACCGCCUGCCCUGGGAGAUUGGUCUGUCAUUCCCUCAUUCCUUGAAGACAUUUUAUUCCAGCAGGCAUUUAUCCUAGUUGAUCACUCCUGACAAUCCUUUGUGGAUGGUUGUAAUUUUUUCUUCUGCCCCAUUUGUUGUUUUUGCACUGUUUUUAACAUUUUUUUUUACUAUGUGUAAUUUUCACAUUAACCAUCAUGGGCAUUUUUCCUAAACUUUAAAAGCAGAAUAAGUAUCUUCCUUUAAAUAGAUUUCUUUUACAUCCAAACUGUGAGUUCAGAUUACUCCACAAUAUGCUAAUUCCCAUAUAAACCAGGAAGCCAGGCUUUCUAUGGUGAGUAAUCUAGCUAUGUUGGUGUACUAAUCUGAUCUAUAGAUUUAGUAUUCUGUAUUUGUUCAGUUUUAUCAAUAUAAUUGUAUUGUUGACUUUUAUAGUCUUCAUUGCUAUGAUUUUUUUUAAUGUUGGCAAUACAGUGUUGUUGUUUUUUGUGCAAAUAAAUAAAUAAACUUCCAUCCAAUCCAUUAACUAGGAGAGGUGAAAUCAUAGUUUUAGCUGGCACCUCUUUUAAGAAGGCUUAAGUUAUUCAAAAACUUUGUCCCAGAAGCCAUCUAUGGUAGGGUUGCCAUAUUUCAAAAAGUGAAACUUUUUGGCCAAAGUUGUUGAGGUUUUUUUUUAAAAAAAAAGUGAAGAGAUUUUUAAGGGAAAUUGCCAAAUAUGACACUGCCAACGGCCGUUGCCGUACAUCUGGAUUUCCCCGGACAUUUCAGUGAUUUCUGCCCAGACACUGCUUCCGAAGGUCAAUUGCCAGCUAUGUCCGGGAAAUUCCAGACGUAUGGCAACCCUAAUACAGUGGUACCUCAGGUUUCAGACGCUUCAGGUUACAGACUCUGCUAACUCAGAAAUAGUACCUUGAGUUAAGAACUUUGCUUCAGGAUGAGAACUGAAAUCACGUGGCGGCAGUGUUGUGGCAGUGGGAGGCCCCAUUAGCUAAAGUGGUACCUCAGGUUAAGAACAGUUUCAGGUUAAGAACAGACCUCCAGAACGAAUUAAGUUCUUAACCCGAGGUACCACUGUACAUGGCAAAUUUAAAUAACAUGGAUAAAACUCAUGAUUGUGGCAUUUAAGAACAGGAGUUGGGGAGUAUUCAACCCAGAAAAGCUCUGCCCAAACAUUUUCCUUUCGUUAGGUGAAUGUCUGGAGUUCCCCCACUUCUCUUUUCGAAACUACAUAUAGGUAUGUCAGCUUCUCCGAUUUACUUUGGUUUAUGCAAAUAACUACUUUCGUAAUUAAAUGUAUGCUUAUCUCCUCCUUGUUACAUCAGUUUACAGGAUUCGAUACAACCCAGGUUUGCAUUGAUUCAUAGCUUUGGUUAUACCAUCACCCCCAACACACACACACACACACACACACACACACACACACACCCCUCUGAAAUCAAUGUGAGAUGACAGAAUGUGGGCUUUGGGAGAAAGAUGAGUUGGUUGUGGGAGGCAGCAUUCUAGGGAGCUGUGCAUUACGUAGAGUGAUUCUGAUCUGACCUUUUUUGCCUUAUUCUCAAGUGUCAAAUGCAAUACAGGGCUGUCAAGCAGUCCUUCCCACAGUUAUUAAAGAGGUGGACCAUUUCUAUCUCUGUCCAAAUGUGAGUCCCUCUUGCAAUUCUUGUGACAGGCUGUCUCCCUUUCCCCAGUCUACACAGAUACAUAGUUAAAAGUUAGUCAUGCAGCGACUGCAGUGCUUAACUGUCCACAGAAAUUACUUUAUCCAAACUUCUGCAGUCUCUUCUUAGCAUUUUAUGAGUUUAGGGGUGAGGGCAUAGCAAUUAUAUUUUAGUUAUUUAUGUUCAUGGAUAAAAACAGAGUUAUUUAUUCUCAUCCUCACUGGUCUGCAGCUGUGGUAGUAGAAAAUGGGUGUAGGCUGUUUGUGGCGGCAAUUUCCUCCACUUUGAAGGCAUGCAGGUAUGCUUCAGUGAUUUUCAAAGGUGUUCUGGGAAAGAUCUAUUUCUUAGACUGUUUUCUUUUUUUAAUGCUCCUUAGUGGUUCCAGUGUUUAGAAAUGACACACAAGCAGUAUUCUCUUAAUGCUGUGGAAAAGAGCCAUGAGCACAGAGCAUGGAGGAAGCUUUUAUAGGACUCUAUUACAGGAACAGGUUUCAAACCUGCACUGUAAAAGUGAGGUAGAAAUGUGCUCAAACACACCAUUUCCCCAACCGCUAAUGCAAUAGGAUAGUGAGUGAGAUGGAUCAGGUUCAAUGGGGAAGGCAUUACCAAACCAUUCUCAAAUGAGAUCCAGAUUAGCUUGGUCAACUCUUUUCAUCAGAGCCCUAAAAGGAAACUGCAAUAAAACUCUUUGAAUCAAAUGAUGAGUCAGGGAAAAUGUGCGGAGGAAACAAAGGCAGACUCUUCAGUUGUAGGCGACAUAUCUCUCUAUACUAUAUUUUUGCAAGAAAAAUUGUCAUCAUGCUGUAGUUUGCAUAGCUGCCAGUAGGUGGCCACUCCAACUGCAGUAUAACGACAGAACAACAAGCAGGUGAGCAAGCAAGUGCCAUAGGUGGCAGGCAGUGCAGGUGAGCUGAUGAGGAAGGAGUGAUGCUCAAAGGAGAGUAGAGAGUGUUUCAGACAGCGGAUUGGCAAACCACUCUCUGAGAAACAAUUAAAUGUUGCUGGAGCAUAUUUUAAGGAGGGUGGGAGGCACUUCAGAGGUAGGUUUGGCACUCUCUGAAGCAUCCCUCACAUUAAAAAUUGCUGGAGCAGUUUGUGCUCACCCCUCCAUUGAAAUAUUAACAUGCUGUGAGGGAUGGGGUGCCAUAUUUGGGGUGAGCUUCACAGGGGAGGGGUAGAAGGCAAGCUAAAUGAGGUGGGGUGAGCUGUGGGGGACAAGGUAGUAAGGAGUGCAGGUUUGGUCAGGUGUAAAGGGAGGGAUGCCCAGGGGUGUGUGACUGAGUGGGGUUGGUGAGUGGAGCAAGCAGGGGUGGGAACGCUUAGUUGUAUAUAAAAUCUUAAACAUGACAGAUAUUGGCAGCUGGCUAAUUAUCUUAUACAGUGGUACCUUGGUACUCAAAUGCCUUGGUUCCCAAAUGCCAAAAACCCGGAAGUAAGUGUUCUUGUUUUCAAAUGUUUUCUGGAAGCUGAACGUCUGAUGCGGUUGUCAGCAAUUGUUUCUGGGGCGCCUGUACCAAUCAGAAGCUACACCUUGGUUUUCGAACAUUUCAGAAGUCAAAUGGACUUCCAGAAUGGAUUAAAUUUGGUGCUUUUGUUUUUGCUAUUCAUUUUGCAUUUUUGUUUUUGUGGCUUUUUCGGUUAAUUUGUUUUUGUGACUGUGUGGAACCCAGUUCAGCUACUGAUUGACUGAUUGUGUGACUGUGGAAAUGGAUAAAAGCCCCCCAUCCAAACAAUGACUAUCAUCAGUGCAGGUAAGGAAAAAAAAUAAUUUUUAUUUUUAUCAUCUACAAUAAUGUCUUGUUUAUUUUAUAAUAUGGUACAUUGAUUAUUGCUUUCAUUUUAUAGAUCAAUGGUCUCGUUAGAUAGUAUAAUUCAUGUUAAAUUGCUGUUUUUGGGUUUGUUUUUAAAAGUCUGGAAUGGAUUAAUCCCUUUUGCAUUACUUUCUACGGGAAAGCGCGUCUUGGUUUUGGAACACUUUGGUUUUGGAAUGGACUUCUGGAAUGGAUUAAAUUUGAGAACCAAGGUACCACUGUACAAGGUUUCCUGCUUUAUUGCACAAUUACCCAAAAGAGAUAAUUGUGCAAUUGAAUAGAUGGCACCGUUCCUGUAAGAAACAUGGAACCUACUUCCAAGGAAGGCUGCCCAAAGCAUCCACCUCAAAUGGGUUGUGCUUUUUCAUUUGCCUGAGAAACUCAGUGCACAGUUUAAGCACCAACAAAAUGUGCAAGGUCAUUCACAGAGUCCACUUCUGCUGCCUCACCUACCCACUUUCCCUUCCCUCUGAGGGCCCAGCAACUUACUGGGAGAAGGAAGGAAAGGCAAUGGGGCUGAUAUGGAUGUUCCUCCUCCCCAGCAAAGCACAUGUUCUCAACAAGGAGAUGAGUAGGGCCCUGUCCCCAGAAUCCCCUGGGGAAUGAAAUGGUGCUAUUCACAUCCAUUUCUGCUUGGGAGAAAGCUCUCUUGUAUCUUUUUUGUGUGCCCCAUUCAAGGGUGGCAAAAUGGGGAGACACUUUUCUUUGAGGGGUUUUUUUUGGGGGGGGGGACACAAAUAUAAUGAACUUCUUGCUGCCAGCUUCAGCAGCGGCCAGGGAAGAAAAGAGAGAUAAUUGUAGUGAACUACUGCUUUUAUUUUUCUCUGUGUCCAUGAUGCUGUAGGAGACUCUUUCAUUUCUGCCUCCACUGCAGGUUAAAGUGAAGAGAAAGCUCUUUGCUGCAUCAGUUACUGCUGUUAUUCUCCCACUAGAACAGGGCUGGGCAACCUGUGGCUCUGCAUAUGUUGUUGGACUCCAGCUUCUUCUGUCCCCAGACAACAUGGCCAAUGGUCAGGGAUGAUGGGAGUUGGAGUACAUCAACAUAAUGAGUGGGAGGGAUUGGUUCCCCAACCCUUCCUUAGAGCAUUACUAUGUAAAGACAUAGUGACAUUCCAGGGGAGGAUAAUCAGAAGGGGUUCUCUUGCCACUACCGCUAAAGGUGGCAAAGUGUAAAAAAUAACCAAAAUGGAAAAGUAGCACCAAAAUGGUUUGUUACAUUCAUGCACCCUCCUUUCCCCCUCAAAAGCUACCUCUCCAAUUUGGGCAGUCCUUUCUGCACCCAGAAACAUUCCACCCAUGGACCAAAAUUGUGCCUGCAUACUUUUCACUCUGAUCAAAAUGCCACAGUUUAUCAAAAAGCAGAAAUAAACAAACAUUCCUAUGUUAGCAAAGCUUGGGAAGAACAGUUCUUCCAUCGCUUCUCUGACAUUUUUUCUUUCCAUUUGUAGAAAAAUUCCUCAUGAACAGUAGGCAUUCUGUACACAGAGAAUCCAAUAGCUUGAAGAAUUUUGUUUGCAUUUUCUUAAGGACAGGCUUUCACACACAUACCUAGCAGGUUUUGAAAGGAAAGAAAACAGCACCCUGGAACCCAUUUAUUUAAAAGCAAUUCACUUAGCUAGAAGUGUGCUUUAUUUCAGCAGAUGUUAUUAAAGAUGCUAGUUUUUGAAGAGCUUUUUCUUUGAAAACCUGCACUUGCUUUCUGCUGAGGGAAGUCAUAACCCUCCUGUUUAUGGCACAUCAUUCUAGUGCUGCAGAAAUAAUUGCAUUGCCAACAAUGCUGAAGGGAUCAGGAAGAGGAUGACCUUUUUAAUGCACCGAAUACCCAUUUGUAGAACAAGGGCAGGCUGUCAAAGUAGAGCCAUUAGAAUCUGCUCGUUGCACCAGUGUGCUUCAUCCUGUUUUCUAAUUCAGUGCGCUCAAAGCUGCAUUUUGGAAAGCCCACUUUGAGGCUCCCAUGUGCCUGAGCUCUCAAAAGUAUGAAAACAAAGCAAUUAUACUAUUAGAAUGGGGAUGGAAAUUUCAGAUAAGCCCCUUUUAGUCUUUCAUUUCAUGAAGUUUCUCCAUUUCAAAGACAUUCAACACUAGCUGUGGAUUGAAAUCUUGGGACAUCAGCCAUCAAAGGAUGAAGUGUAUAUAUGAAUUAACCACAAAUCUCUAUAUUAUAUGUUGCUGCUGCUGCUAUUAUUAUUGUUAUUGUGUAUUCAUCACCUUAAUGGCCAGAUAGCAACUCACAGCAAAAAUAUCAAACAGGUACAAAAUAUUCCAUUAAUAUUAAAACAAACAAGCAAAACUAAUUAUAUCUUUUUUAAAAUAAAAAAAGUUCUAAAACCUCACCAACCCCAUAGCAUCACAGGAUCAUCUUAAAGCAUACAGCCAGCAGAUACCCCCAGAAAAAUUAACAAUGAAAGUACAAAGCAUCUCAGUGCAAGAGAGAUCUCCUUCAGAAGAGCAUUCAGGGGGCUACUGAAAAGUCUCUCUCUCUUGUAGUCACCCUCUACACUUCUGCUAGAAGGGGGAAUUUGAUGAAGGGUCUUCAGGCAGGCAUCCCAUGAGGUUUUGGGGUCCCAAUCUCCAAAUUAUUUUUACUGUAAACAUAAUCAACCCAGUACAGCUGAGUCAGAAUGAGCAUGAUAUGUUCAGCAUGGCUGAUGCCACUCAAGAGUAUGGCUGCUAACUCUUAUACCAGCUGCAGUUUCAAGACCACAUCUAAAAGAAACCCAAUGCUUAGUGCACUGCAGUAAUCUAACCUCGAAGUCAUCAGAGCAUAGACAACAUCCACAUUCGGAUAGAAAGUAGCUGUCCCACCAGCUGAAAUUGGCAGACGACACUCUGUACCAAAAAGGUCACUUAUGUCUCCAGUGACACUAAUGGAUCCAGGAGCACCCGCAAGCUAUGAACCUGCUCCUUCAUGAGGAGUGUGAUCCUAACUGGAAUUGACUGAGCAUCACCUUUCAAAAAAAAAUCAAGCUGUGUCUGCACUCCAAAUUCUUCCAUUGCAGCUUAAGCUUGAAUUUUCCCACACCUGCCUUUAUAUGACACCAGGCACGGGAAACAUAAGCAUAGUUGAAUCCAAACAACCUGGCAGGCUUAUGUGGUAUAGGUUCCUCACCUCUGACAUAUCCAAGCAGAGGAAACAUUCAUCAACAGUUUCUCCAUCCAGUCUGGGUUUACCUUUUGUUUAUUGACCCUCAUCCAAUCCAUCACCAUGGUUAGUUCAUAGUUCAGCAGGUCCACUACCCCACUUGCUUGCAGUGCAAAGGACAUGUUAGUACUAUGCUGAACCCCUCCUACCAUUCUCAUUAAAGCUUUCCAUUCUCAGUGGAAAGUCUUUGCUCUUGACAGAGUCAAGUGCCUGAAUUUUUCCUGCAUCUUUCACAAAGAAGCGGCUUCUAUGCCUGCACAAUUAUUUCAAUUCUGAAAAAAAUGAAAAGUUAUUGGUCGUUGAUUUUCCAUUAUAUUCAACUGGGAAAGCAAUCCAAGACUUCAGAAAAUGAACUCUGGUGAGGCUACACUUUCUUAGUCAGCUGCCUACUUUGUAUCUAUUUCUUAGCUCCUUAUCUCUCAGCUUUCCUGUAUCCCAGGAUGUCUCCACAGUUUCAGUAGUUCUGCGUGAGUUUUUAACCCCAGCCAAACUGAUAGCUUUCUCUUUCCUUACAGAAUUUGGAUGGCAAACAGUCUAUGACCAGCAGAACAUUUGGAGCCAUCAUGCAAGUCCCUGUCAGAUACUUCACUCCCAUAGGAACAAUACAGUAAAGGUAGACAAUCAUUUGCUACUUCAGGAUCUCUCUCUUUGUUUUUAUUCACACACACACACACACACAGAGAGAGAGAGAGAGAGAGAGAGAGAGAGAGAAUAAUCACAUUAUCUAUGUGAGGGAGAGGACACUGGACUACAGCUGUUUCCAUCCUUGACUAUUGGUCAUGUUGGCUGGGGUUGAUAAAAGCUAAAAGUCUAAGAACAUUUGGAGGCCUACACCCUGAUGUUUCCCACCCCUGAUCUAUCUACUAAACUAUUUGUUGACCUCUUGCCCAAACGCACCUGGCCAUUAGGUGUGGAGACAUGCAUUAACCAAAUCUGUGCAAAGAAGAUUCUCCUCUGAACUUGUUUCAACAAACUGUUAGGAUGUUACAUCUCCUACAGUGCUCCACGUUGACUGCCUGCAUCUCAAAAUGGUGCUAUUGUGCUUUGCAUCCACUAAUCACCGCUGGACAGCUGCUUCUCCCAGCAUGUCAGCCACCUUUAGGCUGAUCUGGCGCACGGAUAAAGAAAGAGCACCACAUGCUGGCCCCUGUAGUCUCCACAGGUAGCACCUCCACAUUAAAGAUGAAUGUUCCUGCAAUCUGCUCUGUUUUAUGCUACGCUGAUGUGGCAAUGGAGGUGGGCAAAUUGCCAAAAUAGCUUCCAUCAGAGCCCCAAUUUGGAGGGAGCAAGUUGCUUGAUUGACUUCCUUUUCUCUAGUACAAUAAAGGAAAAGCCAAUGAAACAGAAUACCUUCGGCUAUUUUCACCAGUUGGUUUUUGCAUUUCCCACAUCUGUAAAUCGAAUGAGAAAACUACAAUGACUCAAAAGUACAUUCAAGUUAAAAAUAGCUCCGUUCUUCUUUCUGUCAGGCUUUAACAGCAUUUAGAAGUGCUAGACAGGCACAAGACAUCUGCAACGUAUUCACAUAGUAUAACUUGAGAAAAUGCCCUUAGAUUUGGCCCCAUAUAUUGAGAAUCAAGCUAGAUUCAGUCAUUGUAUGUUUUGAAAAUGCAAGAGCAAUUCUAAGGCUCAUACACAAGGGUAAAACAAACUUAGAGAAUUAAUGGUUUGCCACUAAAGUCAAUAUAUCUGGAUAUCUUUACAGUUCGACGUAUUAUUUAUUAUGUGGAUGCUUGCAUCAAUAGAGGCCAAUACAGCAAGACUGUCAGAGAUGCAACCUUUGGGGGAAAGGAACUUACAUUCCCUUCCAGGUAAAGAAAAUAAACUAUCUUUCUCAUCUUCAGCAAUUGAAGAUUCUUUUGCCAAUAUGAUAUUGUAGUGGUUCUAGGGGUUGCUCGUGCGUAAGCCGGUGCAAACACCUGGCUGGGUUGCCUGAGUGAACCUUUUCUCUCCGGACAGCCACUCACCCGUGGCUGUCUCAAUCGCUGGCAGAAUCCGUCAGUGGGCAUUUCUUAAACUUCUUCCAGCAAAGAAGCUCUUUGACGCCUAGUCUCCUCCUACUCUCUCUGCGCGAAAGCCUUCUGCGCAAGGAGGGCAUAGGCAGCGGUGGACCCCUACUCUCCCUGCUGGUUCCCGGCAAGGAGUCAUGGGACCGCCUCGCCGCUUCCCCCAUCUGCCCCCCUUCUCCACUGGUGCUACGCUGAUUCUCUUCCCCAGAAGAUGGGCUGCCUCUCCCAAUCCCGGGACGCUCUCUGGAAUCCCUCUGGAUUUUGCUCUCUCCCUCCGGCACUGAUGGCAGUUCCCUGACAGAUAUCAAUAUUUUAAAAUCAUUUUUUUAACUGAUCAUCUUGCAACAGGAGCAAAUCUGUGGCCCAUAUGCUGGAUCCUUACAAGAAGUGGAAAUACAAGAUCAGAUGUUGGUCAUGAUCCAAAAGAAAAAUAAUCCAUGCACUGGGUCCCUGAAUGCAUGCCUGAUCACUCUCCACUAUAUACACCCUGGAACGAAUGGAUAAAUACAAUUACGUUUACCCACUGAAUGACAUCUAUAUUUGCAAAACAUGCUGCCUAAAUAAGACCUCAAUGUAUUAUUGAAAGUGGAAAUUAUUUGUAGGGUUGUCAUAAGUCCAGAUUUUCCUGGACAUAUCCGGAAUACUGCAGUCGGCAGCAGUGUGUGGACGAAAUUCGGUUAAAUGUCCAGGAAAAUCCAGAUAUAUGGCAGCCCAUCAGCCCAUGUCAAGCAACAGUUCUAGCAUCCUUUGUUGGGAAUUAACCCAUUUAUACUCUAGGAAUAAGAUGGAACCCUGGGAGAGUUUCCUUCUGAAAAAUAUUGGUGGAGGGGACAGAGUGCAGAACAAAUGAAUAAGCAGUGCCAUUUUCACACGAUGCUUAGUCUGGCUUCACAAAAUGCCUCACUUUAAAAAUAAGCCAUAGGUUUCAGCCUUAGAUAUUGUGAAAGUGAGACAAAAUGUCUCACAUUAAAAAUAAGCCAUAGUUUUCAGCCUUAGAUAUUGAACUUGAAGUUGUCCUCAGCAGCCUGCCUUAGGUCUUUUUUUAAUACAACUUCUUAGCAGCUUCAAAACUUGCUGAAAAAGAACACCAGCUAUGUACAUUCUAUGUAUGUCAAUCAUUGUGUGUGAAGAAUGUGAGAGAUUCUUUUGAAUCCAGCAGACAGCCUUGCUAUAACCAUACUGGGAAACUGCAACAAAUGCUCCAAACUCAAGUACAGUGCUACCUUGGUUUAAGAACAGCUUAGUUUAUGAACAAUUUGGAUUAUGAACGCUGCAAACGUUUGUGAACUUUACUUUGGAAGCAGAACAUGUUCUGCUUCCUGUUGAGUGUGUUCCAUUUGUAAACUGAGUCCCCCGCUGCUUUGGGAAAGCAUGCCUUGGUUUAAGAACGCUUUGGUUUAAGAACGGACUUUAGAAACGGAUUAAGUUCGUAAACUAAGGUACCACUGUAUCUGCUUCUUAGACAGCCUUCUCAGACAACAUUCAUCCUCAAGUAGAGGGAGCAUCUGAAUACAAUUCACCAACUAUCCCUUUAACAUUUGCAGAAGUGUUGCCACAACACUUUCCAGAGCAAUACUUCCGUUAAUUUGAAAAGUAAAAGCAACCAACUUUCAAGGCCUUUGCCUUGUAAAGACUGAGUGAUUGGAACUUGGAAUAGGGACUUCUCAGUGGCAACACCUGAACUGUGGAACCCUGUGGAACAGUAUCUGAAUGUGUAAGAUUACUUUUAUGUAAUAUGUUUGUGGUAACUUUACAUGACUUGCCCUGUGAGCAUUUUAUGGCGAAAGGCAGAAUAUAACCCAGUCAAUCAAUAAAUUUGACAGGCUACACUUGUAUUUUGUAUGUUGGGAUCUAAACAGUAAUCUGAAGAGAAAUUGUUGCACAAGACCCAUUAACUUCUAAGCACUGCUGCUCAAGGUGUAGCUUGAAUUCAAUGGACACAUAUAUAGUUGUUGUUUAGUCUUUUAGUCGUGUCUGACUCUUCGUGACCCCAUGGACCAGAGCACGCCAGGCACUCCUGUCUUCCACUGCCUUCCGCAGUUUGGUCAAACUCAUGCUGAUAGCUUCGAGAACACUGUCCAACUAUCUCGUCCUCUGUUGUUCCCUUCUCCUUGUGCCCUCAAUCUUUCCAACAUCAGGGUCUUUUCCAGGGAGUCUUCUCUUCUCAUGAGGUGGCCAAAGUAUUGGAGCUUCAGGUUCAGGAUCUGUCCUUCCAGUGAGCACUCAGGGCUGAUUUCCUUAAGAAUGGAUACGUUUGAUCUUCUUGCAGUCCAUGGGAUUCUCAAGAGUCUCCUCCAGCACCAUAAUUCAAAAGCAUCAAUUCUUCAGCGAUCAGCCUUCCUCAUGGUCCAGCUCUCACUUCCAUACAUCACUACUGGGAAAACCAUAGCUUUAACUAUACGGACCUUUGUUGGUAAGGUGAUGUCUCUGCUUUUUAAGAUGCUGUCUAGGUUUGUCAUUGCUUUUCUCCCAAGAAGCAGGCGUCUUUUAAUUUUGUGACUGCUGUCACCAUUUGCAGUGAUCAUGGAGCCCAAGAAAGUAAAAUCUCUCACUGCCUCCAUUUCUUCCCCUUCCAUUUGCCAGGAGGUGAUGGGCCCAGUGGCCAUGAUCUUAGUUUUUUUGAUAUUGAGCUUCAGACCAUAUUUUGCACUCUCCUCUUUCACCCUCAUUAAAAGGUUCUUUAAUUCCUCCUCACUUUCUGCCAUCAAGGUUGUGUCAUCUGCAUAUCUGAGGUUGUUGAUAUUUCUUCCGGCAAUCUUAAUUCCGGCUAGGGAUUCAUCCAGCCCAGCAUUUUGCAUGAUGAAUUCUACAUAUAAGUUAAAUAAGCAGGGAGACAAUAUACAACCUUGUCAUACUCCUUUCCCAAUUUUGAACCAAUCAGUUGUUCCAUAUCCAGUUCUAACUGUAGCUUCUUGUCCCACAUAGAGAUUUCUCAGGAGACAGAUGAGGUGAUCAGGCACUCCCAUUUCUUUAAGAACUUGCCAUAGUUUGUUGUGGUUGACACAGUCAAAGGCUUUUGCAUAGUCAAUGAAGCAGAAGUAGAUGUUUUUCUGGAACUCUCUAGCUUUCUCCAUAAUCCAGCGCAUGUUUGCAAUUUGGUCUCUGGUUCCUCUGCCCCUUCGAAAUCCAGCUUUCACCUCUGGGACUUCUAGGUCCACAUACUGCUUAAGCCUGCCCUGUAGAAUUUUAAGCAUAACCUUGCUAGCAUGCAACUGUGCAGUAGUUGGAACAUUCUUUGGCACUGCCCUUCUUUGGGAUUGGGAUGUAGACUGAUCUUCUCCAAUCUUCUGGCCACUGCUGAGUUUUCCAAACUUGCUGCCAUAUUGAGUGUAGCACCUUAACAGCAUCAUCUUUUAAAAUUUUAAAUAGUUCAGCUGGAAUAUCAUCACUUCCACUGGCCUUGUUAUUAGCAGUGCUUUCUAAGGCCCAUUUGAGUUCACUCUCCAGGAUGUCUGGCUCAAGGUCAGCAACCACACUACCUGCGGUGUACGAGCCAUCCAUAUCUUUCUGGUAUAAUUCCUCUGUGUAUUCUUGCCACCUCUUCUUGAUGUCUUCUGCUUCUGUUAGGUCCUUACCACUUUUUGGACACAUAUAUUAGGGUUUGCUAUUGUAUUGCUAUUUAAAGAAUAACUUAUGUAUAACAAAAAAGUGAAGAUUUGCAGAAAUAUGAAUAUAAAGAGAACUUCCCAUGAAACAGUUAUAUCAGCUAGACAACCAUUCUCAUAGUCACAAUCAAAUACAUUUCAAGCAUUUUGUGUUCAAGUGCUCAAAAAGAAAAUUAAAUCUCCAGAUCAUCUGUAGCAUUUUCAUGAAGGUAAGUGUUAUUUUGGUAUACAAAACAAAAACUUUAAGCAUCUGAAGGUAUCGAGACAAACAUUUUGUAUCACUUAAGUAUUUCCCCCUCGUAUUAUAAACCAAACACAUUUUAUUGUGAGGGAAGGAUUAAAUAAAACCUGAAAAGUGCAGCUACGUUAUUAACUCAGUGUAAUCCAAGCUACAGAGAACCAAUUUGUUGGAAUGACAAGCUAAACGUUUGGCAACAAAUGGAUUUGUAUUUCAGCGUAGGGAAAAUUAAGGAGAUUUUGUUCCUUCAGAGUAUGGGGCUAAUGCAAGCAGGAUAGCCAUUCUUGUGAGACAGUGAAAUGCCUUUGUGGUGACAUGAAACCUCAUAUAGAAACAUUGUAUAUGUAUUUCUUAUGCCCCAGGGUUCAAUUUCUACUUUAGUGGGAUCAAGAUUUGAAAUCACUAAAAACUGAAGUUUCAAUUUUGUUUAUCCAACCUGCAGGGUAUAAAAGUGCUUACAAAGGAAACAUAUAGCCAAGAUUUUGAGUUAUGAUUAUUUCUUUCUUUUCUGCAUGGACAACCUUUACUUUAAAUAGGGCUUUAAAAAUAUACAGUAAACUCGGAGUCUUAAAAAAAAAAAUAUUACAGCAGUAAGUGAGAAUUUCACUUUCUUCACCCUUGUAAGGAGGAUUAAAAAUAAUAAUUCUCAGUCUAAAGAUCUGUCCUUAGCCCUUCUGGCGAUCUUAUAUGAGUCUUCAUCAUCAUUAACAGUCCUUGGAAAGAGGUGUUAAAUUUGCUAAAACAGAGAAGUGUGCAUGUGGAACGAAGGCAGCUCAAUAACACUUCAUAUCUAGUGGCUUCAUAUAUAGGCUAAUAAUGGGUAAAUCCUUUUUAAAAAAAACAAACCAGAAUUUGACAUGCAAUGUUCAAAAAUGUAUAGAGAAAAAUAAAUAACAUGUUUUUCGUUAAGAAAUAUAUUUGUGUCAACAUCAGUUCAGCACCAGUAGAGUGAACCAUUAUUUCUGUGUAAUGGAAGGUAGACAGUUCCUUAUGGCAGGGAAAGUGCGGCAUGUCAUGGACAAUAUCCAGUAGAUGCCUGUGUAACUCAUACAAUCAAAUUAUACCAGAUUCCGCUCACAGUCACAAGAAAUGCUCAACUAUGUGGGGGUCCAGCAACAAAGGAUUGGUUGUUGAGGUAUACAUUGCCUUCACAACAUAAGCCCUGCUCAGGCCUUAUGCUCAUGGGAAAAGCCAACAUUUGAGCUAGGCCACACCAAUUAGCCUCAGCCCCAGGGCCACACAGACACCAGUCCUUCCGCAUAGCAUCUGCAUAUAAAGCAUGAAUUUCUGUAGAGAGCAAGACGUUGUGUAUUUGUCUGUACAUGUGAAAUCCCAUCCCUGCACACAUUUGUGCUGUAUGCACAAACUCCAGAGAAUGAGACAAGUUGAUAUAUGCUUUGUGGCAGGUGGGACUAUUCAGUGAAGCCUAGCUCAUGCUCUGAUCUUACCUAUGCCUAACACCUGAAGUGGUCUAUUAAUGUUCACGUGUGCAUCUCCUGAAAUAGUUAAAUAGCUGUGUGUGUAAUAUUUUCAAAUCAUCUAACUAGGGUGAGCCAGACUCUGGUACCAUCCACAGCUUUUUCAUCAGCAAAAUUGCCAGUCUGUUGUUUCCAACCACUGCCAAUCCAACUGUUCCCUUCCUUUUUCUCACAGCCAUCAUACUGCCCCCUGCACUUAGUUGCCCUCCAUCCUUGGAGACUGGGCUAAAGUGGCUUCAAGAUGUGUCAGACAUGAACACUACAUGCAGACUUUCUAGUUCUAGACUUCUAGAAGACAAUGUCACUUGGGAAAAGUGGUCUGCCCUAGCCUAGAGCAUCUACUUUAGAGGCCUAUGGGCAAUGCACAAACCCAGCAACAUUUUAGAGGAGAUUUGUGCUUUCAUGGCUGCAGGAAGAGGCUAGAGAUGGAUAAAUGCCUAGAGGAAGCAUAGUUGCCAUUCAAGAUGGGCACUUCAGCCUACACUAAGAUCAGGUUAACCUUGAUUUUCAUGAAUUUAAGCAGUUUUAAUACUUUGGCUUACAUUUGUGGGUCUCAGGUUCUUAGCUUGAGGGAUAAAGUUUGAAUCCUACAGAUCCUAUUGCCAUCUUUUUCACUUCAGUGUGUGAUCUUCUACAAGUGACAUUCAUUGUUCAGAAGGGUUUUUUUCCCUCUCACUGAUCUAAAAAAACACCUCUCUUAUCCUUUGAAACCUGCAGUUUGACUUCCAAUAUGUAGCUGCAAUGCACCUGAAUACUUAUAUUUUCUGAUUCUCAAAUAUGCUUUCCCUACAAAUCCUGAUUUCCCACAGUCCUUUAGAUUGUGAACCCCACCAAAAAAUCAAACUUUUGAGUUGCAUCAUCAUCAUCAUCAUUUUACAUUGGUUACCCAAUAACAUAGUUUGCUAGAUGGCUUAUAAAGAUAAAUCAAAUAAAAUAUAAUUUAAAAAAAUAAAGUCUUAAAACAAUGGCAAAGGUAUAUGUGUGAUUAACUAAUCUGAUAAGGUAUGUUAUAAAGCUACCACCAUACAUUAUGGAGGUGACCAUGUUGUACCAUGAGAAACAUGUCUGGGUAUCACACCAAUAUCCCAAACCAAUAUAGAGUCCCAAUCUGUGAGUUUGAUUCAGGGUUAUGUUGCCACCACCAACAUGUGACUUUUACAUACAGUUGACCUUUAUGAUCUGGUAAUACUGCAUUAUUGAUACCAGAAACUAUGGACAACCCAGAGAACAUGUACAUUAUCUACAUAAUUAAUACUGUCUUGGAAGUCUGCACUCUUGUGUCUUAACCCUAACCCUAAUGCUUGUCCAUGGCACAAGGGCAACUAAGCUGAAAUUGCAUUUGUAGAAGAAAGUAACAUAUAAUAUUUAUAUCAAAUAUGAGAUAUUCUCUAAAGUGAAGCCAGAGUAGGCAGAUAUUACAUCUGAAGGACACAGGUAACUUGCAUUUCUGAUUGGGUUCCUCACAGUUCCUUUCAAGAUUGUGUUCUUAAUGUAUGUUUCUUCCUAGGAGCACAUUUCUUCCAGGCCAAUGAUUUGCUGUUAAGGAUCAAACUCCGUACAUUCCUUCACACUCUUGUUCCUAUUGGUCCUUCAAAAGCACAGUAGCUCUCAAAUUCCUCUAGUCUAAACUCGACUCAAUUUGCUUUUCUCUAAUAAUGUCAAGCUUGAUGGCUAGGAUUUAUCCCAGGAUUCAGUUCAUCACUUUGUUCAAUGAAUCAGAUAAUUAUGUGCUUCUGGUAAACAGAGCAACAAACACACUUAUAAAAGAAUCCCCCCCCCCCGCCUUGACAGGGUUAAGGGAUUAGAUAUUCCUCUUGGGGAUCCUCUUAGAAAACUAAUGAAAUGAACAGGGGAAAGUAUUGCAUUGAUUUGAAAACAAAAGGGCUGAGAGUGAGAUGCACUUGGCUCUUAUUAUUCUAGCCAUCUUCAAUGAAAUUCUGGACAACAUCCCAUGUAAGGAAGUGUACAAGCCACAGUGGGGGCUGUUAUCUAACAAAAUAAAACCUCCUUGCAAGUCUUCAGUUUGCACAUUCUUAAUUCCUAAGUAGUUAUACUAUGUAUCACACCCAGUUUCCAAUAUUUUUAAAAAAUGUUUUGGCUAACAUUUGCUUUCAGCAUAAUGUGGCAUUUGUUAUCCCAUCAACUAGGAACUGGAGGUCUAAUGUUUGUAUGAUUGUGACCUGCACAGGCACCAUGGGAAUGUAAAGUUUGACUGAAGCCUGGAAAAUAUGAGAUCUGCAUUAUGCUUUAGAAGAAUGAAAGAAAACACAUACACAAAUGAAAAAAGCUGAAUUAAAAAUUAAAUAUUGAUGUAUGACAUAUUUUAUGAACGAUCCCAAACCUGCCAUCACUGUUUUAACUUGGCACACAAAGUCAUCCUCCUAGAGUUAUAAUGCCCAAUAAUAUAGCAAUGUUACACAGACAAUACAAUAACACUACUCUCCGAUGCACAGGUGAAAUAAUGGGAUGCGAUGCAUGGAUGAAAUAACACUACCCUUUAAAGACUUGGUCGUAAUUUGUUUUUUGAAUAAUGUCAUUUGCUUUCCUGGGCAAUAUUAUUUCAAAGAGAGAAUUCUAGAUACCCAGGGGUGGGUGGGUAUGAAAUGAUCCAGACUUUCUUUUGUAGAAUGCCUUUCUCGCUAUAGGUACAGUGGUACCUCAGGUUACAUACGCUUCAGGUUACAUACGCUCCAGGUUACAGACUCCGCUAACACAGAAAUAGUACCUCGGGUUAAGAACUUUGCUUCAGGAUGAGAACAGAAAUCGUGCUCCGGCGGCGCAGCAGCAGCAGGAGGCCCCAUUAGCUAAAGUGGUGCUUCAGGUUAAGAACAGUUUCAUGUUAAGAACGGAUCUCCAGAACGAAUUAAGUGCUUAAGCUGAGGUACCACUGUACUUCACUAGUUCACCAGCACCUGUCUUUUUUUAAUUGACAGGUGGCUUUCAUAUUAUUUAUUUUACUACUUUUUAAUUAAUUAGUCAUGUGCUCAAUAGCCUAUCUCUCUCACACACGCACAUUUGAAUGGCAGAGAUGGAGAGGAUUCUGAGAAAAUACUACACAUAUAAAAUCUCUCGUAGGGAGGUGUCCUGUUUAGAGGCAUAGGCAGAAGCAGACACACACACAGCUCCAUUCCCUCUGGCACCAAUUAGCAUCGCUUUUGAUUUUCUGAGCUGAAAGGAAGUGGCUUAAAUGAGUCAUAGAGACUGAACUUCCCCAUUACCCUUUGAGGUAGUCCCACAGGGUUGGAACAUUGACUUGCAUUUCUACAGUUCAGUGUAUGUUUUGUGGACAAAAAGGGGAUUUAGCUUUCUUGGACGUGAAAUCAACCAUUUGCUGUAUGUGUGUGUCUUUGCAGGCCAAGAGAAAGGUAUUAUUAGCAAAACAGAUAAAUAAAUAAUCUAAAUUAAGUUGUAAAUAAAAUAGAUUUCUAGGUUUAGCCCACUGGGUGUAGCUAAUCCAGCUGGGCCCUGAUUCACAGUGACAGAGGCUAAUCCCAGCAGUGUGGAGAAAUUGAAUCAAUAUGAGCAGAUGCCAAAUAUUGACUCUUUCCAAGCACAAUUAUGCUUCUCACCAAGUCUCCUGUGGGAUGCAUCCAAAACACCCAGGGACACCAGGUCUACUGGCAGUCCCUACCAGCCCAUAGCUUUAAUUGUAUUCUAUCCUGCUGUCAUAGCAGCAUUUUAAUUCCCAGUAAUAUAGUAUACCUUCCAACAUUUCUCCAAUCGAAAUAGGGACCUCUUAUUCCAUAAUAACAAUUUUACUAUUUAUACUCUGCCCAUCUGACUGUGUUGCCUCAGCCACUCUGGGCGGCUUCCAACAUAUAUAAAAACAUAAUAAAAUAUUAAACUUUUUUUUAAAAAAAACCCUUCCCUAUACAGGGCUGCCUUCAGAUGGCUCAGGGGUUGGAUAACUCCAUACCCUCCAACAUUUCUCUGAUGAAAAUAGGGGCAUCCUAAGGAAAAGCGGAACAUUCUGGGAUAAGAAUCAGAAACUGGAAUGACUUUGGUAAAUCCAGGACUGUCCCUGGAAAGUAGGGACACUUGGAGGGUCUGAUAUAGAAGCUACAAAACAUGUUUGCUUAUGGACAUGUCACUGUUUGAAAACUAGCACACUGAGCAAAUAUUUACACUUGGGGUUGUCAACCUCCAGACUCAGCCUGUUUCCAUCUGGGUGGUGAGGAGGAGGGAAAGGGGGAAAGCGGGUGGUAGAGGGGGUGAUUUCCAACCCACUUUUGGCCCUGGCCCUACCCAUUACAGGGUCCAUCCUUACCCACAACCAGCAUGUGGCCUCUGACAGAUUACCCCUGAAGCAUCCAUUAUCUUUCUGGCAUCCAGAAAUAUAAAUAUGAAAACAGGGCAAGUCAUGUGGGGGAUUUUCCGAGGCUGGCUUCAGGUUUGAAGUGGCCCUCGUCUCCCCAGUCCUACCCCAGAUGCAGCUUAACUGGUGGCACAUAAUUAGGAAUUGGCCAUUUUAAAUUCUGCAUAAUGCUGUGGAGAGAUGCUGCUUUUGAGACCUAGCCACCCAGCGUGAGGGGCCAACGACAGGUGGAUUCUGCCCAAGGGCAUAGAUACCAAGAUUCAGACAGUUGCCAAAGGUUUUUGGGUGCUGAUAGUGGCCCUACAACUUAUUCCUUCUUAUCACAAUAUUCCAUUGGGAUUCAGGAAAUUUUAGGUUCAGCCUAGAGCAGAUGGAUGCUUGUCCAGUGUGAUGCUUGACUUUUUUUCACUUCCAGAUCACAAACAGCUUCUGGUAGUCUAUUCAGUUUUGACAGCAGUUUGCCCUGUGGCAUCAAAAGUUUGAGAAAUGCAAACCCAAUGUCCCUUUAUGGGCACAGACUUCAGUGUGCAGUCCCUGAAAUCCCAGCCUAGAAAACUGUAGUGCCUCCAUUUUUCCUUUCAUUUGAUCCCACUGGCGACCUAAAUAAAGUGCAUGACUCACUCUAAUUGAAAGAGUCUAACGUAUGCUAAUUGGCUGAGACCGAAGAUGAGUUCUCCCCCCCCCAUUCUCAAAACUCUGAACAUUUUCAAUUUACAAUGUUUAAUAGAAGCUUUUCCUAUUGUGAGGUGUUACAAAUCACACUAUCUUCCACAAUUAACUAAAGCGAUGUUAUUGGCUCAGUUUUUGGUCAAAACAGAAGAGUAAACGAAUACAUUCCAAUUAAACCUCUAUUUUAUUAAUGUCUCCCACUGACUAAGUGAGAGGUAUGCACAUUUCCAAACAGCAUUUAAUUUGGAAGGCAGGGUGUCUCUGAUUCAUUCUCUGGCAGUUAUUCCAUUAUAAAUGCCGCUCUCAUUUUGGGCUCUUUUGUGGAUUUUCCAUUAUUUUUGUUGUGUGAGAUUUCCUUCUCUUCACGGCUCCCCCCACCCCCACCUCUUCUAUUUAAGGAAGAAAGUAGCCUUUGUUACCAAACCUACCCAAACCUUCAGGGUCAAAAACUGGGAGACGUGAUUCAGUGGCUUAAUCACAAGAGUUUUUACAAGGUUGAAAUCCAAGUAAAAAGUGAGAGAGGCACUGCUCCAAUCAUAAAUUAACAUGAAGAGGUAAUAAACCGUUCUUCCCCCCCUUCCCCACCUCUUUACUCUGAGGGGCUGGCUUUAAUUUUUUUGCAUUUCACAUGAAAAGUAUAUGCCUCAUUCAAGAAAAAAAGGGGGGCUGUGUUUUAUUUCAUUGUUUUGCAACAGGGAAAGUGCUCUCAUGGUUGGCCUCCAAAUGAUCUUAGUUCAGUCUAAAUGUCAGUGCUCAUGAAUGUGCCUGUCUGGAUUUUCUGUCAUCCCUGCUAAUUGUGCAUAACAGGGUCAGUAUUUGGCACCAGGAUGAGAAAAUGUGGCCAGCACCAUUUUGUGCAGCUGUCAGAUGUUCUUUAGCUGACUAGUAUAAGGACUAGGGGAAAGAGGGUGGGGGUGGGGUGGGGAUGGAAGCUCAAAGAUCUGUGGAAUUCCUAACAACAUAAUUUAACUACCUGUCAACUUCUUCUCACUAUAGUAGAGAUACUGCUGAAACCAAUGAAAUGGUUUUCACACACAUAGCUCUUUCUGCACACGACAAAAUAGGAUUUGCAGGGAAAACAAGGAGCCUUGCUAUACAUUCCUCUUAAUGCCAUGAUGAGCAAUUGGCACCAAUAAGACCUUUUCUUCUGAAUACUAAUUUACACUUGGGGAUGGGCAAUUUCCCCCCACCAAUACCACAGCUAAAGAGGGAAGGCUUAACACCUGCCCCCUCACAUGCUGUGUAGCUGAAGACAAUCACCACUUUCCCAUGUUUGCUUUUUUUUCAUAACAUGAGUCCUAAUCAUGUUGAUAAUGUAAUGUAUUUUUAGCCCAUCUUUCUGCUGCCUUCUUCUUCUUCUUCUUCUUCUUCUUCUUCUUCUUCUUCUCUGUGUGUAUUUCAAAGCCCACCUGGAAUUUGAAUGAAACAUUUUUCAUGUGCAUAUAUCCGUGAAGGAAAUGACAGUAUGUUGGAAAGAGUCCUACUGCCUGCUUUUGCCUGUGAAAUGCUACAGAUAGUUAACUUCCAGAUGGGUAGCUAUCUUUGUCUGUUGCACCAAAACCAGCAAAGAGUCUCAUAGCACCUUAAAGACUAACACAUGUCUUAGGCAAGCAUUAGAGGCCACUUCAUGAUAGGCAGGAAGCAUUGUCCUCAGCUGGCAAGGGGUAUAGAGGAGGAAAAUGGUAAAAGGUAGGGUUAGAUUUAACUCAUAUUCUCUAAAUAUCCCAUAGGGUUGGGUGUGUUUGUGUGUGCUUCUUUCUCUGACUUCAUUUCUAAGCCCCAUGAGCUCAGAUAAGAAAAUAUGUCAUGGCCUAAAAUUGGCCACUGUUUCUUUAAUACAAAAGGAACUGAGUCAGCGGCCUACAAUGAAUUGGCAACACUUGCACGACUCAUGUAACCUUUCACCUGCAUAUGCCUGUAUAUAUAGAGUGGUCAUUGAUUGUGUGAGUGUGGGUUGGUUGGAUGGUAGAAAGUUGGUUGUCGGUUUUGGUUAGAUAAGAAGACUUUUUAAGAAUAAACGCAUCAAUACUCUGCAAAAAUACUCAUUCUCAAGGACUCUUUUGUGCCAACUAGGGUCCGAGGACCAGGCAAAAGAGUCAAAGGAGUUCAGAACCUUUUCUUUUUCAAACACUGACAAAAUAUUCCACUGAAUAUUUUGUCCAGUUUAUGCCUUUUUUACACGUAAUACUUAUGAUUCCUCUUUGUCUCCCUAUAGGUGGAGGUCUACAGUUGACGAUUUCUUUCCUGGUUCUCUAGUCACAAAUCUCUGCUCACCUGGUGAGGCAUCACUGUUCUACUCCCAGAUCAUUCAGGUCAGAGGAUGUGGUCUUACUGACUCCCUCCAGCUUUCCCUGAAUGAGUCCUAACAAACACUGUUUGCUGUGAGCUCUCCAUGGUGCUGACAAAAUGCUUUUUGCCCUGCCUUGAUCUACUGGACAUGACUGGACUAAUGGACUUGCCUUGCCAUGACUCUACUCUUCAGAAUGCAACCUCCACCCCACCUGUAAAUGCCCCAAUAUAAAUCUAGCCUCCCCUGAUACCCUAAAGUGGGAGAAGACAGAACACCAUCCUAUCAAAAUCCCUACUCCAAAUCCCCCCCAAAUGUAAUUCAGUGAAGUCUUCUAAUUCAGUGAAGUCUUCUCAUUUAGCUCUGAAACAGAUCUUUGUUACGUUUCAAACUGCUCUUACUGGCAAGCAAAAUUAAUUCAGUGACAAAACUGUCUCUAGUGCUGGCUUUUAUCAGGAAGUAGCCCUCUUUAUGAUUUACACCUUGUCUUUAAAAAUCCUUUCAAUAUCAUUUUCUGUUCACUUUAAGGAGCUAUCUGUGGAUUCUGCUGAAUUAAAAUUGAAUCCUCUUCCCCUUUGUGGUCUAUUCAUAUCUGCCCUGAAAGCAGAGUAGGAAAGUUGCAACCAGCAAUGUCAAUAGGACCCUAUAAAGAUUAAUGGGGUACCUGCCAAGCAACAAGGACUCUGAGUGAUUUCAAGGAUUCCAAAGACUCAAAAAAUCAAUUUUGCUGAAAACGUCCUUGCUUAAUUUAAUACCUGAUAGUAUUUGACAUCCCUCUGGUCUAGUGUGAACAGCAAAUGAGCAUGAGGAUGUGGUUUUUCUCUAUGUUAUUGCCAUACUUACAAAGUAAAAUAAAUACACAGAGCAGUCAGGUGCUGAAUUUCCAUGUUUCAAAACAAAAUUAAGAUUUUCUUCAUGACUAUUUUUAAAAAUGUUACAAACAAAUGGAGAUAAUCUAAUUAUUGAAGCUUAUUGAAGAUGAAUAGAGAACUGAGUAGCUUAGUAAAUCUUGCAUAUAUUGUACUGGUUUGUCUACUGAUCUUCUAUAACAUUCAAGAACUAAUUGAAGUGGCUGAAAAUUUGGAUCUAAUGAAUUUGGGUGCUAGCUGACAUGAUUCUGUCUUUGUUACACUGUUGUUGUUUUUUACAAUAAAUUCUAGCUCAUGCUUGAGGCUCAAAUAGGAUAAGACAAAAUCUUUCUUCUGAUGAUGUCAGAGGUAUUAAAAUUCUGUUUUUAGUGAAGAUUUCUGCAUGUCCUAAUUACAGGUUGGAAAUAACUACUGCCACUUCUAUCACCCUGAAAAGGCCAUAAUGAUGGCAUGCAUGCUUGAAUUGAAUUUUUAAGCAGAGCUAAUACAAAAAGAGACACAAUUAAAUAGAUUUAAAGAUUACUUGAUCUAAGCACAGGGAUUUAGUGAUGCCUUUCCAAAUAUUUAAAAAACCUCUCUGACAUGGAGCAAGAGAAUGGAAACUUGGAAAAAGAAAAAGAGAAGAAUGAGCAUGGAAUCUAAGUAGAUUGGUGAAUUGAUGUUUUAAUAAAUAGAUGGUUUUCUGUAGUUAGCAAUCACUUAAGUGAAAGAUAAAGUCUCUGAACUGCUGGGUAAUGCACUGAGUAUAGAUCAGGAAACCCUGAGUUUCCUUCCAGCCAAUGUCCUGGACAAAGAAUCAUAAUGGCAUGGAUUCUAACUAGGCUGUUGUAAACUGAAGGGUUCCUUCCAUUCACUGAUGGGUUGAAGAUCCAGUUGAGGACCCUAUUGGCAGAAUGAGCAGGGCAAUUUUUGGCAAUUCCCACUCCCACUACAGUUUUCUCUACUGUUCCAAAGAAUCUCCUAGUUCUCCAAAUCAGAUUUUCAGGAGGCAAAAGGUUCUGUAGGAAGGGAGGGGUGAUCAGUGAAAGUUGUCUCCUCCCUCCUCUUCACCCAAUGUAUUUUGUUGCCAGUGGAAUCCCAGCUAAUAAAAAUGGUUGUGGAAGGGUUAGGCAUUAGGAUUAUAUAGUGAAGACAAUUAUUUUGAUUACUCACUGGUCCUAACACUUAUUUCCACAUAAAAAGUAGAGAUUUAUUGUGAACAUUUUGCAACGUAACUUUUGGACAGCUGAAUGGGGUAAGAUUGUUGAAUGGGCUAAUGAAGACUGAAUCCAUUUGUACCAGUCAUCAUCAUCCUCAGAAGUACUGGUUUUGACUUAAGGAGGCAGGAAUCCUGAUUAAUGGAUUUUCCAAAACACAUUGUUUUGCUCCACAAUAGUUAGUCUGUGGCAGCAGAAUAUACAAUACAUGUUAGUCUAAAUAGUCAGAAUAUAUUCAGUGUGGCCUUGAAGGCUUCGUCCCACUGCCUGCAUAUAAAUAAGGUUAUUUUUAUUUUUAUUUUUUCUGCUUUGUUUUAUUCCUAGCAUGCAUUCAUUUGUCUCAUGGUAGAAUUUUCACAGCUCCAUGUCCAAAACAGAUAUCCUACAGUGAAACAUCACACCGACACACAAAAUUAAUUCGUGAAAUUUUCACAGAAAGGUUACAUCAUCAAACACUAUAUAUUUCUGGAAGAAGAAAGAAAAUGGCAUAUUUUCUCAAAGCCUGCUUUCUCUAAACUGGAUUGUUUGGGCUGUGUGAAAAUGUACUUUGGUUUAAUAUGGUAAAGGGAAGAUAUUUUGUCUUUGCUUAAAAAUUAAUAUGUCACCUUCCAGGACAAAGCUCUCACAAAGCAGCUUAUAAACAUAAUGUAAAUAAUUUUUACUAUAAUACUGUUGCACUCAGGUCUUGCUUUCGGGCUUUCCCUAGGCAUCUGGUUGAUCACUGUGAAAAAAGAAUGCUAGACUUAAUGGGCUAUCGGCCUGAUGAACCAGCCUCUUCUUAUAUUCUUAAGUACAUUUAAGUUAUUUGUAUAUUUGUACAACAAAAGUAUACAGUUUUCUCAAAUGGAACCCCUUUCACAAAGCCUUUCACUAAACGAGGAGGAGCAGGACAUUCACAGAAGCUUCUAUCAUGCACUCAAAUCAACACAUGGGUGCACCUAUCAUAUAACUUGUUUGUAAGAAGAAGUGCUCAUUGCUGGUUCAAAUUGGAAUCUGACAAAGACACCCCCCCCCAAAAAAAAUAGAAGCCAUCAUUUUUUGUAGAAACUUUGUAGAAAGACUUUUUGUAAAGACAAACGUCUUAUAGGUGAUCUAUUAUUGUUUGGAGUUUAUAGUGGCAUGUUGAAGUUCCCCAGAACAAGCAGCCUAGGAGCAGUGGUGGAGCUUCAUGCUCUGGCACCGGGGGGCAGAGAGCAGGCAGGGCCAGGGCUGGCACGUGUCCUGGGGGCGGAUCACGCCACCUGCAGGGGCGUGGUGCCCAUCACGGCUGCCCCCCACCCGCACUUCAAGUCUGCCCUGAUGCUGCACCCAGUACAUAGGUGACCUACUCUGCUCACACAUCCAGGUCUUGGAAAACCACAAUUCCCAGGUUGAAUGAGGGGCUGGCACACAGAGCAGUUCCUAACUGGCUGUGCCAUGUUCCUCUUACCCAGCCUGCCCAUCCUGCAUACCUUGCCUUGCCCAGAAUCACUGCAAUUGUAGUCCCACUUCCCUGCUCUCCCCAGCUCCUCUCUUUCCAGGCACAUCAUAUAUCCCUUAAUUUAUAAAACAAUAAAAAAGCCAAAUUUAAAAUGCACAAGUUAAAAAGUUAAAAAAAAACAUUUUAAACAAUUAGAGCAAUAAUAAUAGCAACAGAAGCCACCAACCUGCUCCUGCCAAAGAGUCUGUUCAGCCACCAUACAUCCGGAAUUUCCCGGACAUUUCAUUUUUCAACAGCUUUUCUGUCCGGAUUUUCACUUUUUGAAAUAUGGCAACCCAUAUUUCAACCGUAGCUGGAGUCAGUCUGGGUCCUGCCCUCCCCUCCAGGCCAGGUGUCCUGGGAGUGUCAUGCAAGCCACACCUGAAGUGUCUUCUACUAAUCAACUAUUAGAGGUGCUCUAUCUGCUUUUUCACCUGGCCCUAGUUAAAGGAGCUUUGCAUCCGGGAUGAGAAACCUUUGGCUCUCCAGAUGUUUUUGAACUGCAACUCCCAUCAGUCCCAGCCAGCAUAGUUAAUGUUCAAGGAUUAUUGAAGUUGUAGUCCAACAAUGUCUGAAAAGCCUCCUGGUGUUCAUGAAUACCAGAACCCUUUUAUGCUCAGGGCCUGGCAAGCACAACCAUUCCCUGGAUGUUUGAAAUUUACCCUGGCCCAUUCUCUUUACACAGGGUGAGGGGGCACUUGGCUUGAAAGGGAAGCCAUUAGUUUGAGCUCUAUGCCACUUGGUGCCCUUCAAAUUAUUUUUGCUAAUUUUUUAUUUCUGUGUCACACAGGGAUGAGCAAAAUAUGUGCAGACAACUGAAAGAAUGAGAGGCAGCAGGGAGGGAACAUGACAGCUUUAAAAGGAUUAGAAACAAAGCACUGCAAAUAUGGAAACAUAAAGAGUCUGAAAUGGGGGUGGGAGUACAGAGAGAACACACAUUCCACAUUAAAUUUGAAUCUGCUUUGCAGAAGGAUUAAAUGCUCACUGUGGACUAGGAGAGAAUCCAUUUCUAAUGGUGAAUUUAUAUCAGUCCACAGGGAACCCUAUCAAGGCACAGCUGACUAAUGAGUAUCAUUUUCAGUUGAUUUCAUUAGUAUUUAAGUUAUAGCAUGAAGCACAUUCCCUUGGGUGCCUGAAAGUUAGUGAUUUACAUAUAUUCACUGAGAAGAUUUUGGUUCUGCUAAUGUAAAAGUGAUUUGUUAGCUGAGUGAAGAUUUUCUUUUCAUCUGCCUCACCUAAGUCCACCGAUUCAGAAAAAUAAAUAUUAACUAUUCAUAUAUGUUCUAUCCCAUUAUAGCUGUGAAUUAAAGUUAAAGUCAAAAUUAUGCUACCAGACAUGGCAUUCCCUUGUGUAUGAUUCACAGCUUCUGUGCAAAGGGAGGUUUGCAACACUGUAUUUAUUGCAGAAAGCCUCAAUGCAAUAGAUCUUUUUAAACAGAGUGUCCUUAAAGCACUAUGUUAUAAAACCACCUACAGAGGGAAUUGUCAGUGUAUAAAAUAACCAAGGGAAAAACAGGGGUUGGACGCUGCAAAUUAGCAUUUGUGUUACAAAGAGAGAGUUUGGUAUUCAGUUAGCACAGCUUUAUUUUAAAUCUGGCCAAGCUGAUCAAAACCAACAAUACAAGUGUCACAUCAAAUGCAAGCAUGUGUUGCCUACCCAUCUUCUUCAGUGCUAACCAUCAAAUUAAAAUUGCUUUCUCUUUACCUGGAGGGUGUUUUUUCCUGUUACAUUUUCAAGCCACAGAAAUGCUCUUGAAAAUCAUUUCUCCCAAAGGGGGAGCCAUGGAUAUGGCUGCUUCUAAUGAAGACUUUGUAUACAUGGUAUAUGUAGUGCUUCAGCUAUGCCCACUUCUCGCUUGGAAACAAAAACAUGUAUAUCUCUCUCUUUCUUUUGACUACUUGGUGUAUUACUUACACAAAGGAGGCCUCAACCUCCCAGGAAGGUGAGACUGUAGAAGAGCAAGUUAAGAGCAAGAGGGUUUUGUUUUUUCCUCCUUCUGCACUCAAGCACCAAGGAAGGCUGCCAGGCAGAAAACUGUUGGACUUGGUACCAAUGUGCUUUUGAGUGGGGCAACUGGCUGACUCUUCAGAGGGUGAUGGUCCUAAAUCCUAAUCUAGGGAAGCUGCCUUAACACUCAGGGAGAUGUUUCUGUUGGGUGUUAGAUGUUGUAGCCCUUACAUCCUAGUGAUUGUGGCCAUUUGUGUGAGACAAGAAAGUUGUGGGAAAUGGACACAUGGCCCUGGCAGGCAGAAGGUGCCAGAUUCAAUCCCUGUCAUCUCUGGGUAGGGCUCGUAAAGGUAAAGGGACACCUGACCGUUAGGUCCAAUCACGGACAACUCUGGGGUUGUGGCGCUCAUCUCACUUUACUGGCUGAGAGAGCCGGUGAAAUAUACUCAGAGUCGCAAAGUGAUUUCAUGCUCUUUAUUCAGCUCAUAGUGGUGAGGAGGAAUGAAUGAAAGUCCCCUCAAAGUAUCUGCUUUAUAUACAUUAUUUACACAAUGGGCUGCACAUGAUUGGCUAAUUCCGGAAUUCUACUGUAAGCCAAUCAGGUUGUGGAUUCACUUCUAUCUGGAGCAUGAUUGGGUGGUUCCUGCCAACCAAUCAUACUGCUGCAUUGUUCUAGGACCAAUCAGACUGCUGCAUUUUGGAUCCUAUUCAACUCAGUACAUAACAGCCGGCGUACAGCUUCCGGGUCAUGUGGCCAACAUGACUAAGCCACUUCUGGCGAACCAGAGCAGCGCAUGGAAACGCCAUUUACCUUCUCGCCUGAGCGGUACCUAUUUAUCUACUUGCACUUUGAUGUGCUUUCGAACUGCUAGGUGGGCAGGAGCAGGGACCCAACAAUGGGAGCUCACCCCAUCAUGAGGAUUUGAACCGCCAACCUUCUGAUCGGCAAGCCCUAGGCUCUGUGGUUUAGACCACAGUGUCACUCGCAUCCUAGGGCUGGUAGAGGGUGCCUAAAAUCCUGGAAAGUGACUGUCAUUCAGUGCAGCUCAUGGUGAGAUAGAUGGACUGUUUUCACAGCGAACAGCAUCGUGACCAAUGGUCAAACUUCAUAUAAGGAAGCUUCCCAUGAUGGAAAAGUAUUGAUGCAUGUUAGGCCAACCCUGAAACAAGCAUUUCUCCCCAACUUCAUAGGUUUAUUUCUUCUUUUCUGUACUCUUAGCUCCCUGCUGCUCAAAAUGGUAUGCAUUCUGUUGACAUCGGGCCACACACAGAGAGAAAUAUUUUGUACAUUACUAAAUGAGUAACAGUGAAGCAAAUAAGAUUCAUUUACACUGUAAUUUACAAUAAGCCUUUGCCUCUCCCCCCCCCCCUUGAAGUGAACAAAAGCUUGAUUGUCAUUGUAUGCACCACACGGGUUUGUCAUUGUUUGUUUUACUCCUUACUUCAAACCUUACAAUGUCAUUCUCCUCGAUGCUGGAGAAGUACAUGUUGUGGUACAUUUUACAGAUAAUUCUCUUUUAUGAAGACCUUUGCUCGUUUAUUGUUAAAUGAAUAUGCAAUAAAGGCCAUUCAGCUUACAAUACAGUGAGUGGUUGAUCUUUGCACAUGGAAAAAUUAUAACAAAGCUGGGUAGAAUUAUUUUUUCAUCAAAAAACCCCCCCACAAAAAACGUACUGUAUAUAACAUAGCAGGUGCAGUUUGAGACAACUUUGUUCAGCUUUCUACAGAUUUUUUUCUUUUCAUAUAGGCAAACCACAAUAAUAUUAGAGCAGCUUAUUAAUAGCUCCAUCCAAACCAGCACACACAUCCACUUUAUGCCAGGAAUUGAGAAUUUGUAGCUCUCCAUUUGUUGUAGGAUUCGAACACACAUCAGCCCCAGGCAACAUGGUCAAUGGCCACGGAGAAUGGGAGUUAAUAGCCCAACAACAUGUGUCUUGUAUGCCUCUUUACAGCAAUUCCUGCAGCCAUGCUGGUGCCAACCAUAUUGCUCUGCUUUCCUUUGUACCACAUCAGGGAGGCUGAUAUAGGGGUCUUGUCGUCUGGGCAGCCCAGGACCUCCAUACACACUGCCCAAGCUUAUGCCCCAGGGAGGGCACUUCAGUGUUGCUAAUGCAGCAAAAACUACAUGAGAGGGAGCAAUUCUCCAGCAGUUUGACUACCCCCAGAGGCACACACCAUUGUCUCGGAUGCCAGCAACUAAGAUUGGCCUGCCUCAGUCCUGUUACAUAGGUAUAUAAUGAUCAAGGCUGCAUUCAGAUGGCACUUUAUCCUGUCUUCCUGACAUAUAAAUUUCCAUAUUUUCCAAUGUAAAAUCCACUUCUGGAAACCUAGCGGUAUGUCAGGGAGAAUUCGGAGGAGCAAGUGAUAGAAGAGGCGGAGCAGGACUCGGGGAUGCUGUGGAGCCCUUCAACUGCCCAGAGGCUCAGGAAGGGAGCUCAGACUCUGGAAGAGAGGGGGCUUUCAAAUCAGCACAGACAAGGAGGGAAAUGAAACAUAAGGAUCAAAGACGUCUCACUCGAUUCCCAUGCCUACUUUGUUGGCACGGGAAUCGAAGGAAGCCACUCCCCGAAUCUGACCCUACAGGUUUGGACGCGUAAUCCUGAACUGUACCUGUUUCUUGUACAUAUGUAAUAAAGACUGUAAAUACAGAGCUGACUCUGCCGGGGUGUUAAUGCGAAGGGGAGACACCACCUUUACACGGUAUCUACUAGAAGUUUAUAACUCAUUUCCAUGUUAACCAUUUCCAGAAAAUAAUCCCUUUCCAACCCUGGAAACCUGGAACAUUGUGGGUGAUGUGUGUUGUAAGUUUCCUGUAGCUUAUUUAAUUAUUUGAUGUAUUUAUAUCCCACCUUUCUUUCAAGUUGUCAUGGAUUGCACCUCCACUACUCACAUAGUUUUGGGUGGGAUUUUGGCAUGUUACUGUGUGAUCAACAGAAGAAGCAUGCAUGUGCAGAAAGGGUGGGGGGAGUGGUGACAUGUACAAACAUUGUGUCACACCACAGCCACUAGUGUGAAUGAAUUUUACUGCCGCAUGCUGCUGUAUAAAUCAAAGGGCUAGAGUUCCAUAAUGCAAAGGGUUCUGCUGUGUAAAACAAAUGUUAGAAAUUGACACUAAAGUGAUAGUAUUGUAUACAAUAAAGUUAAAAGAAGAAACUCCAUGUCUGUAUGCAGUCCUGGGGAUGCUUGAGGGAUGCAAUUUUUGAGAAUGCUAAAAUGGAUUGAACUGAUCUGCAGCCCUGGGACUAAUAUGUGGCUUGAAAAGCAGUUGUCCGCUGGCUUCUGCACUUCUGAAUGUUCCAGUGAAGUUCUUGGCUUUUAAAAAAGAGCAUAUUUUUGUUUUUAAAUGUGUAUGUGAACGAAAUUACAUUUUGAAAAGUGCAUUUUGAGAGAAAAGAUAUUUAAAAUAUGUGUUUAAAUGAAUAGUUAAAUACAGUUUUCAUUAAGUUCGUCUUUGAAAAAAUAGGUUAAUUCAGAAACAGAAUGCAAUGAACAUAUGUGAAACUAAUAUAGACUGGAAAUAGACUGAUAUGCCCAUUCCUAAAAUGACCACAGGAGAUGAUGAAGAAGAAGAAGUAAUAAUAGGCAGGUAGCUUUCAUUCAGGUAAUUGACAUUAGGCACGGAACACAGAAUCUAGAACUCCUUAAUUUUUUGGAUAACGUAAUCAAUUCAAGACCAGUACAUAGGAUUUUUCUUAUCAUUCCAGUGGGAUUCAGAUUGCAUCUAAUGUGGACAGAAGUUCUUUUCAUGUGCUUUUCUCUUCAUUUAGGUUUGUGGCAUCUCUUGCUGAGAAUGCAAUCCAGACAACUUCUAAGUGAGAAAAACAACAUACUUUUUUCAUUUUUUCUUUCUUUCUUAUUUUAAGUGCUCGGGGAUCUAAUGCUAAGACAAACAAUUUGGCUGACAAUAUACAUCACUGUCACAUGCCUUUUGUUAUCAACAUUUUAGAUAAAUUCCAAUUGGUGUGAAUUCUUGCUUCCAAAUAUAAAUAAAUGGCCUGAAUCCAUUGUCUAUUAGCCACUUCAAAAGUAAGUUGUAAGUGUUUCCAAAACAAAAGGUCCUUCUAAAUUAUCAAAGGCCUUUUCUGUAUCUAUAACUAUCAAUAAGGUCUCCUCUAAAAUUCUGAAUUUUUAAUUUGUGGUAUGUAACACUUUUCUUCUAUCAUCUCUUUUUCUCCUUUAUAAUAAACCCAUGUUUGAUCUUGGUAUAUCUCUUUAUUCAAGACACUCUUUAACUUCCUUGUUAUGACACUAGUAAAUAUAUUGUAACAAGUAUUUAAAAGUGAUAUGGGUCUAUAAGAAGAUGCUAAUGUCGAAUCUUCACCUCCUUUAAGGAUCACUACUAUUGUUGCCUCCUGCCAUGAUUGCAGCAACUAUUUUUCAGUCUGGAUCUCACUAACUUUCAUUGAAGGGAGUUACUAAAAAGUUUGAAGUUUUUAUAGUGCAUUGAUGUUAAGCCAUCAGGACCUGGUGCAUAGUUUUCCAUUAAAGCCUAAAUAGCUUCCAAUAUUUCAUUGCCUGAAACAAGUUUUUCCAAUAAUUGCUUGCCUUCCUCAGUUUCAGAAUUUUCAUUUCAUAUAAAUGCUUUGUUAUUUUUUCUAUUUGUGGGUUGAUUUAUAUAAUUUAGAAUAGGGUUUUUAAAAGUCUUCUGUAAUCUCCUCAGGAAAUUUAGAAAUAUCUCUCUCUCACACACACACACCCCUCAUUAUUGGGGAAUUUGCUUCAUCUGUUCUGUUUCUUUAAUUGGUAUACAAUUCAAAUGUCCUUUGUCUAUUUAAGUUAAUUGACAGGCAUAAUUUGUGUGUUUCUUAAACUUCUAAUUGUGGGUGUUUUUUGCAAAUGUUAUUUUUAUUAUCAUUGAUGUUACUUUGUUUUGUUGUAUUUUAUUAAUUUCCAGGGUAAGUUCAGUUUUCUGUUUUUCCCAUUAUUAUUUUCGUGAUGUUCUUAUCAAGAGUUUACAGAGUUUACCCAUCUUUACACUUAAGACAAACAUAGAUUGAUUUUCUUAGAUACAUUCAUUUUAACAUCUAUUUUAUACUCGUUAUUUAUUUUCUUGUAGUGUUUCUGAACAAGAUUGUUUACAAAUGGACUCAGGCAAUCUUCAAAUAAUAAUAAAUUGCAAUCUUCUAGCACCAGUUACCUCUCCCUUUUUUUACAACUAUUGCAAAAAAGUCAGAUGAGUUCUGAGUGGCUUCAUCAGCAAAAAUCCAUGCAAAAUCACCACAGCAACCUCUAGAUGUCUCAUCCUUCAGUGGAUCUCCACUGGACACAUGAACCACACAGCUAGAUGCAAUUCCAGCAGUGGUGAUCAUGUAAGGCAUUUACAAUGAACAGUAGUGAGCAGGGAUGUCAGAGAACUCUGAUGGAAAUGAGAGCAUAAAUUGCCAAUGUUGGUUUAUUUAUCCAAUAUCCAGAACAGAAAUCAAUCCAGUAAAUAUGAUCAGCAUUCAUUGCUGCCGUUUUCAGUCCACAAACAAUAUAUAAAUGACGAACUUCCCAUGCCAUUAGAAUUGCAUUUCAUCUGCGUUGAAAUGAAUGGUGUGGAAUAACAUAAUAAUUUAUUUAAUUAUGUAAAAUUCUGCCAUAGCAGGCAUAGGACAUAGUUUUUGAUGCAGGCCAGAGUGUGGUGGAAUGGGCACAGGGCUGCGUGCAAUGAACACAAACUGAUGCCUUUCUGCACCAAUCGUAGCAUGACUGUGAUGCAAAGGUGGCUGAUAUGAUAAUCAAACAACAGUGUAAAGUAUUAUAAUAUUUAACACAUUUGGGUAAAGAAAUAUUUACAUGCUUUUAUGCUCUUUCAUUGAAUGCAUUCCACAGCUUGAACGAAAUAGCAGCUGUGCCUCCUUCACGGACCGCUAGCAAAUAUUAGUAAAUGAUACUCAGUCUGAGGCUUUCACUUUAAAUCAUUGGUAAUAGUGUUCUGCAGUCUUUUCUUCACAGUAGCAAGUGACUUUUUUUUAAAAGGUGCUAUAUUUUAUAUUGUGAAAGGAGGAUUUGAAAUGAAGAGCUCUUCUCUGUCUUCUGUGCUCAGAAACAGCCUUUUAAAGUGCUGGCCACAGACAUGAUGGAUUAUUAGCUAAGUGCAAAGAAAUGCCUUACUGUAGACUGUGGUGACCUUUGCCAGUGCUCUGGAUUUGGUACCAAUCAUCUGCAAUUAAAAAGAGUGUAUGAGAAGAAAAGAAAGAUUCACAGUUGUACAAUGACCAUUCUUUACUACCAAGAGGCUGUGGGAAUCAUUCAUGUCAAAGCCAAGAAGGCCAAAUAGCCUGCCUCUUCCCCCCACCCACAAAAUAUAUAAUAUUUCCUAAAGAUUUUUUGAUUUUUUUUGCAAAAACAUUGCAUGUGUUGACCCUAACCCUUCACCCCCAACCCAUUCUGCAGGUGUUAUAAUGUAGGGCUCUGAGGGAGCCACUUCCCCCCAUUGUUGGGUGAUGGUUAGUGGCUGGAAUAUUUCCUGCCACAAGAACAGAAGAAAAGCCCUGUUGGAUUAGGCCAAAGGCCUAUCUCAGAAUUCCCUGAGCCGAUGCUCUCUGCAUGUUGUGCACCACAGCUCACAUCAGCCCCAGAAAGCAUGGCCACUGGUGAGGGUGGCUAUGGUUCAAAACAUCUGGAGGAUACAGGUUGAGGAAGGUUGACUCAUCUAGUACAGCAUUCUGCUCCCCUAGUGGCCAACCGGAUGCCUAUGAGAUGCCCCCAAAUAGGACAAGAGCACUCAAGUUCCUAUGGGGUUGUAGGUAAGUUGUAUGUAAGCAAAGAAGCCCCAGAGAUAUCUGGAUCUUUAAAUCUGUGUAUUUAAAGAAAAACAGCACUUGUCCUGCCUAUACGGAUCCAAGCUUUUCACUCCAAAAGAACCACAGUUAGUGCACCAAACAAAAUAUACACAUAGAGAAAAGAUUGUAAAUAAAGCAGAUGCAAAAGAAAGGAGUUCAGGAAAGAGCAGCGGAAUGCUAAUAGGAAAGUAUUUUUUGUCAGUCAUCCUUAUUAGCUGAAAUCUCUGUGUUUCUCUUGCAUUUCAUCAUCUAUUUCUAUACUAAAUAUUUAAUUUGAGUUGAAAUUUGAAAUGAAAAAGAGGGGAGAGGGUUUUUCCCAUUAUUUUCCUAUCAGAGAGUUAUUUGAAAUGCCAAUGUAUGUGCAUAAGUGAUGUGUGAAGGUAGCCGCUAGGGAAAAUGCCAUCCAAGGAACAGGUUUUCCCCCAUAAUAUUCCCCCCACCCCCGCUGCAUUUGAAAGUCAAAACAGUGGCUUGGCUUCAACAAUGUGUACUGGCACUCCCUCCCCGCACCCAGCACAUACCAGUGCUGAUUCCACUGGCACAAUUCUUAUUAUUAUUUGGAGACUGAGGAACAGUACAGCAUGUCCUUAAAAAAUUGAGACGAAAGGCUAUCUGUUUCUGCAUAGCAUGGGUUGUAAAGGCCUGAUGAUUAACUGAGUAGAGUUAUGUAUUUAUUUGCCUGGUGAGAUCUCUAAAUGGGAAGCUCUCCCCCAAGUAUAAAAAUAAGUGGAGCUAGAUUUUCCUAUCCCUUCUCAUACAAAGCAAUACAUCUGUCUCUGACCUCCCAAAAUUCAUCACAACCCGAUGCAGCUAGGACUCUAGGCUACCUACAUAAGGCAUGGCAAUGUGAAGGGGGACUAAGAGACGGCAGCUUGCUCAAGGCUGUCCAGUAUGCUCAUGGCUGAUGGCUAUUUCAAAACUACCAUCCUACCUGUGCAGCUGGGCUCAAUUUUACUAAAAUAGCAUCUAGCUGUCAGUAGGUAAACUGCUUGUUUAAUGAGGAGCACCACAUUGAUCUCCCAAGUGCCAUCAGAUAUCCAGUUGCUGCCAAGAACAAAUUCAUGGAUUUUAGCAUCUAUACAGCUAUUGUUCAAAGAGACAAAUAUCCUUGGACUUUUGUCAGCUCCGACAAUACCUCAUAGUAUACACAUUUUGUGCAGUGCUUUAUCUUGCCAGACACCAAUAAGCAUGCCCAUUAUAUUGUAAUUAUAAGCUAAUCGCUCAUUGGCAUCUAGUGAAGACAUUUUUCAUUUUAAUGGUAAUUCCAAGGAUGACUACCAUGUAAUUUGUAGGCAAGAAACAACCACGCAAUUACUCUGUUAUUAACACAAUAAUUACCAAAUGUGUCCAGGCUUUUUUUAUUUUUGCAUGCGUGUAUCUUAUGAAAUUAAGACGCCCACACCUGCACACUGCAUGGCAAUUUUGUAGCUAGUCAGCCCAUGUUUUUCAAUACAAUGACAGCCACUAAUAUUUCAGAGACAAGGUAUCGUUCGGUACUCGGUACUAGAGAACACAGAAUCUAGCCGUAUGUCUCAAACAAUAUCAUGUUUUAAAAAGGGAUUAGCAGCUGCAAAACCAGCAUAAACUGAAUGUAACAGCGUGAUGAAAGAAGCCAAACAUGAUUGUUCAGUUUGAUUGAUUUGAUAUACUUUAUUGAUGGGACCGUAUCUCUGAAAUUGCAAGAUUAAUUUCUUUACAAAAACUUCUUUUACACUUAUGGCCCCACACCAUGUAUAUAAAAGUACAGAUCCAGUGCUUUUUGAGACUCAAUUAUUCUUCAAAAAUUGGAGUAUCUGUUCAUGUGAUGGCCAAGGAGCCAAACAGGGCACAGAACACCUUUAUAGAACUCUGCUCUACAUGAAUUGCACCAUAGAGGAGUGAAAUAGCGACAACAUUUGGAGGGGGGGGGAGCUGCCAUGUGAUUCAUCAUAUAGUCAAGUGAACUUUUGCUUUACUGCUCACCACCUACAUCAUUCAGAGAAAGAAGGGGGGAUGAUACCAAGGCCUUGGAUCUUCAAAAUAAAAGCCUUGGGUGAAGUCAUCUGUUCCAGGAAUGAAUUACUGCAGAGAUGGGUGAGCUUUCUGAGACAGUUUCAAAGUCUCUAGCUGUCUUGCACUACAGAUUUGUAUCAUAUUGCGGCUGAGGCAGAGAAUAAUUGCCGUGCAACUGUGACUCAGUUUCAGGUGUGGUGUGUGUGUGUGUGUGUGUGUGUGUAUCACACAAAAGAAAAGAAAUCAGAUACUGUUAUUUUCAGAGUCCACAAGUUCUACAAAUUAAAAUUGCACAGGCAGGAUCAUCUGUCCAACACUGAGGAUGCUGAGGGAAUUGGAUAUUUGCAGAUUCCAAUAUAAGUGGACCUGGUCUGCAUCUUCUGGACUAUCACGCAGAUCUGUUCAUACCCGUCUGCCAGCUUUUGCAGUAACAGAAUGUUCCAACACAGUUCUUGGCUGGAAAAAAACAUAUCACAUAUGUUUAGAAAUGUUAAUUUUGAGAUUAAAAAAAUACAUUUAAGAUAUGUGUUUGAAUACUAUUGAAAUUCAGUGGGCGAUAUCCAACAAAGUUGUUGCAUUGGCUCGAGAAUGGAUGCACAAUGUAACUUUCCUUUCCUCUCAUUUCCCUGUGCAUAUGUGUCCCUUAAAAGGGGUUUCUGCCAGCCCUCUGAAAUCUGGGGCGGGCAGGGCAGAUCGGCUACUGUAAUGUUUAAAAAAUUGCAGCCAUGUGAGACGAGCAAUUUACUCAGGUCCUUACUAUGAAAUCAGUGGAUGCUAAAUUUUACGUUUGGAAGCACCAGGGCCUCCAAGACAUAUGGUGGGAAUACAAAGCCAGCAGAGGGCUCAACCCAGUAAAAAAAGAGUUAUGAAGCAAAAUGUGCAGGCAUCCUUCUAGCCAAUUGCAUUGUGAGAAGUGAGCCCACUUGCACCAUUUUGUGUGUUUAGCUAAUGAGUGAAGUCACAGCUACUGCUGAGGAGUGUACUAGAGAAAGCUGGAGUCAUGUGUGGCCCCAUUUUCUGCACUACACAUUUAAAGCAGUAUCAUGCCACUUUAAACACUACCCCCCAAAGAAUUCUGGGAAGUGUAGCUUGCUAAGGAUACUGAGAGGUGUUAAGAAACCCAUAUUCCCCUCAGAGAGCUACAAUUUGUAGAGUGGUUUAACAAUCCAACCCCUCUUCCCAGGGAACUAGUUUAAAUGGUGCCUUAGUAGCACCAUUGUAGAAGAGAAAGUUACUUGGAACCAUGAGAAAUAUUUAAAAUAUAUGUUGGAGAGUCUUUAGAGCCAAGUUCCUUGCUGCUUCCCCAUUUAAAUUAUAUUCUAAGCCCAGACCCUUUCUAUAGAUAUCUAGUGAGUCAUAGACAGAGAGAACAGGCACAGCUUCACAAAAUCCAGCCUCAAAAUGCUAUCUCAAAUAGGAAGCACCAGUAUCUCUGAAUAAGUCCUUUUGGAAAUGCAGCAUAGUACUUCUGCAUCUAAAAGCUGUCACCUACUUCCCUAAUAGACUGCAAAACUCACAUUUAUUUGGAAGGGAAAGUAUUAGGGAUUCCCAUAAAACUAAUUUCCCUCUCAAUCGGGUUUAAAAACUCAUAUUCAGUUCAAGAAUGAUUGGCUAUUAGAUUGUAGCUGAAGUUUCAAGGGAGAAAUAGAAUUUUAACUGUGCAGCUGGGUGGGUAUUUGGAACUUUCACCUCUCCGUUUUUAAUGCUCCCUUAUUAGAAAGAUGGGAAACGCUUUUCCAUUGCUCUAGUCUGGUAAACAGGAAGUGGCGGGAAUAAAUGGAAGAGAGAAGCUUGACUAGAAAGCUGACAUAGGAGGUGAGGGAAGUGUCACAUUGUGCAAAGCAAAUGGCAAAAAUGAACAGACCAACAACAUUGCUGCUACAGCAGCAUUCACUGACAAAAAUUGGACCUUUCAAAGAUUACUCACUAGAGAGGCAGAGUCCUCUGAAGUCUCCCAAGGACACCCCAAACUAUUUUGCUGUUGUAAUUUACAGUUACUGACCCACACUUGCAUGAAUGAAAGAGUUAACCUGAGCUCAAGUUACCAAUGUGGGUAUGGCUUAGCAGGGACUCAGCAGCAUCUUUUCCCACUUUUCCCACUUUCCCCCCACUUUCUUUUUCAUGCUUCCUGGAACAAGAAAAGGAAGGCAUGUACAUUAGCCAAAAAUGGAUGGGAAAAUACAUAAUUACAUACAUAAUUUUAUUUGUAUGCUGCCUUUCCAUAGUUAAAACCAUGCUCAAGGCAGCUUACAACAUAAAAAUACAUAAUUACAAGCACAGCAAAAGUUGUCACAAACAAUAAAUAAAGCAUCAAAAAGCACACAACCAAAUUAAACCAUUUCCACAUAAAUCAUAAUAAGAUAAAAUAAAGAUACAAAAAUGUAAUAUCAAUAACAGUAGCAACCCCUGCCCUGACAAAAACCCCUAAACAAUACCCCAACCUAAGAGUUUGUUCAGCAGCCUCACCUUUUGAUGCUGGAGUCAGUCAGGGCCCCACCCUCUCAGGCCAGGUGGGAAAAGGGCUGCAGGGCAGAGAACAGAUAUUUCCAGACUCUCAGCCAAGAUAGUUAUUAGGAGAAAUUCAUGCUAAAAUGCAGAUGAAUUUUGCAGAUUGCUACAGAAAUGGGAACUGAAUUUAAGAUUGGGGAAAUGAGCAACUGGACCGAAAUUGGCAGAUCCUUCCAGCCACAGCACUCUGUUUUUCUUUUUUCUUUUUAACAUAUUUUUUUUAUUAAAGAUCUCUUGGUUUACAAAAGUAUGUGCAAUGUCUCUUUUUUCAAGUUACAUUUUCUACAGAUCAGUUUCAUUUGUUGAGACAUUAGUGUUACUUUAGGAAGAAAAGAGGGAAAGAGGUGGAGGGGGCAUGGUGAGUGGGGGUGGGGUCAGGGGCAAUGCUUCUAUUCUACUUAAUGUAUGUGUGGGGUUUUGUGUCAGCAUCACUUGUGUGGGUUCUCUUUACUAUUAGCUUGUGUUCCUUUGAUGGUGAGAGAGGUUGGGGUUGGCCUAGGGUGUGGUUGUUUGUUUGUGAUUGGCUGUGGUGAACUUUGUUUUCAGGUGUGAGUGGGGUCUGGGUGUGUCUUUGAAUCAGGUUAGCCAUAUUGAUUUGUAUGCUGUUGGUGGAUUCUUGUCGUUGUCUUGUUGGGCUGUGUGUGUAAUAAAGGGGGGAAGGCGUCUUGUUCUAUUUGUCCCUGUGUUUCAGACACAUUGAGAGAUGCCAACCAGGCAAGAAAUGAGUCAGGCUAGGUCAGAAAUGAGGAGGAAUUUCAGCUACCCUGGAACCAACUCAGGAAGAUGGGAAUGGGCAGUGGCAGGAGCCUCAAGGGGAAUAGCCAGGGCAGGGAGAUGCCUUUGGCCCCCACAGAAUCUGCCAUUUGAGCAAUCACCUCACUCUUCCCAAUAAUAUGGCUGGCACUGAGAAAUUACUCCUCACCUCAAACUCUCUCCUGAAGAGGUCCUUGCAUAAGUUUUCCAGAAACUGAAAUACACCCCAAAAAUUGGCUUGGGGGGGUCAAGAGAACCCCCAGAACAGCACAUGAGGGAAGGAGAGGGGGAACUGUUCCAUCUAGCAAGUGGCAAUGCUCAUGCAGACAGAACAUUGACUUUGAAUUCCACCCAUUUUUCCUACACAAUACACUCAACCAUUUUUCCACAUUUCCACAAUUUCAGACAAUUCUCUCCAUCCAGCCAAUUUCAACCAUUUUGAAUUUAUGGAAAUGGGUGGAAGGUUGUGUCCACUGGCAAGAUUGAUACCAACACCUCCUGCAGAAGAUUGGAUCCUAUUAACUGGGACAAAAUACUAUUGAUUAAAUAGAAAUGAGCUGGGGGGAAAGAGUAUGAGGCCCCUCCUAUUUCAGAUCUGGGUCAUUUAAUAGUAUCCUUUUGCAAGGGGAAAAAAAUAUUCCAGACGAACUGCUCGUUUCACAUCACCUAUAAUUCAGAGUGGCAUGGAUAACAACAGGUCUGCUUGGUGGUUUUGCAGCUAGCAGAUUGCCUACCCAUAUGUCCAGAAUGAGAUAUUUCAGGGUGAUUAAUUGUUAGCUGGCAAAUGUCAAUACCCCCUGAAGCAUAUGUUGCAGACAUACAGUCAUUCCAAAGGUACCCAUUAAUUUCAGCUUAGUCGUGCUUAGAAAAUUGCACAAAUACUGGUGUUCAUAUUUUAUAACAUAUCCAGAGGGUUUCACUGGAGCAGUAACUUAAAUGCUAGCUGCUGGCAGCUUUUAUUAAACAUGUGAAUUAGGGAAAGAGAGGAGACGGGUUGAAUGCUCCACUGGAGGCUCUUGUUCACCAACAAUCCAAUGUACAAAUCAGUUAAGGUGGAGUAGUUUGCUGAAUUAGUCCCCAGUGGCCAACACUUAAUUUCUAAAUGGAGAAGCCUGCAAGCCAUCGCCUGGUUCAUGCUGCCCAAUUUCUCUAUGCAGUCACGGCCAGAGGCACACAGCCCUCCUGGAAAAAGAUUAGUAUAAACGAGGCUGUCCAUGUGGGGAGGCAGCAGCCAUUUGCAUAAACGGGGCUGCACAUUUGUCAGACAUUGCAAUCCCAGAGAUGCACAGUAAGGAUGAAUAGAUGUCCUUUCUUUUGUUGCUUUGUUCUGUGAAUUUACUCUCCUCUGUGUUUUACCCUUCCUGAGUUCUGGUUGAACUAACAAUUAUAAGCAAAAAUUUACUAUUUGCCCGACAAUAAAUGUUGGAAAUGUAAUGAGACUGAAGGUACAUUCUUUCACCUUUGGUGGACAUGCCCAAGGAUUAAGACAUUCUGGGAGAUGAUUUAUAAUGAAAUGAAAAAGGUAUUUAAAUAUACCUUCCUGAAGAAACCAGAGGCCUUUCUCCUGGGCAUGGUCGGCCAAUUGGUGUUAAAGAAGGAUAGAACUUUUUUUAUGUAUGCAACAACAGCAGCAAGAAUACUCAUCACGAAGUAUUGGAAGACACAAUAUUUGCCCACCCGGGAAGAAUGGCAGAUGAAGUUGAUGGACUACAUGGAACUGGCAGAAAUGACUGGCAGAAUCCGAGACCAGGGAGAAAAGUCGGUGGAAGAAGAUUGGAAAAAGUUUAAAGACUAUCUACAGAAAUAUUGUAAAAUUAAUGAAUGCUAGAAAAAUGUUGGAAUGAAGUUAUAUGGCUUUAGUAGAAAUAUUAUAAGGAAUUAAGUACAGAUAGGUUAAUAGAGCAUUAAAGGAAAAAAUAAGGUUAGAAUGAGUUAAGAUAAUUAUAGGAUAGAAAACAGAGGAAGAUGGAAAGGAAUUGCUGAAAUAAUUAACAGAAGUGGAAUACAAAAAGGGAGGUGUGAGGAGGUCGUGGAAAUAAGUGAAUGAAAGAUGGGAUAAUGAAAUUGUUUGAUUUAUUUUAUUGUCUUGGUCUUGUUUUGUUAAUUUGAUGUGUUGUAUUGUAUUGUCUUUUUUCUUUUUAGUGUUUAAGUUUUUGGAAAAAUAAUAAAUACUAUUUUUUUAAAAAAAGAACUAACAAUUUUUUAAAAACACAAGUUCUGGCAUUGGAGCAUGCAUGGAUUGCCACAGCUUUCCCAUUCUUUUGGUCCAUGGGCAUGUUUCCUCCCCCUUCCCACUCUGUAUACUACCAAUUCACAUGUGCACUUUUAUGAAACUGUAAAAAAGCAAUCUUCAUGUGAUUGUGUGUGUGGUUGCAUCAAAUUCCUGUUGUGUAAUGUUUUACAAUGGUGGAAUAUAGUGUAGAAAGUGGGGAAUUAUGUGAGGAAGAGAUACUGUAAAAGCAAGUAACAUAGAAACAGGAAGUUGCCUUAUACAGAGUCAGAUCAUUUGGUCCAUCUAGCUCAACAUUGUCUUCACUAACUAACAAAGGCUCUCCAGGAUUUCAGGCAGAGAUCAUCACUGUACUUUUUUUGGUGCCUGCUAAAAACAUUUUUGUUUAAGUAACCCUACCAGGAUAUAGUGGUGUGCUUUAAUCAGGUUUUUAGCUUAUUGUUGAUUUUACUUCUUUUUGUUUUUAACUGUUUUUACUAAUAAGUUCAUUACUUCAUUCUUUUUGUAAACUGCUUUGAGGUUAUUGAAAUAAAAUAGAGAAAGUGGAGGAAUGGAAGUUUUUUGUUUUUUCUUACAAUCUCGCAAUACUACAACUCAAGAAGUCCCGUGAAACUGGCUGACAGGAGAUUCAGGAAAGAUAGACAAAAGUACUUUUCCAUAGAACCAGUGCUUUUUUUCUGGGGGGACUCAGGGGUACGCAUACCCCUAGACAUUUUGUGAAUCUAAGUUUAGCCUCAUUGAGGGGCAGUAUUUCAAUAUAAGUAGGAAAUUGAGAGUACUCCUAAACAUUUUUUUUAGAAAAAAAAGCACUGCAUAUAACACAAAAUUAAUUCUGCAUCCUUAUGCCCACUUUCCAGGAAAGUAAUCCAACUGAACUCUGUAGGACUUACGUGUUCAGACCCAGAGACCUCCCCCCUAAAUAAAUUCACAUGUGACUCAAAUUUUAGUUUUGGUUUUUGGCAAAAUUUAGGCCACAACUUUAUUGAAUACAGAUGGUGAGUGGUUGCAUAGGCUCUGGUUCGACUAGCUCCCUGCACCCUUGCAGGCAGUGCUGACUCAGGGCACCAGCAUAGGUCAGCCAAGGGUGAACACCUGGGAAGGUGAAAAGCCGGGAACAGACUAUGUUCACCACCCAGAUGCCCCCCUGGACUCAGGUACGGGCACAACCCCCUCUCAGGGGUUGAUCAGAUGAGUCUCUGGAUUCCUUUAACGGAAUACCCUUCACAUAGGGAUGGCAAGACCGCUCCCCCAUCCCUAUCACCUGAACCAGUGCCUAUCCGCAACCUUACAAGUAGUGAUGAUUUGCUACGCGGCAGGCAAAACCCAAAUGGCAACAGCCAAUCAGCCAAGUGGGGAAAUUCCUACAGUGCCCCUGUCCCAACAACAGACAACACACAACAGCAUAGCAAGGUCAAUCGCACAAAGCCCUAAAAUUAGGCAGAGGUGGGUGGGUGUUCCAAAUGCACAAGCUGAAAGUAGAAGCUCUGGGUCACGUGCAUGGGUAUAAAUAGGUCCCUCAAUCCGUUUGGACUGUACUCUAUUGGUCAGAUUGAACCCAACAUCGAGGGACCUACCAAUCGAGUGUUGUGACAAACCAAUCCAACUCACCCACAACACAGGAGGUCAGUCUCCAGGACUCACUGCAACACGUGCCCUCUUUUAGGGUGGACAUAAUUUCUGAGUAAACUUGCAUAGGAUUGUGCUGCAUGUUAAUGAAGCCACAAGCUGGGGUUGAUGGCUACUAGAUUAGAUGCCUUUAAAAGGGGAAUAGAGUCACAGAGGAUGCAUCUAUUAAUAUUUGCACACCAUAAUGGCUGGAUGGAAACUCCAGAUCAAACACAGUUCACCACAGAAGGCCAGUUGGCAAGGGCAACAAUAGGAGAGAUGCUGCUUUCAUGGCCUGUUUCUGGUGGUUGUUCUUUUGACUGGGCUCACUCUUAGAAAUAGGAUGCUGGACUAGAUUGACCUUUCCUUGUUGUGGUCCAGCUUCUGUUCUUAGUUGAGGGCAGCCUUGAUGAAAGCCUGGCUGCAAAGAAGUAAUUAAAGCUAGCUAUUUACUGUCCAGGUAGCAAUCUUUCAGAGUGUGAUUUUAUUUCUUUAACUGCAAAAGUUUUGCUUCUUAACAGUGACCUUUUGCAUUUUACCUAGAGUGUAUCAUUCGCUCUUUAUGGAAGGCUGAUAUCUCUGAUAUUUUUAAGGCUAUUAUUAUUAUUUUCGAAAAUGCCAAGGCCUUUAGCUUUAAAAGGCACCUGCUGUGCAUCUCCAGUAAUAAUGUUUCACAUAUUUUCUACUUGAAUGCUGGAAAUUCAUGUUAUGAGCUACAGGAAAAUGGGAAACUACCAAAUUUCUGAGAGCGGUCGUCGCUUGUCCUGUGAUCAUACCCGAGCUAGACUUCUGGAAGAACCCAUGUACAUUUGUCUCUCCCCUUGAGCAAAGGGUUUGAUCACUGUUGCUGCUUGCACAUGCUCUUAUUGCUGAUAUGGCAGCCAGCCUUUACAGCGUAAGUAAAUAAAAGAACCUUGUGAUGAAACACACAUUGUGAUGCCUCUACUAAGCAACAUGUGUAGAACAGACUGCCUCAGACUCUCCUUCAUUGGAGGUUUCUUAACAGAGGUUAGAUGGUCAUCUCUCAAGGAUUCUUUAGCUGUGACUCCUGCAUUGCAGGGGGAUAGAUUAGAUGACCCUUGGGCUCCCUUCUAACCUUCCAAUUCUAUCAUGAGUCAGAAAUGAACUCUGACUCAACUGACUCAACUCGCUACUCAAAUCCCUUUAAAUAGGAUUUCGCAGCUCGUGAUCCACUAAGCCAGAUGCUGUGGCCAUCUAAGUUCUGGACGAACUCCCCUCUCCAUUUUGCUUUACCCAUCAAGUAGCUAAACUCAUGAGGACAUUGAGCUGCCUGAUAGGUUUUUACCACACACUUGUGGCUAGAUGUGUUCAGCUUGGCAGAUCACAAGCUGUACAGGCUUGUCAUAUAGAAAGAUAUAUUGAUGGGUCCUUAAUCACCGGGGUUACAAACAUUUUCUUUUUCUUUUCUUUUCUUUUCUACAGCAUUGAUGGCUGCUAGGCCAACUGAUAAUAACAUGACCCAGCUGCACAGAGUCCAGAAUCUUAUUUUAGAAACCAUCCAACCAUUUCAACCCACUUCUUUUAAACGGUCAGCGUGUCAGCAGAAACUGCACCCAAACCAGGAGAGUUGGUCCAGAUACCAAAAUUGCUUAUCCUUUCCUAGAAGGGCUGGGGUAUUUCCUAACUGAAUUUCCCCCCCAUAUCCUCCUUUGAACUUGUAUUUACCAAAUAAUAUUCAAGCCCGUGUUUGAAUAUUUUCUUAACAAUUUGCAAAAAGGGAGAAGAUUCUGUUGAAAUCAAUGGGUCUGGGCUCUACAUAUAAAUGUGGGCAGGGAGACACUCAUGAGCUAGGGCAAUAUUCCCUUUUGCCCCUCCUCUGCAACCCUAUCUCCUAUUCCCCUAGCUCCCAUUCUGUCUGGGAAGACCCCAAAUAUCUCAGAGGAUUUCAGGACUCGGGGGUGGGGAAUGAUAAGUCCUGUUUAGGCUGAUUGGCUUGGAAGGCUGCUUGAUUUGGUCUCUUUGGUCCUGGCAUGGGCCACUUGCUGAACAGAAGGGUGUUGGCACCAUUAAGGUCACAUACACACGCAGCUUCCCUUUAUGGGAAUGUGGUAUUCGCCUUCCAUCAUGCCAACCUGGGUGAUGGAGUUAGUCUGGGGUGGCUUAGCCUAUAGCAGCAGGCAAGAGAUAUUCUACCUGCCUGUGUAUGUUAUACAUGCCCACACUUGAUAUGUGAAACUGGUGCAAGUUCUUCCUUGUUAUAUUUUAAUAAAUAUAGUCUUUUACCAAUUCUAUCUUUUCUCCAUUCUGGGCAAUGGGCCUAGUAAAUACAUGGUUUUUGUUGAGGGAAAAAGUCAUUGUACUCAGCAGCAAACAGGAGAUGUGACCAAACUGUUCUCACAGGAUCUUCGUACUAGGACACAUUCUAAGGAAUGUCAGGAGCUUUGACUGCAAGCUUUGUGUUGCACAGGGGUGGACAGAACUGCCUGCUUCCCAUCUCUGCCCAUCUCGCAUGUGUUCAUACGUCAAUGCUGUCCCAUUGCUGCAUGAAUCUGCAGUUGGUUUAAAGAACAGUAUGAACAUUUACAUUUAAAUAUGUAUUUCAUCUCAAAAUACAUAUUGAAAUACAUUUUUUUUUAUCUCAAUGUAUCUCAUUUUGGUACUUUUUUGUUUUGAGAACUGUGUUACAAAAUUUGGAGAAGUGCAAAACCUCGAGUAUAUUUGCAUUCUGAUUUGUAUUUCAGUCCAGGAGGUGCAAAUUGGAUCAGUUCACUUAAAACUGCAGACCGAACAAAACUGCCCUCCAUCCUUAGUUGCACCAUGACUGAGAAAACACAUUUUAUUGCACCUUUGAAAAUGGUUUUUCAGCAUACCACAGAUAUUCAGUGCCCUGAUACUACGAUUUCAAAAUUUUCAAGAACAGAAAAUAUUAACAUAUAUUUUAGUCCUGGUAUCAAAGAAUAGCUAUGACAUUGUACUUUGAAUUGCCAUAAAGAUGCUUUUUGAUGGAUGUCCGCCAGUAUUAUUAGAUGCAAAUCCAGACACAUCUAAUAAACCAAAUAUAGGUACUAUGUCUAUUAAAAAGUUACAGACGGAGAAAAAAGUCAAGUAUGGAUUUAGUUCUUCAUGUAAUGCAGAUUUCCUUUCUGUGUGCUAAAAGGCUUAUCCCAAACUGGCUGUGCAAUUGUCGUCUGCAAUUACCUUAGUGAACAGUCUAGAAUAGAUAGUGACAUUGCUAGUAGGAGUACAAUGCACCACAAAAAACUUAAGUCUCUCCCCGUUGUUCUAAUUCAUUUCUGCCCAGUUAUUGUUUGUGCAUUACAAUAAAAUGUAAAUCACUUAAUGCAAUUAAAGCUAUAUCCCACAUCAGCGAUCAUGAUGAAAAACGAAAGCGAACAGUCUAUGAGUUAGUAUAAUCCAUGUGUUGUUUUGAGGAUUCAUGGACAUCUAGGAUUAUCAUGAAUACCCCUGAGGUCUCAGAGUGUUAAUUUCCACAUUUAUCUCUGGUUUAGCUCACAAAUAUGCCCUGUUGGGAGGAGGCAGAAAGUUAUUUGCAUCUUAAUGUACCAAUCAUAUUUAUAUCAGAGUAUGGAAGUCAGGAAAUAUAUUGCACUUGUGCAGCAUGGCUGGCUUCAUAUAUUCAUCCCCUGAUAAUAUCCAGGUUAGAUUCUGUAGUCUAUACAGAAAUUUCAACGGCUUCUGAAUACAGCUGCUAGGCUUCUGGCUGGUACAAAGGGGGUGGGGAAAUGAAUAUCUCAUAAAUCAGGGUUGCUGUCACUAUAACAUGAUUGGAGCAUUAUCAGUGCAUGCUAGGUCACAUCACACCAACACUGUGGGCAUUAUCAGGACAUGGCCAGAACAUGAGCAAAAGCUGUUCCUUCACAUCACACUAACUUAAUGUUUCUGUACAUGGUCUUCACUCUGAGAUGUGCACAUAUAUUGGAAUUGUUUAGCCUCCAAUGUGUCUCUUUGGGAACUCUUCCUGAGAAUGCGAUAUCUUAUCACACAACUUAUAACUGAAGAUCAUUUGGAAUAUCCUGCUUUCAGAACCCUAGAGAACAACACAGCCAGUCAGCAAAGGCAACACAGAGCAAGUUGGAGAAUGCCGCUGAGCUCGUUUCCUGUUUGCAAGCUUCCCAUAGACAUCUUGUUGGCCACUGUGAGAAGUCCACUUACCUUAUUUGGUAGGCAGCGUUGAAGCCGGGCCCCAGGCCCUGCAUGACCCGACUGAGGGUCAGAGAACGGUGCCCUCCCCGCCAUCGCUUCCCUACGGCAUCAGCGCUGGGCGGGGCCCUGCUCAAGGGGCGGGCCUUGCUGACCAAUCAGUGCCGACAGAAUUUAAACUCCGGCACGGCGGGGAGGCCGUGGGUUCAACUGGUGGUCAGGCAUUGGGUAAGCCUUUAUUUGGAUGGAGGGGAGGUUGUAGCCUCCACCUGCACCUCCUCAUUAAGGGUAUCCUAUUAAAGGGAUCUGGGGGUUUGGAUUCUGUCUCAUGCCCAGACAUGGGCCAGGGCCUUACCCUACCUCAACGGGCACCCCUCAGGGUGCCCCUAUUUGAUGUAAUUCAUAGGUCUCCCCCUACUGGUGGUUUACUCUUAGUUGGACUCACUGCAGAUAGACGGGAGUCAAGAUGCCUAAGUCAAACUGUUCACAUCUGUAACCAAUAAAGUUGUGGCCUAUUUGAACCCAUAAACCAAAAUCCGCUUGUUCGUGUGCUUUAUUUGUCCGCCAGAGGACCACAGGUCAUGGAGCCUUGGCACACAACAUGGUCUAGAUAGGCCUUUGGUCUACAUUUCAAUUUAUUUUUAUGUAGGUAAGCAGCCUGUGUGUAUGUGUGUGUGUGUGUGUGUGUGUGUGUGUGUUAUUCCUCUGAUUGCAAAUUGUUUUACAUGAUUUUAAGCUUGGAUUCAAUAUUGUUGUAGCUUGCCAUGGAACCUUAUAGUGAUAGGCAGGUAAGAAAUCAAAGCAGGUCAUUGGGCUGCUGCAGCUGUCUGCUUUAAACUAAAGUUGAAGAAAGGGGGAAGUUAGCUCAAGCUGGUAUAAGCGCCUGGAUCUUUUUAAAAAACAACAACAGCAAGCUGACACUGAUGUGCCACCACUAUUGGGGACUUGAGCCGCUCGAGGCCUUUCUUUUGCAGUGUGGAGCAGAAGUGUAAAAAAAACCUGACAAAAGCAAGAAGAAAAACUGCAUUAAUGUUUACACCUCCUGCAUUCCCAUGAAUUGCUCGGUUCGAAAGAAUAACUCUUAAGGUGUUUGAAAAUUAUUAUCAUUACCAUCAUUAUUUAGAUUAUGCUGUCAAGGUACAUGGUGCUUUAGAGGAUAUAAAACUACAAAAAGGCAGGUCUUUGCCCUUUAAUUCAGCUGCAUUUAGGUUUGAUUUCAAUGAGGGAAGAGGAUGGGGGAAAUAAAACCUAAGGCUUCGUAGAAAAGUCAUAGGGGUUGAAGACAGAUGAAGACAGGUUUUUCUUGAUGCAUUAAAUCUGGACUAAAAUAAAUAGUGUACUUUGUGAACUGUUGCUUUAUUUCAUGACUCUAGAAGUGUAAAGAAUGAAAAAAACCUGAAUGUUGCCCAUUCCAUUCCCUUUUCGUUAAUUAAUUCCAAAAUGUACAACAAAUGGAGGCUAUUGUGGUUUCCCCACUUAUAUCUGUUCAUUAUUGGGACGCGGGUGGCGUUGCGGUCUAAACCACUGAGCCUCUUGGGCUUGCUGAUCAGAAUGUCAGCAAUUUGAAUCCCCGCAAUGGGGUGAGCUCCCGUUGCUCUGUCCCAGCUUCUGCCAACCUAGCAGUUCGAAAGCACACCAAUGCAAGUAGAUAAAUAGGUACCGCUGCGGAGGGAAGGUGAGCGGCAUUUCCAUGCGCUCUGGCACUCGUCACGGUCCUCCGUGAGCCAGUAGCGGUUUAGUCAUGCUGGCCACAUGACCCAGAAAAUUGUCUGUGGACAAACGGCGGCUCCCUCGGCCUGAAAGCGAGAUGAGUGCCCCAACCCUAUAGUCGCCUUUGACUGGAUUUAACCGCCCAGGGGUCCUUUACUUUACUUUUUACUUUACUUUUACUAUUUGUUUAUUACUCUUUUAGGAGUGGGAGGCCUUGCCUUUCUGCAGUGGCAGUAAUGGUGGCUGUCCUGCAGUGAGCACUGACCUCAGAGGCAAAGCAAGGCAAGACUGUACUAUGCAGGGCUAAUGCUGAAAGCUAUAAGAGGAGAGACCUCUGAUACACAGUCAACCUCAGAUUGGAGCAGCAGUUAUGUCCCGAUUACAAGCUUCACCUUCACAGAAAGGGUCCCACCCUCCCCCAGCAGCCUUUUACUCUGACAAAAUGGGGAAAAUUUUGGCUCCACUGAGGCUCCAUAAAUGCUGUCCUGGGCUGAAGAAGAAGAAGCCAUCAUCAUGGGGCGCAGGCAGUAUGGCUGAUUUAUCUGCUUGUGGAUCUGAGCUGGCUGCUCUUAGCGGGGCAGCAAAGGAUUCUCUUGUGAUGUAGAUGCUGGAAACUCUCUCCAUCUAUCCACAGGUUGUAAAUAUGUUCAAACAAACCAUAUUUCAUAAAUUUUCCAGAAAGAAACAUAAUCAUGGGACCCUCUGGAGUCUUGCUACCACUCAGCAUAGAUUGGGGGUGGUUUGUAACAAUAUGAAGGCGAUGCCAGCUGAUAAUGCCAUAAAUAAAGAAUAAAUGCAUGAGAAUCAAUACAGAUAUUUUUUUUACAGCAAAGUUAGAAUUAAGAUGCUACAAGUGGGGCUAUUCCAAGCAUCUGGUCACAUUUCAGGAUACAGGUAUUGGCUGUUAGAUAGUCUCAGGUUGCCUGCUAUCAUCCCAAUGUAAUGCAACCAUUAAUUGCAGGAUACUGCCACAUCUACUCUCUCUCUUUAAAAACAAAAUAUCUGCAUUUGGGAAGCUUUUACAAAACAUAAUAAUUCUUUUUUAUAUGCCAGUGUGCCUUCUUUGAUUUUUAAAAUGCUGAUGCCAGUCACUGUGAUUUCAGAUAAAUGCAGAAGUUAAGACCCUACAGAGAACACUAGAAAUAAGAAAGAGAAAGAAUUAGAUGAGCCAAAAUAGGUUUUCAUUGUUUGCUUGUUUUCAUUUUGUGUUGCUACAGUGUUGGACUACUCCUCAAGAAAAAUAAUAAUAAAAUGCAUUCCAAAUCAAAUGCACAUCAAUGAUCCCUUAAAAAUGUAGUGAUCAUGGGUGAAAAAAUCCAAUGUGAGAAUAAAAAUCUAUUUCACAGAAGUAAAAGGCAGCAUCAAGGCAGCUGUUUGUCUUGGCUUAUCCAUCAGAUAAAUGAAUGCAAAAUUCUAUUAGUCUACACUUGUACAGUGGUACCUCUUGUUACGAACUGAAUUCAUUCCGGAGGUCCAUUCUUAACCUGAAACUGUUCUUAACCAGAGGCGUGCUUUCGCUAAUGGAGCUUCUUGCUGCCACUGUGCCGCCAGUACACAAUUUCUGUUCUCAUCCUGGGGCAAAGUUUUCAACUCAAGGGAACUCUUCCAGGUUAGCGGAGUUUGUAACCUGAAGCGUUUGUAACAUGAGGCGUUUGUAACUCAAGGUACCACUGUAAUGUUUUAUUUUACUCACACUUCCCCCACCUCUCCAGCCCCACCUUUGGGCUACUGAUACUCCCCAGCAAUGAAAAAUAAUAUUGGAAGAAAGAUUUCAUCACCUUUCUACCUUCUGGGGAUAGGUUGGCAGAUAAAAGAGGUUUUGAGAGUCCCUGGUACCAGCUUUCCUCUGUUUUCAUGGCCUGAAGUCUUUAUCAGUUAAUUGGAGUCAUUCUACUAAAAUGUACUCUUACUAGACAACAUCUCAUUAUUUUGCGCAAUUAGUUUGCAAAACCUGAAAAAUGGUGUCCUAUCUUUGAGGGAAAUUGUUUUCUUGAUAGCUCAUUUGGCCCUCAUCAGCUGAAAAUGGCUGAGUUUCAGGACAGGCUUCUGAAAGAAGACUGAUAAUGGCUGGGUAACACCUUGCCCCAAAAGAGGUGGUGUGUCUGAGUUCUCAAAGACAAGGCUGUCAAAGAUGACAGUGCACAGUAUCUACUUAGAGCUGCCUACCAGUGGUGAGUGGUCAUGAUGGCUAUAUACUACCUGUAGGAACAGAGGUCACGUGUCCACAUGCUUCUGAAUAUCAGUCACUAAGAAACAAACAAAGGGAGAAAGGUAUUGCCCUCAUGUCCUGCUUGUGGGCUUUCCAUAGGCAUCUGGAUGGCCAUUCCAGGAAGCAGCAGGCUGGACUAGACAAACCUUUUGUGUGGUCCAACAAAACUCUCAUUUUGUUCUUAGGUUCUUAUAUACUGCCUGAAUUUGUUGCUUUCAGCUGGGUAGCUCACUGCUUCCAGGGAGGCUGUAGGUCCACGUUAGAGUAUCUGUUAAGUUGUUGUUGUUUAGUGGUGUCCGACUCUUUGUGACGCCAUAGACCAAAGCACACCAGGCACUCCUGUCUUCCACCGCCUCCCGCAGUUUGGUCAAACUCAUGUUAGUAGCUUCGAGAACACUGUCCAACCAUCUCGUCCUCUGUCAUCCCCUUCUCCUUGUGCCCUCAAUCUUUCCCAACAUCGGGGUCUUUUCCAGGGAGUCUUCUCUUUUCAUGAGAUGACCAAAGUAUUGGAGCCUCAGCUUCAGGAUCUGUCCUUCCAGUGAGCACUCAGGGCUGAUUUCCUUAAGAAUGGAUAGGUUUGAUCCUCUUGCAGUCCAUGGGACUCUCAAGCGUCUCCUCUAGCACCUGUUAAGUAUACUUAUUUAAUUGACACGGAAAUGAAGAAUACCUAUGUGUAUUGCUGAAAGGGUUUAACUGGGAGAUUCCAUCAAUGCUAAAUAACAGCAGGAAGUGGUCUCUGAGCUCCUUGAUGGGCUGAUAAUUAACUAUUGUUGUUUUUCUGCUAGCUAACAUGUGAGUGUUUAGCCUUAGAUCAGGUGACAAUGGUAAAGGUAAAGGGACCCCGACCAUUAGGUCCUGUCGCGGAUGACUCUGGGGUUGCGGCACGCAUCUCACUUUAUUGGCCGAGGGAGCCGGCGUACAGCUUCUGGGUCAUGUGGCCAGCAUGACUAAGCCGCUUCUGGCGAACCAGAGCAGCGCACGGAAACGCCGUUUACCUUCCCGCCAGAGCAGUACAUAUUUAUCUACUUGCACUUCGAUGUGCUUUCGAACUGCUAGGUUGGCAGGAGUAGGGACCGAGCAACGGGAGCUCACCCCGUUGUGGGAAUUUGAACCACCGACCUUCUGAUCGGCAAGCCCUAGGCUCUGUGGUUUAACCCACAGCACCACCCAUGUCCUUGGCUGCAAAUCUCCAUUUUGAAAGGGAGUUGCCUUUGGUCUUCCAGUUACAGGCUCAGUGAAAGUAAGGAUGUGUAAAUGGCUCUCCAGGAAAACAGCUCCAGGCUAUAAUGGAGGCUGGAAUGGGUGUGCAUGUGUGUGCCAGACUGAGGACUGAAAGCUAAAGGUCAAGGCAGCCAAAGAAAUGAAAGAUGCAUCAACUGUGGGGACGGCUGCUCUUUUCAUGUAAAUUAUUAUUCUGUCAACUCUAAAGUUUUAUUUUUAUUUUAAAAAAGGACAGAGUAAAGCAAUUUUCAGCUAUUUAACCAAGUAAAUAUUUAGUUUUUAAAAGAGAGUGUAUACUUAAAAAAUAAUAAUGUAUAUUUGUUAGACACGGUACAAAUUUACUUAACUUUGUUUAUUUAAUACGUAACCAAAUUGAAAAUAGCCCAUAUUCAAUAUAAGCUGUUGUUUUGAAUCCAGAUAAGCAGCUUUGAAUUUUCCUAAUUUGUUUACACUUGACGCCUUGCUGGACUGACAUGAUAUUACAUUACUCAGCUCAGAGCAAUCUCCACACCUCCCUGGUAUUAAUGAGCCAGAGAACAUUAAUAUAUAGCUUGGGAAAAAGUCACAUUGCUUUGCCAUCAUGCUAUUUACUAAGAGGCUUUUUAACUAUUAAUGCUCUAGCAUUUUGUUCUGUCCUCCAGUGCCCAUCGUAAACCUUAAAAAAGAGUCAAAAACUGUUCUUCCCACUCUUGAAUGGAAAGUGGCUAAUUUUAGCUAAAAGGCUGCCAGCCUGCGGAGUCAGAGAAUCCAAGGCAAACACUGAUUUGCAUUGCGAGGUAGAACUGUUUAUGCUCUUGCUAUUUACACAGGCAGACAACAUGCACACACACAAAUGAGGAAACCGCAUGGUCACAGCAGGAGUCAAAUAAAACCUGCUGACUUAAACAUACGGAGCAGACAGGGCCUAAAUAUAUACAGGCUGCUGCUCCCCUUGGAUUGUAGUAGCUUCAACAAGACAUAAAUAUUUGAAGAAGCAAAAGGUGAGAUUUCUUCUUAGCAAACAUCCCUAUCCUGUGAGCAGAGGCAAAUUUCAGAGACCACAACCCAUUUAGCUGCACUGGGUGCAGAGCCUUUGGGGAGCUGCAGGGGGCGCCUCAACUAUGCUGUAAAAUGGAAGGUGAGAGUUGGGGUGCAAAAUUUUGGUGUUGCACAGGGCACCACUGAAAUUUGAGACCCCAAGGUCCACUGCUGUGGUGAGACCUCCAGAAUAUCUGCUUCCUUUCCAAUUGAUUUGAUGUCUGUUUUCACAUCUCCCAACAUCUUUGGGUCACCCAAAGGUGUCUUGGAUGGGCAGAAAAAAGCACUCUGGCUUAUGGGAGGUGGGGGCCACUGCAAAUUCUGAAUAUUCUCUCUUUCCUGCUGCAGCUCUUACACACCAUCCACCCCAUGCUGUUCUAUAUUUACUGAUAAUUUAAGAGCUUUGCAUGCAGGGUAAAACCUUCCUAAAGCAGCUAACAAUAGUAGUUGAAACAUCAUCAAAUAAACAGUCUCUCUCUCUCUCUCUCUCUCUCUCUCUCACACACACACACACACACACACACACACACACCUGAGAGCAGAUUUUCAAGGGGCUCAUGGGGAGUUGAAGUGAAGAGGUUUGGACAGGAAAUAUCCCGAUUGCAUGAGUAGAAUUUGGCUUAGAAACUUCACUAUGCCAACCGAUUAAGCUAAGUGGGUCCUUCUUUCAUGAAUGCAUAUGUAGUAGAGUAGAUAUGAGAGAUAUCGUGACUGCUACAUACCUUAAGUUUCACACUCUAAACCUGUCCCACCUCUCUGCUAGCUCAAAUACCUUUACUAAAUCUGUGACAGCUCACAGUGAGACAUUGCAAAAUAUCAGUGGCUGUCCUGAUAACUGCAAGGCUUGAAGGAGAGAUAUCUUGAUCUACAGCUGGAACCUAGCCAAGAGAGCUACUGGGGACUUAAGAGUGUUUUGGCCUCAAAGGAAAGAAUUAAGGAAUAGGAGUAUACAACUUUAGCUCCUACUUUUCUGCAGGCAGUCUGGCCCCUGCACUGGCCUCUGGUCAGCAGAGCAAUGCAGUCUGCUUGCUAUAUUUCAGGCACCAGCUACUCUUUUCAUUUUUUUUUAUUCCAACAAUCCUGGGUUAGGGAACACACCCUCUUAGUCUGUAUUUGACAAUGGCUGCCUACCAUCUCACAGAACUCAGCUUAUGAUAUCUUUCCUUUGACUUACAUUUGAUGUGUGCUUCCUAAACCUCAUACCAAGAAGCAGCAAUUUUUUCCUUAGUCUUUUCAGGCUGGUUAAGAGAUUGCACAAGUUCUACGCACUACAAUUUUGAGGGUAAAACUGUUUUGCACAAUUUGCCAACAGCUUCAUUGCAAGAACAUGCUCCAUAAAAGUGUACAUCUUGAUGCAAAUGUAUGUGUACAUACACAAAAACAUUCCACACAGACCUAAAUAAGAAAUAUAUUGCAAUUCAAAUGGAGCUAACAGUGACAAAGCAUACCCUAGUUGUAUAAAAAACAGGCAAGUUCAGACAGAGGACUAGACGUGCAGAGUCACUGCAUUAUUAAGUGCUAGAUGAUAGAAGAUGCUCUGUUGCACUCUUUGGCAGUUUUUUGCAGUGUAAUAGGUGCUAAUUACGAGGCUAACAGGGUGUUUAUCAUAUUCUAUCCAAAGACUGCUCCCACUUGAAUAGGUGACUUUUCAUGAGUUGGAGCUUUUUUAAAGCAGAUGUUCAGGAUGUUUUUAAUAUAGAGUUUUAUCUGGAGGAAUUUAACAGUCCUGACUGUAAUAAAUAAAUAUAUUGAAAGAAUUCCCAGUGCCUCCAGCGGAGCCAGAAUUUUAUCUAAUAUAAAUGAAGAAGGAUUAACAUCUCUCGCCUGUUCUCAUGGUUGAUUGAACAAUGCAGAGUCAUUCAUCUUUGUAUACCCUUUUUUCCCAAAGUAGAAUUAUCUCCAGGUAUUUACCUUGACUUCUACUUUUUCUCAUGGCAAGACACCUUUAUGAAUACCAGGCCUGCUUCAAAUCAGUUAUGAGAGAGCCACAAGAGGUAUUUGCUCAAGAAAGGCACUCUGAAGAUGUUGCCACACGGCACAAAAUAUAAAUCUUGAUUUAUUGUGUUGAGAUCUUCUGCCAGUCAGGCUGCUUACUUGACCACCAUGAUUGUUUCAGUUUAUCAGUGAAUACAUGGCAUCAGCCAAAUUUUUGGCCUUGGAUGUGUAGACCUCAAAAUCUGCAGUGCAAAGGUGUCCUUAAAACAGUUAUUGCCCCUAUAGUGUGCCUUUCCUUGGUUAUAUUUCCACAUUAAUUUCUGUAAAAGUAAAAAGACUUCCCUUAUAAAACAACAACAACAACAAUGUAGUAUAAUGGGGUUUUGAAGAAGGGCAGCAUCCACGAAGGCUGCAGAAUUCAGAACACUGAUCAUAUGAUUUGUGGAAUGAAAGAAAGUAUAGUUGUAAAGUCUUCGGCUCCCUCAAAAGUAAGGUGAGUGCAACAACAACAAAACCCACACCAUAGCCAGAAGAAUUCCACAAAAAAGGCUCUCCCUUUUGAUAAUUUUCAAAUGCAAUUUCUUUUCUCAUUAAUUAACAUAACAUGGUCAAAUACAUACAGAAGAAAUUUUCAACACAGCUCUAGUACAAAUAUCAAAAGCUAUGAAUGUGUUCUAACCUUUGGAUUCCCAUUAGUUGUUUGUCCCAUUUGUCCUGACCCAGUUGGCAUCUGUCUGUCUUGGGAAACAAAUCCUAAAUGGCAGUACAUAUGAAUUCAACAACAUAUUGAAAAUUGAAUUCAACAACAUAUUGAAUUCAACAACAUGCAAAACAUUCUUUCCCUUCUCUCCACAAUCUUACUGCUUUUAAUCUUUCAUCUGGAGAGUCAAAAAGACUGACUAGAACAUAUACAAUGAAGAAGAGGAGCAGAGACUAAGCACUUUACAGUACUUUUUGAAAAUCUUAUUUAAUCUGCCAAGUCUGCUUUUUUGGUAUCUGCUUGGAGUGUGGGGGGUAUGUGUUCAGUCUCCAUGAAUCAUAGUCUGCUAAGGUAUUGAUUUCUAUUUAUGAAAUGUCUAGCAACAGCUGCAGCAAUAUCACCUCCCCUAAAUGUAGAUUUAUGUUCAGUAGUUCCUCAUUCCAAAGGUAUGUUGGUGUCUCCCACAUGUGACAAAACCUGGGCCAUUUGAGCAUAUCAAAUGUUAUCACGCACCAACAGAGAUUGCCCAUCAGUUAAUGGAUGAUUAAAGCAGACACUUUUAAUUGUAUUUUUACAGUGGGAGCUUUUAAAGGGCACGCUUGGGAGUUAAGUAUGAAGUGCUCAUUUAUGCGGAAUUGUUCUUUGUGCUUUUACCCUUCCCAAAGCUCUCGGUCACAGGACAGAUAUGGAAAAUCCCAGCAUCUCAAGCACAUCACAUUUCUUCUGAUUACAUAAACCAAGAGAAUCGAUAAUUUAUGAAAAUCCUUCUUUGCCUCCACAGAAACCACUAUCAAUUCCCUAAGUAAAUCAGAUUGUCUACUUUUCUGUCGUCGCAGAGUCUGAUGGGGUGGGGUUCUUUAUGUUUUUCUGUUGAAAAAGAAGUGGUAUACAUUUAUUGGAAAAGGGCCUUCUUGGUGAACAAUACUUGACAUUAUAAGAAAGCUAAAGCAUGCAUCUUGCAAAUAAUUAGGGACAUGGAUUUUUAAGAGUAGAAGGCCUAUUCUGCAGGAUCGUGUUCACUGAUAUACACUUUGGAUAAUUGGAAAUGUUAUCAGAUGAGCAAGUAUUUAAAGUAUCUUAUAUUUUCCAUACUUCAAAGAGGUUUGAUGUUGGUGCUCCAUAAUUCUCUAAUCUCUUCCAGCAAUAUUAAUAGAGGGUCAAUUUAACCAGGUUCUUUGGGAAUCAAGAGUGUGACUUGUGAAGAAGGCUACCAGCAAUGGGGAAGGAGGAGCACUCCAUUAAACUCAGAUUCCAGAGCAGACUCACUUGAUUGAAUUUGGGUGACUCAUGAAUAUUUUCAUGGGGUUAAGAAGGACCCACUUUUAAAGCAUGUACCCGGGUGUGAUGUUAGAAUUUUUUAUGGUGGGGGGAGAAUGAGUAUAUUACUAGAAGGGUCACCUUUAAAAAAUGAUAAUCAAGAUUAAGAACUCAGAUGAUCUUAGAAUGAAUUUUGGAUAAAUGUGAAGUUGUAUAUGUCUUGUUUGCAUUAUUUUCCGGCUCCGCUUUCUGUUCUACCUCCACUUUCAGGGGCAUUGUGCCUCUGAAUUCUAGUUGCUAGAAUCUGAAGGUGAGCAGAGUGUUGUUGCCAUUAUGUCCAGCUUGCAGGCUUUGCACAGACAUCUGGUUGGCCACUGUGAGAACAGGUUGCUGCACAUGAUGGGCCUAAUCCAGAAGGUGCAUCUGGCAGUUCCCUCACUGCGAGAAGCCAAGUUACAGGGAACCAGGCAGAGGGCCUUCUCGGUAGUGGCGCCUGCCCUGUGGAACGCCCUCCCACCAGAUGUCAAACUUUUAGAAGACAUCUGAAGGCAGCCCUGUUUAGGGAAGCUUUUAAUGUUUUACAGACUAUUGUUUUUUAAUAUUUUGUUGGAAGCCACCCAGAGUGGCUGGGGAAACCCAGCCAGAUGGGUGGGGUAUAAAUAAAUUAUUAUUAUUAUUAUUAUUACGCUUGAUUAUGCACGUAACACUGUAUUCUACAAUGGGUCCAUGACAGCAUUAAAAUUGUUCUGAUGUUAGACAAAAAACAAUAUAACAAAUAACAUGGGGGCUGAGGAUGUCAAAUCCAUAUACAUAAAUAAAGGCCUUGCAAAAUCUGCCUUUUCUGUUUCUGUUGAAAGACUUGCAACCUUCACAUAUUUGUCUAAUUUCCUUUCAAAGCAAUCUAACUUCAAGUGGUCAUCACCCCACCUCUUCUGGCUGGGAAUUUCAUAAAUUGAUUAUGUAUUGUGUGAAGAAGUACUUUCUUUUCUUUUCCCUGAAUUGACUGCCCACCAGUUUCAUUGGCUGACCUGGGGUUCUAUUAUUACUGGAAAGAGAGAAAAGUAUUACCGAUAAUAUUUGGAGAGAAAAACAAUUUGAGAAUAAUUCAGUUUGAGCUCUGUGGGCAUAUAUCUUAGAAUAUAUGCCCUGACUGGUGGUGUAAUUGCCACAUUUAAAAUUGUGCUGGCUCUAAAAAUAAUUGGUUUUCCAAAAAGAGUAAUAGGAGAAAACAUUUUAAACAUAAAGUCAUUUUUAUUCAGAAACCUUUUUAUUAAUUGAGCCAAGAACGGAGGAGUAAAGAUAUCAAAUUACUUAUUUAAAAUGAUGGAUCGUCCUUGUAAUAUAUUGAGGUAUGAAGAAUAAACUAGUUGAUCACUUGCUGGGAAUCUGAGUACCAUACAUAUUUUUAAAGCUGUUGAACUCCUAAGAAGAUGGAGAAAUUUGCUUAGGUUGCAGUUUUUGAAAAGCUGAACAAUCAACCAGCAUCAACUUGAAUCAAAUACUAUAGGACUUCUCAGAUGCUAGUCUAAUGGCAUUUCCUUCUGUGUAAUAUAGAGUGAAAUAUCAUCUCCUGUUACCUGUCUCUGUAUUAAAGGAAUCCACUUGCUUAAGAUGGAAUGAUGGCCAUCAACUUGGAUGGUUUCAAAAAGGGAUUAGACAGAUUAAUGGCAGAUAAGGUUAUAAAUGGCUACUAGCCACAAAGACUAUCUCCACUGUCAAAGGUAGUAUGCCAGAUUCUGGGGAUCACAAGUGAGGAGAGCAAUGUUGCAUUUUGGUCUUGCUUUCAGGCUUCUCAUGGGCAUCUGCUGUACUAAAUGGACCAGUGGCCUGAUCCAACAGUGCUUUUCUAUAUUCUUGGAGAGCAAUCAGUUUAAUUGGAGGCGUGAAUAUAACAGGGCAUCCUAAAUGCUGAUCCAUAAGGAAGUAUGUGUCUUAAUAAGUUAGGGCAUGAUCCAUACCCAUGCAGGUACAGAUGUGUAUAACAACACAAACCGUUAUAUUCAAUAGAAGGUCCUUCUACACACCUUCCAUUCAUGCAGCCAGUCAGACAGUCACUUCUGCAGGCCCACAAAUGCAACUUUACAUGGCUAGCCAGAUAAAAGGAAUGAGGACUCUAUUCAGAGCCCUUUCUGUCCAACAAGGUGCACCCAUGAAGGGGUGAAUUACACCCUGACUUCUUAAAAGGGCAGCAAACUGUUAAACGGCCAUAUGAAACACAGCCCAGCCAAAUGGCAAAAUGUAAUGACAUCAAGGAGCACAUUGAAUAAGAAUAAUGCACUCACGAGUAUCCAAUCACAUUGUUUUCAUUAUUUUACUUACCAAAUAUGGGAUUGCAAGCAUGUUUCUAGCAUUUUCCUAUAUGACAACUUCACUUUUUCGAGUGGAUGUGACAAACAAAAUUUCAAGAUUGUGCCAUUUAACUGUUCUUUGCUGUCUCCAGAAAUCUCUCCUGCUCUCAUUCGGAAGCACUGUAGCACAUGCUUCAUAUGAAUCAUGUCCCAGGUUCAAUCCCUGGAAUCUCCUGAUAGGACUGGGAGAAAAACCUGCCUGAAACCCUGGAGAGCUGCUGGCAGUGAGGCUGGAUCUACACUGAUUGUAAAAACGCUUUAAAAAGUAAUGUAAUUCAAUGUAAUUUUACACUGGCAAUUUUACAUUGCUCUAUAGCACCCUCUGUUGUCACAUGCUUAUAACGCGUUUAUAAUGUUUUAAAUUGACCAGUGUAGAUUAGUCCUGUGUAAAGAAUAUUGAGAUAGAUGGACCAACCAUCUGACUUGGUAUAAUGAGCUUCCUAUGUUCAUCAAACACUAAACAGAUGUCUAUCUGAACUUUGGACAUUUUACACACAGAGAGAGAUGGACAGAUUCCAUCCACAAUAUAUUUCCUACAUAUCAUGAACAGACCUCCCAAAAUAUGAGCAAUCGAUAAAACUUAUGAUUGGGAGGCACCUCUAGGAUGCAGUAAGGAACAAUAUUUUUCCUAUGAUCUUAUGAUGACAUCACAUGGAAGUGCUGGUUAUUUCUCACUAAGAAACCUCAAACAUUCUUAUGUUUGAGAGUGGGUACAUGCAGCAUUUCAAACAACAUCCCUCGUCAUUUUAUUCUUGAAGAAGCUUAUCUAUUUAUCCAUGGGUUUAGUUAUAAUUGCCUUCCUUUUAGAAGGAUACAGUAGGAUACACUUUUUCUCUGAACUAAUAUUAUUAGAUAUUCUGUUACUGAAUCUCGUUUUUACAAAGAACUUUGUACUAAUUUAAUGUAAAAUGCUACCAAAUAAUUGGAAGGGGAAUGAAUACGUUUAUAUCAGCUGAACUAUUUUAUAUUCAUUAUUUUCAAUAGACCUAUUCACAUAAAUCUGUCAGCCUCUUCACAAGACAAAUUCUUUACUGGUGGCUGUUUCCUUCAUUUUAAUUUUCCAAACUUAUAUAUCCAUUCAGAAAGUGGAAGAAGAAAAUUGAUUUAGCAGUAAGGUCAUGGAUAGUUGUUCAGGUGCCAAAUGCAUUCAUACAGUGCACACAAGAUGCAACAUAUUUAACACAGUUUACUGUGUUUAUCCCUGGUUGAUAUUUCAUUCUCCAAAUAGCAAUACAAGUAAACCACACAAAGGAACCAUAAUCCAGAUAAUAUUGUUCCAAACAUUGUUGCAGAAGCAGUAGAUACUAGCCUGAGAAAUGUGGGAUGGUCAUGUUUCAUUCCCCCUGAUACAAAGACCCAAACGGUCCAUGCCACUCAGUGAAAUACAGAGGAAUAAACAAAACAAAACAUGUAACUUCCAACACUAUUUUUCUUUUUAAAAAGAGGUGCCAGAACUCACCAUGAAUGCCUUCCUUGUUCUCUUAUAAUGGCAAUGGUGCCCACCUGAGUGGGGCCAGAACUGAGUUCCAGCCAAAAAAAGAGCCCUGGUAAGUUCCAGGAUGAAAGGUUGAGCACUGCGGGUUCUGUCCUUGCACAAGAAGCACAAGAAUCAUUACCCAUUCCCCAGAAGAUGAAAGAUGCUCACCCUCCAUUUUCUCGUGUUACAGAAGCAGCACAAAAGCAGGAAGUACAGCUCGCUCCUGCUUCCUGUUUCAGCACUUGCAACAUGAAGAAAGCAUUCAGAGUUGUAUGCUCAAAGCAGCCAUAGGUAAGCAACUCCUAUGCUUUGAGAUUUUCUUUAUUCAAACAAGCUCAGAACUCAGAACAAGAAAAUAGCAAAAGCAAUUCCAUUGCAACAGUUUUAAGACUGAAGCAGGAAGAAAAUGUAGUGUGUGGGUGGGUGGGCGGGUGGGUGUGUUAUACACACACACACACACAUUAAAAAAAAAUACAUUGUACAAUUUCAUCUUGCUUCAGUCAUAAUUAGCCUUACAAGGUCUUUUAUGCAAAAUCUCCAAUUUCAGUGGUGCAGAACUCAAGGGCCACAUUCUUUUCUGGGCAACCUUCCAGGGGUCACAAUCCAGUAGUGGUUGAGGCCAGAGGCAAAAAUUGACAAAGCAUUCAAUAUGAAUUUCCCCUUUGUACUGAAGGCAAAUUUCUUCAUGCCCUAACAUCCAUCUCUAUCCUCAAUCCAGGUGAGCAAGAAGCAUUAUCUGAGUUUGAACCAAGCAACAGCACCCAAGGAGAGUGCAAAUCAGGGCUGGUGAGUGGUUUGAGUUGGGAAGAUGUAGCCUGGAGUGAAUCCCAAGAGCACAGAGAGGCCUGGAGACCUGCAUUUGAUCCCUGAUCUAUACAAAUCUUGAACAAGAUACCGGAAGUUAAAGAAUCGGUGGUCAUCACCCCCCCCCCCAUGAGAUCCUUUCAUGCAUUGAAUUUAAACUGCAUUGCAAUUUAACUGGCACCCUGACAUUAUAAUCCCUCUUUAGAGCAAAACAAACAACAAAAACCUUGUUUGAGCUUCUCAGAGACAACAGGAAAAACACAGGCUUAGGGUUAGGGUUCUGCUGAGGAAAGCAUCCUGUUAAUGGCUUCCCACUAGGAGGAUGGCCUCGCUAGCAAAAGCAUUUUUAGUUUAUCUCCCCAUCUCCCAGCAGCCCUUUCGACCCUUGAAAAUCUGUCUUUAAGGAUUGGGAGACCCUCCUGAAUAGGAUGAGACGUAGUGUAGGGGAAAGGGGCCAAACCACCAGAAAUGUCCCCCUACCCUCCACCGUGUACUCCAAUUGGAGAUCCCAGUUUCCUCAAUUAAUGAAAGAAGUCCUUCCAUUUCUGGAGGGCUAAUUAGGAUCCAAGGCACAAGUAUCUAACAUGGUUCUGAGAGCUUUGGAGAUUAUCUGUGAACCUUACUUUCCAUCCCACAGUGUACCAGAACCAGAAGUCGGAAGAGCAGAAUGAACGCCACUGA
Molecule: messenger RNA, 95562 nt
Organism: Podarcis lilfordi (Lilford's wall lizard)
Lineage: Eukaryota; Metazoa; Chordata; Lepidosauria; Squamata; Lacertidae
Source: the annotation of a GenBank genome assembly